Pelobates cultripes (western spadefoot toad) is the source of this 90679-nucleotide messenger RNA. The record is from the annotation of a GenBank genome assembly. NCBI's taxonomy places the organism in Eukaryota, Metazoa, Chordata, Amphibia, Anura, Pelobatidae.
CCUCCCACGGCAGCCUGGGAGAGAGGUGUCAUCGCAGUGGCUUCAUUCUGACAACAUUGUAACUGUGUGUCCCUGUGAGCAGGAGGUCUGUACUUCCGGCCUGCUAGCCCAGCCACUUGCUGAAGGUAAGCUCUGUCUGCCUGGGGGGCUAGUCAGGGUCACAUUAGCCAGUCCAUGCAUCUUGGGGCAAGAUGAAAUGUCUUAACCUCAUCAGUGCUUGGAGACAUAGCUGCUGCUGCUUUACACUGCCUUACAGAGACUGGUGGCUAUCAGAAUUAAUGAUCAUAAGAAGACCAGAUGGCUAAGGUGACAUCAUUAUUUACAACCUUCCUGAUUGGACACUGACUUUAUAUAUAUAUAUAUAUAUAUAUAUAUAUAUAUUUUACUCAAUGAUUCUAUAGUAAUAACUUAUUUAUUUUUUAGAGUUUUUACAUUGCAGAAGCAGUCACAGAUUUCCAUAUAUUUAGUUCCCCCUUUUCAGGUAAUUCUGGAAUGAGCUGUCAAAAUAGAGCCAUGUGUCAUGUUUACGGAUAAAGAUCUAUUACACAGUAUUUAUUUUUUAUUUUUUGAAAAUUAAUAUAAGAUUUGCCUAGAAAAGUUUUCCUAAAAAAAACAACUUUGUGUGUGGAAGGUUAUUUUUUUUGGGUGGGGGCGGGAGGGGGGCACAGUCAGGUAAUCUAGUAAUAUGAUUUACAAGAUGAGCAGAAAAUUCUAUCACUUGGCUCUUUAUUGAAAAACCUUAUGACAUAGUAAUACAGACUGCAUACUGCAUUCAUGUAAAAGCAGUAUUAAAUGGACACUAUAGUCACCAAAACUACUUUAGCUUAAUGAAGCAGUUGUAGUGUAUCGAUCAUGCACCUGCAGUAUUACUGCUCAAUUUUUUGCCAUUUAGGAGUUAAAUCACUUUUAGUUCUUUUUAUGCCACCCUAGUCACACAACCCAUGGCUGUUACUCACACAGCCUGCAUGAAAACAAAAUGGUUUCACUCUCAAUCAGAUGUUAUUUAAUUUAAAAGUUAUCUCCUGCUCUGUAAAUUGAACUUAAAUUACAUAAAGAAAACUCCUGUAGGAUCUAGCAAGCUAUUAACAGAGCAGGAGAUAAGAAAUUCUAAAUCAAACAGAAUUUACAAUAAAGGAAGUGUAAACAUUAGAUGACUCUCUACAGGAAGUGUUUAGGAAGACUGUGCAAGUCACAUGCAUGGAGGUGUGCCUAGGGCUGCAUAAACAAAGGAAUUCAACUCCUAAAUGACAGAGAAUUCAGAGAAUUGAGAAGUAAAACUGCAGGGGCAUAAGCUAUGCACCAAAAUGUCUUUAUUAAGCUAAAGUUGUUUUUGUUUUGGACACUAUAGUAUCCAUUUAAAGAGACACUGUAUGCACUCUGACCACUUCAGCUCAUUGAUGCUUGACAGAGAGAAACAAGUUUUCCUGGCACUAUAGUUUGUCUUCAAUUAUUGAAGAAGAAAAAAACACCAGAUUUUCAGUUCAGAUAUUUCCUAAAGCCAAAUGGGGAGGGGGUAUUUGGUGAUAUACACAUUAAAUCCAAUAUUUAAUAUCUGCACAGGUGUCAGCCUCUUACAGUCUAUAAGAAUCAAAUAUUUCUAAAAACACAGUAUUUCUACCUGAUUUAAAUCAUAUCUGUUCUAGUAGGUAGGAUAUUUACAAUUUUUUUUUUAGACAUACCCACAUAAAUCUGCAUUAUUUGCUUUUUCUAAAAUAGCCAGUAGGCAAUUUGGUAAAUAAAUAAGAUAAAAUAAUACAAAUAACCCAGACCUUUUAUUAACUAGAUGGGACCCAAUCACUCCCUCACCAUCAAUACCAAUAAUGAAGCUGCUGGUCUCUGUAUUGUCAAAACAUUUUGGUUUUAUGGAAGAUUUCUAUUUGAUAUAAUUGGCAAUUGAGACCUAUUUCCAUUUGUAUUUCAAAUGUUCAAUUGCAAAUUUAAAUAAUUUAUUUCUAUCCAGAGCAACUAAUUGUUCUAUAUGACUUUUGUUAUCUGGGUUACAUUCCAUUUGAAAAGAGAAUUGUAAUGUAUUGAAAUAUGAAUUGCAAGAUUUAGAUGGAAAUUGCUGAUCUGCAAAUAAUUCUCCAACUCCGCUAUAAUUACUUCUUGGCUUUUUUAACCAGAUUCUUUUUCAGUUAACUACCACUCACUGUUUAGUGAAUGAGCUUCUGUUAUGCUAGUGUUCAAUUUGUUGCAUAGUAUCAUAUUAUUUUAGAACGUGCUUUAAAUAGCAAUGAGCUGACUUUGCGUUUAUACAGUUUACACCAUAAACUGUAAAAUAAACUACUCUUGUUAUAUAUUUAUGUAGCUAACAGCAACAGCACACUUUCAAUAGGUAAAGGAACUCUAUAGGUACUCAGCCCACUUCACCUCAAAGAAGUGGUUUCAUGUCGUUGUCAUUUUAACCGUGCAACUGAAAACAUUUCUGUUUUGUACACCUUUUAUCGGCUGUCCGCAAGACUCAGUUAUAGCCCCAAUGACUCUCCUAAAGAACAUUUCAUUGAUGCUAUCAUAUUCCUUUUAAGGAACAUUCUAAGCAGCAUAAUCACUGCAGACUGAUGUAGUGACUAUGGUUCCAGUAGUGCCCCAGCGACCUCCCAUAGUAAGUAGUUGGAAAGUUUAAGAAUGGUUUGGCAACUUACCUGAUUCUUACCAAGUGCCUGUACCACAUGUCUCGCCUGAGCUAAGCACGGCCUACUGCAAUGCUGUACUGAUUGGCUUAGAGCACUCGGUUCAAACUAACUAAGUUGAAGGAACACUAUAGGGUCAGGAACACAGACAUGUAUUUUUGACCCUGUAGUGUAAAAAAACACUAUCUUGGCCCCUGGCAACCCUUACCCCUCUAAAUAUAGUAAAAUCUUACCUAUGGUCCAAUCUGCUGGUUCUGGCUCUGCCCCUGAUCGGCCUUCUUGGCUUACAUCAUCAGAAGUGAUGAUCUCAGCCAGUCGUAGGUUUGGAACUGUGUGGAAGUAACCCCAUAGCAAAAGCAUUGGAUAGGCUGAGAUUGUCAAGGAGGCAGGCUGAGGGCAGUACCAAAUGCAGGCUUGGCCAAUCAGCAUCUCCUAGUAGAGAUGCAUCUCUAUAGGGAAGUUUCAGUGUGUUCAUGCAUAGUGUGAAAACACUGAAUGUCAGUCACAUUGUGCGGCACUGCCCCAGGAAGCACCUCUAAUAGCCAUCUGAGAAGUGGCCUCUGGUGGUGUCCCUAUGCAGUAAUGUAAAGACAGUGUUUACAGCAAAAGGCCUGCAGGGACAGAAUAUAGACACCAGAAAAAUUUUUGGAGCUCGUGUCAGACACGUCUCUCCGCCUGAUAGUCAGGCCCUGCUUUUUUUUUUUUUUUAUUAUUAUAAUGGUUUUAUUUUUAUUUAUUUUUUGUCAGGGACAACUAGGUAGUGUAAAGUUGGCACCCCAUAUUUUUAAAAUGUAAGUAAAAAUAUAUCAUUAAUUUCUUCUGCGUUUGUGCUGCAAAAUUUAAAGGAACCAAUGCAGCACUAACUAACUAGCCUGGUUUCAUAUAUUUUGGCUGUUGUAGGGGCCUUGGUGACCCUUAUUUAAUUGGUAAUAUCUAAACAAAAUUGUUAUUUUAUUAAUGAAAGCAGCACAAAUUUUUAUUUUUAAGGGGGAAAUAAAUAAUACAUCUCAAAAUCUGUCACUAAUGAAACACUGUGUGAAUUUAGGGGUUUUAGCCCUCAAAUAAAUAAUAAAUUUGGUUUAAAAUAUUAGUAUAAAAAGGCAUAUAAAGGUCUUCAACUUAAGCUAAAGAAUGAAUAACCAAGUUGUUAUUAAUGAUCCAAAGUAAUUUGUUAUCACUAGUUGAAAGUCCAAAUCAAAUUAUCUAUACUUUCCAUGUAUUUUAAAUAAGAUAUGUUUCAUUUUUGAUAAUUACCACAACAAUAACUGUAAGGAUAAUAUAAUGCAAAAUAUACAAUAUAACAAAUUAAAAUUGUAACUGUUAGAAAAACCACUAACUUUAAUAUCCAUACAGACAAUUAUAGUUUAAUUGCACACUUGUCAACCUAGUCAGCUGAUGUUCAAGUAACCGAAAAGCCAACAAAAGUGUAGACUUUUUUUUAAAUUUGUUACCAAGUUAUUAUAUUGGACUAUCAAGCAUAUUGCAUGACUAAUGACUAAAUUGUGAGUUAGGCUCAGUUUUACACUGAUAAUUUUUCUGACCUUCGCAGCAAUACUAGUAGUAAAAGGGUCCAUGAAAAAUUAUCUUUACCAAUUUCCAAUGUUGGAACGUUCCGUGCUUUGCCAGCUGCCCAGCAGCGAUCACUUUGUAAUCGGCUUGAAGAGCAUGCUUGAUUUCAGUAUUACAGGUUAAUCUCAAUGCAAUAAUGAAAAUAGUCAGUAGGUGGCGGUCACAGGCCACUUUCUACUAUUUUAGUUAGGAAACCCAUCUGCUGAUAUUUCUUUAGGGUUAGUGUUAGGUCAAAGUAAGAAUUAAUGCUGUGUUAGGGUUGGCAUAGUGGGGGUAAGGUUACGGUAGGUAUACAGUUAGCAUUGGAGUAAGCAUGGCGGUUUCAUAUAAUGUUUUGGGGGUUGUUAUAGUGUUAAAGUUAACUAACAAAAAAUAUUUGACAUCCUAGACAUAUGAGUAAUUCAACAAUCAGAACUGAUAUGUGAAUCUAUUUUGAGCUCUUAUGAGCUAUAUUUUGUGUAAAAAUAUUAAUAUAAGUAAAAUAUAUUAAUAUAAUUUUUAUCAUUUUAUUCACACUUGUGUUGGGAUUUAUAUAUAGGAUAUUAAAAGAAAGUUUUUUGUAUUUGGGCAGCUUCAGAGAAACUCUGAAAUUAUGGUGGCACAGAUUCUAGGUUUUGUUUUGGUUUGCUUAACCCUUACGGGGUUAAGCAAAGAGGAACUGCUGACUUCCUCCACAAUACAGGAAUGGGAGACUUUGCAACAAAGCUAGAAUUUGUGGGUAUUACCUACAAAUUCUAGAAGAGCAACUUUGAUUUUUAAUGUAUUACUGAUAUAAUCCUUUAAAAAAAGAUUUUCUAACCCCUUAGUGCUUGGUGAAAUUCCUAAAGUAGGAGUAAUUUGACAACUCUUAAAAGGGAUGUGUCCCCUACCAAGAUAUAUCAUUACAGCUCUUAUGCAGUUUUUUUCUUCCAAAUCAGACUGCCGACCUUUGUUUUCUCCAUCUUUCUCCUCCCCCCACCAUCUCCCAUUGUUCUCUUCCCCACCCAUACAUAAAUACCAGCCCAGUAUGCUAUUCCCACAAGGGAGGCCAGAAUGUUUUAAGUAAAGGUCAGGUCGCUCAAGAGUUACCACUUGUUCUUUUUUUUUUCCUGUGUUGUUUUGAAUUCUUUUUUUUUUUUUUUUUUUUUUUUUUUUCCUCAUUUCAUUCUUUCAUUUUCCCAUCAGUAUCACCUAAUGUAGUGCAUUCAAGUAGGAGGCUACAUUGUAGUAAAAAAAUAAAUAAAGUUUUACUUAAAAGAACCUGGGUUUUGAAGGAAGGACAGCCAAGUGCUCAGUGUAUAUUGUUAUUGAGAACUGCAUCAAUGUUCCAGAAAAGUACUAAUAUUAUGGUCUUCUAACGGAUUGAUAUUUGGUUUUAAUACACCAGAAUGCCGAGUACUGUGCUGUGGACAGUGGAUGUUUGGGGAAAAGUGUACACUUUGUCUACCGAUGGACAGCACUGGGAUGUGUGCAAAGAUAGCCAACUGCAAUUCAAAAGGGUGUCUGCUGUACGGCAGUGCUGUUGGGGAAUCGCUGGUAAUCAUCAGCUGUAUGUCUAUGUUCAUUCCAGCGAUCUUCCCAUACGAUAUCAAGAAGAAACCUAUGAGUAUCAGGUAGGCAUAUUUACUGGAAGUCUUUACUUUAAAGUGUCUCGUCUGCAUGUGUUUUUACUGGAAGAAACUGUACCUGUCAACAAGUUGUUUUUUUGUUGUUUUGUUUAAAUUGACAAUGUGAUGAUUUUUAUUCCUUAUGUAAAGCUCUGUGUAAACCACCAAUUUAUACGCAUUGUAAUUAAAGAGAAGCUAUAGUGCCAGGAAAACAAAGUUGUUUCCCUGGCACUAUAGCUCUCUAUAGUGCCACCUAUAGGUCAAGGUCCCACCCCUUCCCUUGAUGCAGAAGGGUUUAAAAACCUGUUCUGUGACUUGUCCCUCGGCACUAGCUCGGGCCCCAGCUCUGCUCCUCUCCCGUCAGCCGGCGCGGGAAAACAAAUGCGCUUGCGCGGAAAUGGCCGCACUCGCAUUUGUUCUUCCCCCAUAGGAAAGAUUUUUUUACAUUAUUUUACAGUGCUUUCCUAUGGGGUUUCGGGUGACGCUGGAUGUGCUCAUGCAUAGCGAAUGACUGACCAUCUAUGGUCUUGUGGACGACAGGGAGUAAAUGUUUAACAUUUCCAGAGUCUGUUGGUUCAGUGAAUGUAAUUGCAUUAUUUCUUGCACUGUAUAGUGAUUCUCUCUGUGUUUUUAGCGUUGGAAUCCUGUGGAUGGUUUUUGUGAUAAGCUGCUUCCCAGUGAUCGUUGGCAGUGGAGUGAUGUCACUGGCUUGAAGCACCAACAGCUAAACCGUUUCGAACUUCCCUCACAGCACUGGGAUUGGGAAUCUGAUUGGUAUGUGGAUGAAAAUAUAGGAGGAGAACCCACAGAGAAAGGGGUAAGUCUCACAUCUAGUAAAUGCUUUGGAGAUUGUAUCCACUGUCAAUUAGCAGUUUGUGUGUAUUCAGUGAUUUUUCGUGUGCAAAAAAAACUGUUCCUUAAUUGGUGAAAUUACAAUACACCUGGGAUAGGAAAAUUAGAAUGCUACUUUUACGAUAAAUAUCAUAUAAUUUUUAAGAUUAGUUUUCACCCCUGCUUGGGACUUGUGUUCUCCAGUUUGUACCAUUUGAGUGGAUUGACAUUGCUUAUUGUUCCUGCACUGAAAGAAUCAUAUUGGAACCAUGAUAGGGGAUUCUAAUUUUCUUGCCUUGCUAUAUUUAAAGAGACAUUCUAAAAAAACAGAACCACUAGAGCUUAUUAUAAUGGUUAAGGUGAAAUGUGUGGCUGCUAUUUUCUGUCAAACAUUAGCAAUUCAAGAAAAAUGAGAAUGACAGUAAUAGGACACUAGGAGAGGGUUAGCACUGUGCUCACAGCGUACCAUUGCUGACAAAGGAUGGAUUAGAGUAACUGUCCAUCAUCCAAGCGAUGUCCGAAGACUGCACAUGUAGAAUUUCAGGUUCUGUUUUUUUUGUUUUGGUUUGGUUUUUCAGCCCAAUCAAAAGCAUGGCUCAGCACUCAAAGACUCCUUAUGCCUUAACAACUACAAUAGGAAAUAGUGGUUAUAAUACUAAGAAUGUUUUAAUUGGCAAGCUAGCAUCUGUGAUUGUAGCCGUAAGAGUAACAUAAUCACUGACUGGCCUUGAAACAACAGUCUCUCCUGAUGGGUGUGGCCCGGUUCAAAAAGGUGCCAUAUGUUACCUCAUAUCCUAAGCAGCUGAUUGGUUCAUAACUGGCUCUGACUGAAAGGCUUCCUUGACUUAAUAAGUGUGACAAUAGAAUUGAUACAGAACAUAUAUAUAUAUAUUAUACAUAUACAGAGAGAGAGUGUUUGUGUGUCGUUAUAGGGGAUUGGUACGAGGGGAAGGACAAAAUGUAGAAGGAUCCAGGACUGAGCAAAAUUACAGAAUUUUUUUUUAGGUAUAUUUCAAUGCAUGUGAUAAGAGAAACAUUUUUAAAAUUGCCAGUGUAAAGGAACACUCCAAGCACCGUAAUCACUACAGUGUCCUCCCCCCCACUGUAAGUAGUCAAACCGUUUUCUAACAUGGUUGGCAUGGCCUGGUGGUGCAGGGCUUAGCUUAUUGGCUUAGCAUGAUCAGCUGAUCCAUUAUAAAAUGGUUUGACUACUUACAAUGGAGGGGCACUCCUGGCACCAUAACCACUACAGUUACUAUUUAGCGAGGAACCUGUUGGGAUAGGGACCAUGCGAAAUAGAAAUCACUGGACCUUGUGGAAUCUAGACAAAAGUAGUAAUUUAGUUUAGUUUAUUGUCGCUUGGGAUGUCACAAGGAUUGUGCAGUUCAGUUUCUCAUGCUGUUUUGCUUUUUUUUGUAAAAAUCUCUGGUAAAAUAAGGCUUCAAUAUGUGAAAGUGGUUAUGGCGUCAUAAUUGGGUUUCUUGAACUACUUUUUUAUUCAAACUAAUUUUUGUUCUUUCUUAAUGUUUACUAGUCUCACAAAAUUCCAGCUUAGACAAAUUCUGCAUUAACUGCAAAAUCUAUUUUUGUGUUGACAAAUUAAUUAACCAUCCUUAAAGGACCACUAUAGGCACCCAGACCACUUCAGCUUAAUGAGGUCUGGGUGCCAGGUCCAGCUAGGUUUAACCCUUUCUGCUGUAAACAUAGCAGUUUCAAAGAAACUGCUAUGUUUACAUUUGGGUUAAUCCAGCGUCUAGUGGCUGUCUCUAUAGUUUUCCUGGCACUAUAGUGGUCCUUUAAAGUGCCACUCAGUGGUGAAUAUAAUAUAUAUUUUUUUCUAAUAAAAUUUUGUGUGCAUUAAUAGAAAAUUUACUUUGCUUAGCAUUUCCUCAUAUAGCAAACCUCUAGACUUUGAUGUCUCUGAAAAUAUCUACAGGGUUAUUCGCUAAACACAAAUUACCAAAUUUAGAUCACAAUAUUUACUAAAGACCCACAGGUGGAGUUUGCCUAAACGCUAGUUUCAAACAUUUCGUAGAUAUGGCCCACGUGCCAUAUAGAAGAUGGAGUCAUAGGGUAGUUCAAAACUUUCGUACUACAGGGCCCUCUUCACCUACUGUGCUCAGUGCCAUGUGUGUAUUUUUAGAAUUAAAUAUUUCUCUUGUUUAUCUAUUGCAUAGCGCUACAGAAUAUGGUGGUGCUAUAUAAAUAAUUAUUGAUCCCCAUAGGCUUUUAAAAUGUAUUUAUUUUUAAUGUGGUGGUUAGCUAAUAAGUGCUGGCAAGUUGCCACAUAGUUAGCCCUCACGCUGCCAAGGGUUUUUAAAGAUACACUAUAAUCACAAAAACAACUUUUAUUGUAUUCCCUCAGCAGUCUCACUGCUUAAUUCUCUGCCAUUUUGGAUUUAAAGCGGCACUGUCAUGCCAAACUUACCUUUCCCUAUUCGCUUCCUCUUCUCUCUCUCUCAGGAUCUGUUCUUCUUUUCUUCCUAUCUGAUCUAGUUUUCUUUAAAACAUAAGACAAAGUAAGGACUACUUUGUCUUAUGUAAUUUUAGGACGACAUUUGGUACUUUUUAGGUCGGUCGAAAUUUCAUUUGAAUGAAUGAAAUUCUGAUCCGAUCUGUGGCAGCAUCUUGCAGCCGCUCAGUAGAUCGCUCCCUAAUUCCCACGGUAUCAGGGAGCUAUAUACUAAAAGGCUGAAAGACCAAGAUUGGUCUUUCAGACAACUUUACUAAUACUAAGUAAAAAUUACUUAGUAUUUGUAAUUAAUCUGCCCCUACUGUUAUGCCGCAAGUAGGGGCAUGUCUAGUAAACAGUGCGCAGCCUGUGGCUGCUCACUGCUGUAAAAAAAUAAAUAAAGCACCCCCCUCUAAUAAAUGGCCCCAUGGUGUGGCAUCUAUUUACUAGCUGGGGGGACAUAGUGUCCCCCUCAAGCCCCCACCCGUGCCCAGCCAGUUAGGACUAAACUGGGGACAUAUGGUCCUCUAAAUGUAAAUGGGGGGACCUAUUGUCCUCCCCCCAACCCCCACCCUUGAGUGGCGAGUGAGGGCCCUAAAUGACAAUGGGGGAACCUAGUGUACGCCCCACCCAUGGGCGAUGGGUGGGGACCCUAAAUGACAAUGGGAGGAAACCUAUUGUCAUCCCCCCUGGCCCCCUGGAGCUUUUUGUAAAAUAUUUUUUACACAGGCUGCCCACUGUUUAGUAAACAUGCCCCUACUCAUGGCAUAGCGAGUAGGUGCAUUCUGGAGAUUUUGAUCCCCAUAGAGUGAGUAAGGACAUGGGGGGCUUAGGAAGUGGCGGGGAGCACAGCUCACUGCCGCUUCUAUUUUUACAUAUUACAAGGAGCGGAGCUGCGCUGGUAGCUCCCUCCUUGUAAUAAACUGAAUGAACAAACAAUCGAACACCGAUAUUCUGUGUUUGUUUGUUCGUCUGAAAUUUAUAUAUAUAUAUAUAUAAUUUCAGACGAACAAACAAACACAGAAUAUCGGUGUUCGAUAUAUAGUUGCAAGAAAAAGUAUGUGAACCCUUUGGAAUGAUAUGGAUUUCUGCACAAAUUGGUCAUAAAAUGUGAUCUGAUCAUCAUCUAAGUCACAACAAUAGACAAUCACAGUCUGCUUAAACUAAUAACACAAAGAAUGAAAUGUUGCCAUGUUUUUAUUGAACACACCAUGUAAACAUUCACCAUGUAAACAUACACAAUUUAUAUAAUUUUGUAAUUGUGGCGCAAAUUAACAUUUGUUCUGUUGUGUACAUCCCUUAUAUAAAUCUGUUUCGGCAUGCAGUCCAACUGAAAUCCAGACCAAAUUCAAGCCAAUUCGAUGCUUGAAUUGGGAAAUCCAGACAUUGUUCAAUACUGUGACUUGACUGAAUAACUGUACUAGUCUUCCUUUACAAAUUCUAGUACUGUUGAUCAUACUAAUUAUAUGAUGUUGUACUAACACAUACUCACAGAUUCCUCAUAGAUAUUAAAAAGCCCAUUAGAGUAAUUGAUAAAUCCGUCCACUUCUAUGAGAACAUGCUGAUUUUUGUGCAGAUUUAUGAAUAUCAGUUUCUGGUGAGGCAGAACCAGACACACAUGCAAAAUAGGGGACAAAAAAUAAAAUCAAAUCCAAACAUCUGCUUUGGCUUGUACUGCCUACUGAGUUCAAGAACCUGACAUUUAAUUCUUGAAAACAGACCAUUAGAUAAAAAUUUUUACAUUUAAUGUCAGUUUAAAAUGAUACCACGGUGAUACUACAAUGCUUACAUUUUUCUUGCUUUCAUUAUUUCUGUGAGCUUUUUCUUGCUUGACAUUCUCAUGUUUUUCAUGCACAAAUCAUAAGGCAUUAUCUGUGGUCACUUCUAAUAGAUUUCUAAAAAGUUCUCUCACAUUUGUAUUUUCAGGGCUGGACAUACGCUUUAGAUUUUCCAGCAACAUACACCAAGGAUAAAAAGUGGAAUUCUUGUGUACGCCGUAGAAGAUGGAUACGGUAUAGAAGGUAUACUUCAAGGAACAUCUGGGCAAAGGUGAUUUAAAAAAACAACUUUUUAUUCAUCAGUAUAUAUUCAUAUGUCAGCAGUACUUUUAUUACAUUGUUUAUUAUCUAGAUACUUACUAGAUAAGUAAUAUACCAUCUACUGAUCAAUGAAUUACCCCCAAAGUGUCUAGACCAAGUAUGUCAAACUAAAAGGCUAACAUGGGCCAAAUAAACAAGGUUUACCUUUAUGUGGGCCUGCAAAAAACCCCAAAACUUAGAAACUUAGGAAAAGUAUAGUAUAAAAAAAAGUUGCUUAACUGACACUGGAUGUCCUCACGCUCGUAGGGCUUCAAAGUAAACAAAAGAGCAAAUUUAUUUUAAGGAGACGUGCAUUUGCAUAUAACCAAUGUUUCAGUCCAACUACCUUGAAAUAUUAAGAAAUGUUUAGUAAUGGGACUGAAAUGGUGAAAGUAUGCUAUUGCCCAGCUGUAAAUAAACAAAUUAAGUUAUCUUGUUGAUUUUGAAGUCCUAUGAGUGUGUUCUGCACUUUGAUGAUCUUAGUCAAUGGUAUCCCAUAAGAAAGCACUGGGAGGCUAUUGUGCAUGUGUUGCAAAAAGCUGUGCGGCCAAUCAGCAUCUCCAUUGGGAGCAUUCAGCACCUCCAUGCAGACCCAAUCUAAUACACUGCCUCCUCCCCCCAUUCUAAUACACCGCCCCCUCCCCCCAUUCUAAUACACCGCCCCCUCCCCCAUUCUAAUACACUGCCUCCUCCACCCAUUCUAAUACACUGCCUCCUCCACCCAUUCUAAUACACUGCCCCCUCCACCCAUUCUAAUACACUGCCCAACAAUUCAAUACAUUUCCCCCAAUUUAAUACACUGCCCUCCCCAAUUUAACACACUGCCCCUAUCUCCACUCUAAUACAAUGCCUUCCCCUCCCACCAUUCUAAUACACUGCCCCCCUACCCCUCAACCAAAUUGAUAAACUGCCCUCUCCCUCAAAUUAAUACACUGCCUCCCCUCCCCAAUUUAAUACACUUGCCCCCUCCCUAAAAAUGUAUACACUGUAUAAAUCCACCAUGUUGGAUUUGCCGGUAGAAUUGCUGUCAGUCUCUGUAGCUUCACCCCGGGGAGUCUUAGGGUCGGUGUAGCCUCUUAGGGGUGGACCGGGUCACCCACACCGGUCCAGAGGGGAAGCAGCGCGCAACUCCAUCCUCUCGCGCUCUGGGCGCACCAGGCCACAUGUUUCAAACAGUGUGGUAGACGAGCUUUUCGCACCUCUCCGGCCUGUGCCGUGCACCUGAGCCAGGACAAAGGCUGGGUAGGCAGUUAAAUUUAUUUGAAUCCGGCUAUAUGAGGCUAUAAACCACAGUUUAAUGUAGUGUAGGAGAGGAGCUCAUGCAGUGCACGUUCUUCCACCAUGACAGUUAGGCCCCCCUCCUCACCCUCCCAAAUAGUGAUUUUAACAUUAUUAUUAUUAUUAUUAUUAUUAUUAGUUUUCCUUUAAGACUGUUUUUUUCUUUUCUUUUUUUUUGCUGUAGUAUAUUAUACAGUAGCAUUCAGACAAAAUUGCUACAUUUGCAGACAUACAUUGUAUUUUCCUUGAUAUCCAGGACAAUUAGAAAAUUUGGUAUUUGAACCUUUCUUUUUUUUUUUUUUUUUUUUUUUUUUUUUUUUUUUUUUUUUUUUAUUCUUUAUUUUUGGUAUGCAGGUAGGUACAACAUUACCUGUAUCGCCACAACAGCGUUAGCAGGCUCAAUAAUCACAUUUAUAACAAUUGUGUGGUAUGUUAAGUUUGCAUACAUUUUUUAAAUAAAAUAAAAUAAGUAGUGGUAGAGUAAACAAGCUAUUAUCAAUAUAGUUUUGAGUUCAACUACAAGUUUUGUUCCUUUCUAGGCCUAGAUAUAACAUUCCUAGGUACCCACAGGGUUAAAAAAUAUGUAGAGUGGGUUAGCGGUUGUUUUUUUUUUUUUGUUUUUUUUAGAGCUAGAACAAUAACAUUAUAAUAUUGAGGUUAGGUUGUCACUAUGAAACAGGUUAGCAAGUUUUAGGUAAGACUUUUUUAGUCUAUUAACGACACUUAUACUGUAGGUAUCCAUAUCGAGGUAGGCGUGCCAUGAGUGAUUUGUACGAGGUUCUCAUAUAAAUGUGAACUAGUUAAAACACAAUAACGAUUAAUCAGUAAGUUAGCUUCGGUGAAGUAACUGAGGGGAUCUAGAUAGAUGAGUGAGUGCAAUCUGCUGAGAUACGAUCAGGCAUAAAAUUAACUUUGACAUAUGUGUAUUAAUAUUGCCUGGUUCGGUGCCGGCGAACUGGGUAUGACUGUAAUUCCUGAGGGGGGCAUGGGUACCUUGCUCGAGGGCACAUGGCACUGACAGCCAAUGCCUCGGCUCGGCAUAGCCAUAUCGCCUCUGGGGGGUCCCGUAUAUAAGGCUUAAGUCUGAUUAAUUUUGGAUCUAGUAACAAUGGGGGCGUUAAGAAAACAUACGUUCAGAAGGAUAGUAUAAGUCUAAACUUCGGGCGGUCAUUUUUAUCUUUGCGCCUUUUAAAAGGUGUAUGACUUGCGUGUUGCGCAUAAACAGAUUAACUAUAGACAGGUUAAACAUGAAUGGUUGCAGACUGCCUUAGGUUAUCACUGGUUAGUGGAUGUCUAGACACCUGUGUCAGCUGGAGGGGCUAGGUAGCAUGUCAUCGUAAGAAAUACAAGUUUGAAAUCAUAUUUACUAUAUAUCACAAGUAUGUUAAUUUUAAACCGCUGCAUCAGGGUUAAUGAGACCAGUGUAGAAAGAAUUGAGUGGUGAUGUCUCUGGGAGUGGGACUCUUGUGAGUGGCUGGCAGAAAACAUAGAGCGUACAGUGCUCUCGAGAAUAUGGGUAAAGAUGUCCCAGAGUAAUACAUAGUCCCCAUGUUAUUUUUCUGUGGUGGGCCCUAUCGAGUCCGUAGUGGUCGAGAGUAGGGCAAAGCUGUAGCCAUCGGUAUCUUGGAGUCAGCGUUAGCCGUCUAUGUGACUGUUAAGGUUAGUCGGGUUGUUGGUCGGGUAGCUGUGGGGUACUGUGGAUGCUUCCGUCCACUUCGUUUGUAUUACCUUCCCAGUGUCUGGUGUUGUGUCAGGUUCCCCCAGAGCAUGUGUGGUGUCACUCCUAGGAGGUGACCGCUGCGUAGGUAAUCGGCGUGGAGUCUCGGGGAGUGAAUGAUGUGGCUUUGCCCAGUGUCCUGGUAUGGGUUGAAGGAGUAUUGUUGGUUAGCUCCGCCUGGGUGAGGGAUUCAAGUGGCAGGCCCAGGGUCUGCAGUAAGGCCCGUGCUUCGUGCAUGUCCUGGAUGCUAUGCGUAGUCAUCCCUUGUUUCACCGUUAGUGCCCUUGGGGAUCGCCAGCGAUACUCGAUGUUGUGGGACUGGAGCACGGAGGUGAUCGGCUUGAGUGACCUACGCCAGGCCAGGGUGCCUCCAGAUAGGUCCGGGUAGAACGUCAGGUUCAUGGCCUCAAAGCGGAGGGGGGUUCUUCCCCGUAGGGCUGCAAGAAUUGUUGCUUUUUCUUUACGUUUGCGGAGAGUGAUUAUCACAUCUCUUGAGGCUGCGGCCGGAGCAUUCGCAGGUUUAGGGACUCUAAAGACCUCCUCUGGGGCAGGUAUUGUGGUUUGACUGUUUGUCAGAAUCACUGGCAGUAAGCGUCCCAUGACUUUUGGCAGAUCAGCCUCCGAUAUUUCUUCAGGGACUCCCCUGAUCUUGAUAUUAUUUUGCCGCCUGGAGUCUUCCUGCGCUGCCAUGCGACGUUCAAGUUGCUGGUUCUGCUGUUGCAGCUCCUGUAUGGAGUGCUGCAGUGCGGUUACGUCCUGGGCCUGGGCCUGUGAGGCUCCCUCCAGAGUGGAGAUGCGGCCUGUCAGGCCUUGUAUGUCCGUGCGGAGCGCUGUGACAUCCUCGUGGAUGUGUUUCUGCAGGUCCGCUAGCAGUGUUUUGAGGACUGCUGUGGUAACUGGCUGUGAGUCUGUCCCGGCUCCCUGUUGUUGUACCUUUUGCUUGGGGUUGGGAGUCGGUGUGUAGUCUUCCUCCAUGUCGUCGGAUAGUUCCUCGGAGAAAUCCGAGCAUCCGCCAUGCAGCGCCGCCAUGUUUGACUCGCAGGUGCCCCGGGCCUGACUCCACAUUUCCCCUAUCGUAAGUCCCGAUGUGGGCUUGUGUGGGCCCAUUUUUUUCCCCCUUCGGCCCAUACGUACUCAGGGUGGAUUCCGUUGGUCCUGGUGUAAGGGGGGGUUAUUUUAUGUAGUUUUGACUUCGUUUAGGGCACGGAGCUAGUCUCUCUUGCGACCGUUCUCUUCGGCGUUCAGGCUCCGCCCUUGAACCUUUCUUUUUAUGGCCAUUUUAUCUGUUUAUUUAUAUCUAUCUACAUUUUAGCUAUGCAAGGCACUAACUAUAUUAUAUUAUCGUGCCUACUAUUAAUUUCCCAAUUUUUAUAUUCAUUCUUUUUUUGUAUAUUUUUUUAUAUAUAUAUAUAUAUAUAUAUAAUUUUUUUUUUUUUUUUUUUUAUUUUUUAUUUUUUUUAUUUCCUCAUUUCUAUUUUCUCUUUAUUCUCUUUUUAGUCAUUAGUUACUUAUUUUUACACUAAUUAUCAGCUCCUGGUCAACCUCAUGAUUUAAUUUAUCUGAUAUUAGGUUUGGUGAACCUUGGACCGGUUUGUAGAGCAAUGUUUAGCAUACAAUCCCCUUCUAUUGCCAUCAAGUUUGGGAAAGAUACAUUUUUGUGGGUUUUUUUGUUUGUUUUUUUUAAAUCUAUUUUUAGGUAUUCUUAAACUUAAAUACAUGCUGUCCCAAAAUGUAAAACACCUUUUGCACCAAAGGACCCUCCCUUGUUUUCUUCCACAUCCUAAAGGAAGUGGUUAAACAUCUACAAUAAAACAUGCAGCCUUAUCAUUCACAAAACCACUGCUGUCCUUUCACCAUCUAAUUUGUUCUUUGGGUUCUUAAAGGAAAUGUAUAGCAGUGUGUAGGAUUCACAAGAUUUCUAUCAUUGGGGAAAAAAAAUGCAUGCAAACCAGUUGUUAAAGGAAAACUCUAACGUUAAAAACACAUUGCAUUCUCCGUUUUGGAGAAUGACACGGCGUAAUAUGCCAUUUGUUAUUGUUCAUCUGAGGUUGUAUUUACCUACUUUGUAAGACCUGCUAAGGAAACGAUUUUUCAAUGUUAUGUCCUAAAAUGCAAAACCAUAGCGUUCAAAGAGCGUGUAACUGGAGGAGGCAAGGGGUGAACAACCGGUGGAGAGCUGUAACUCCCAGGCACGGGAACCCCCCAGAAAACUGAGAAAUGAAACUGAGCUAUAAUUCCUACCAAUGCGAAAUUCAAGAAGAGAGAAAUUAUAUCUCCAAGCGUAGUGGUUGGAUUGCACAAUAAAUGUACACCAAUGGUGAAUACGAAGUGUGCUCUGGCACUAAUAGGAGGUAUGUGGAGCUACACCCACUCAAAACAAGCUACAAUAGAUACACAUUUAAAAAUAAUCUGAAAUACUUAAAUAACACCCAAAACACACAGUGAAAUACUAAUUAAUAUAUUCUCGUAUAAUUAGGAAUGAUGGACAUCUGAAUUGUAUCUCCUUGCCUUCAACUGAGCUCUGCAUGCAAGGACUCACAGAAAGAGGUGACGUAAGGUCACUAUGUGGCAUUUCAUUGGCUGGCAGCUAGGGUUUUUGGGUCUCAGGUCCGGACAGAACAUUCACUAAACUGACAUUGAGGCGGGGCAUGACCCCCUCUACCUUGUACACCGGAUCGGACAUCAUGUGCCCAAGAGCAUGUUUGCUGUCAAUUUCUCCUUUCAGGCACCGUUUCACAGUAGACAAAAUUGCGGAAGACAGAAAGACAGAUUGUGGAAGCAAUGGUUGACGUCCUUCCACCUGGCUUCUGAAGUGAGAGGGCACGGUAGAUAGGGGCAACUGGAGCUUCCAUAUUUUGGCAUUUCCUGGGUGACAUCUAACUUCAGACUGCAGAGGACAGUGAGGGGAGAAGGUAGUAUGGGAGAAAGUGGGAAAAUCAAGUGCUAGUAGCUAAAUGAAGGGAGAGUGUGGCUGGCGCUCCUCUUACAUGUGGCCAGGCAAACUCCACCCCAUAAAUAUUUAUUUUUAAUGUUGGGGGGUGCUUUUCUUGGUGUAUCUCCCUCACCCAUAUAAAAAAUGCCAGUAAACUAGCCUUUUAUCCAAAAUGUUGGUUGGGCAGUUGCUGUUGCUUUGAUGAGAUUGUCAGUCCAUGUGAUCUCUAGUACAGUCCAAUCUCAUAGAGACACACCGGAGACCUAUUGGACAUGUGCAGCAAUCCCUUUAAUGGAGCCAGAUAGUAGCUUGAAUUACUAGAAAUAUAAACUUCAGGCUUUUAUUUUAAACUUGAAUCAUUCAGUAGUGUCUGUGUAAUUUUUUUUUUUAUUUUUAUUUAUUUAUUUAUUUUUUUAUGUCUCAUGCAAAAGCUGUCCUGUUUUACAGGAAAUGUAUAGCUCUUCCAUUAAAGCUAGGAGAAGACCAUCACUGACUGAUUGCUGCCCUAUUGUUAGUUUAAGAGAAUUGCAAAGGCACCGUAUUUAUUUUUUUACCACUUCAUAAUGCAUUGAAAGUACAUGCUGGAGUUUUCUCUUAUUACACUUUAGUCUACAAAACAUUAUACUUACAUUUAAAUAAAUUUACAACACCCAGUUUAAUAAAUGUUGUGCCUUUUAUUUGACUUAAAAUAGAAAUGUAUAGAAUAUGUUUUGGUCUAUGGUGGUUUCUAGUUAUUUUGUUUUGAAGUGUGUCUUCUGCCUCUUCUACCUGUAGAAUAUUAAUAUACUGAGUGUUCUUAAAAUGUAUCCCUCUAUUAGAUCCAGUCACACGAAGAUAAAAAGCAGUUACCUGACCCAUUUAAUGAUAUUUCAGUUGGAGGAUGGGAAGUCACAGAUGAGCCUUUUGGCCGAUUGUCAGUCUGGACGGUUUCUUUGCAGGGGAAGGUAUGAGCAAAAUAUGCUUUUCUCGAAAAUGAUUUGCUUCCAGCCAUGGUAUACUGUGGUAACCCAAGUGCAAAGAUGUGAAUUUUAUUUAAUUUUUGUUUGUCAAUUUUUAUUUAUGGAUUUGAAAAACAAAAGAAAUAAUAUAUCUAAACGGUGAACUAGAACAAAAAAAACAAAAAAAGAGGAUCCUAGAAUAAUUAGUAGGUCCUUUGAAAAAUAUAUAUUAAAGUAAGUAAGUAUGUGUAGACCCAACGUCGUCAAGAAAGCGCAAAAGUGCGCAUACUAAUAUGGUUGUGAUCAGUUGGCAAGUCAGAAUGAGUAAGAGAGGUAAGUAACAUAGAAAAGGUGAUCUAACCCUUGUCCCUUAUGUUAGUAGUAAAAGAUAGGAACAUCAAGGUUUUGAGUUACUAAUCACUGAAAGGGAAAGGAGCGUGAACUUCCAAGUCUGCAGACAGUAGGUCUCCAGGUUUUGCAAACUGUUUCUCAUGUAACCCCAAAGAAAAUAUAGAGACAAAAAAGGCACGCAUGUUUUCUCUGGUGAUAUAUCUACUAAACCGUUAAAAUAAUUAAAAAUUAUUAACAGAGUAUUUCUUUAAUUCCUCAAGUUUAACUCGCCGUUGUACUAUGGGAGCAGUGGAACAUUUCUCGAGGGUAGGUACAAGAGUACUGGUAGUGGUCAGGAGGUGCGGAGGAUAGAUUUUUAUUUUAUAUUGAAAGAUUGGUGUAGGGGACAUUGUAGAAGUAUAUAUUAUGUUUAAAAUGUGAAGGCUACCCUAAUACUCAGUUAGAUAAUUUGUUGUUAAAAAACAGGGAUGAUGGGGCAGUCCUACCAUAUUUGUUUAAGAGUGCCAAUACCUGCGCUGCACCUCCAGGUAUCCGGUACCACAUGGAAACCUGUUUAUAAUUUGACUCCUGGUACUUUAAGCUGAUUGAACUGUGGUGGUUCACUGAGAGUACCUUAGUCCACCAAUCAUCAGAGAAUGACCUCCCCGGCACCUCUUCCCACAUAUAUAUCAGAGACCCCUCACGCAAGAAGUAUUUAAAGGGAUACUCUAAGUACCUAAACAAGGACAUUCUGGGAAAUAAUCUAUACACCAAAACCCAGGGCCAGCGCCACCGUUAGUUGAACUAGGCAUUCGCCUAAGUCGCCGGCUUGCUGGGGGCACCCACUGGGAUGUUUCCUGGUGGGCUCCCUCUGUCUCGGGCCGCAGCGCUGGAAGAGUGGCUCUUGAGCCACACCCACCGCUGGGCCAAUUCUCAGCGAAGGUGGGGGCGCCUAGAGGAUCCCUGUCACAGUAUGGCAGAGCAGGCACCUUCUUUCCUUGAUGGCAGGUGCCUGCUCUGCCAUCAAAUGCCGGUGCCCAGAGGAGAGGUGGACGGAGCAGGAAGGCGGCAAGGGAGGCUGUUCUUGCAGCAUCUCACGCCUUCCUCGCGCGCCCUCUGUAAUACCAGGAGCCGGAAUAAGACGUAAUUCCGGCCCCGGCAUGCUAAACCGCGCGCUGGAGGAGUGAGGAGCUGCCCUACACUGGACCCCAAUAGGUGAGUGUUUGACUGUGUGUAUGUUAGUCAGUGAGUAAGUAUGUAUGUCAGUGAGUGUCUGUGUGUGUGUGUGUGUGUAUAUCUGUCAGUAUGUGAGUGUAUAUCUGUCAGUGAGUGUCUGUGUGUUUGUUUGUGUGUCUGUCAGUCAGUGAGUGUAUUUAUGUCAGUGAGUGUGUGUGUGUUUGUGUGUGUAUGUCAAUGAGUGAGUGUACGUCUGUCAGUGAGUGUCUGUGUGCGUGCCUGUCUGUCAGUGAGUGAGUGUAUUUCUGUUAGUGAGUGUGUGUGUGUGUGUGUGUGUCUGUCAGUGAGUGUGUGUGUGUAUCUGCCAGUGUGUGUCCGUCAGUGAGUUAGUGACAUGAGGGGGUGGCAAAAUGGAUCUUUGCCUAGGGUGGCAGAAAUCCUUGCACCAGCCCUGCCAAAACCACUCCAUUAAAGGGACACUAUAGUUACCAGAACAACUACAGCUUAUUGAAUUUGUUCUGGUGAGUAGAAUCAUUCCCUUCACAGAAAAUGCACUGUUUACAUAAUAGCUUAGGGAUACCUCCACUGGCCAUUCCUCACAUGGUUAUAAGAGGUGCUUCAUGGAAGGUGCAGCACUGCCAUUCAGUGCUUUCACCCUCUGAAUGGAGAAAAUGCACUGAACUUUCCCCAUAGAGAUGCAUUGAUUCAGUGUAUCUCUAUGAGAAGAUGCUGAUUGGCCAGGGCGGUGUUUGACUUCUACUGGCUCUUCCCCUGAUCUGCCUCCUUGACAAUAUCAGCCCAUCCAAUACUUUCCUAUGGGAAAGCAAUGUUAUUGGCUCAGAACACAACUUCUGAUGAUGUCAGGCAAGAAGUCAGAUCAGGGACAGAGCCAGCAGCAGCAGACUGCAAUAAAGGCAAGAUUUUGCUAUAUUUAGGGGGGCUAGAUGGUGGUUUUAAAACCAUAGGGUCAUGAAUACAUUUUUUUUUUUUUUUUUUGAUUCAGUUUGCUUUUAUUGACGUUAUAUCGAUUGGCAAUACAAAGUUAUAUGCAUCAAUACAGAAGGUGACAAUAAUAGUGUACAUGUCAGUUAUUGUUCAUUCGGUAUAAAAGGUAUCUUCAAUAUUUAUAUGAAGAGAGCAAUUUUACAAUGCAAUAGCGAGCAUCUGAUUCCAUUUCUACAUUGCAACAUCUUUCAGCAUUAACAGUUUUCAAGAAGGAACCAGUCUUAGGAAAAUAGAAAGAGAACAUUUAAAAAUACAAAAUCGUUUUGAGAAAACUAUGCAACAUAACAGGAGAACGAUUAAUCUUCAUUAUAUUGUACGAAAGGAAAUAUGGAGAAAUAACAUUUCCUACUGGAGUUUGCCACACUCACAAGUUUCAGACAUGAAAGCUGUAGAGAACACUCAGAUUCAGUCAUUUUAUUAAUUAAUAUGUUUGUGUUAGGAAGCAGAUAAACUGUAAAAAGGCAAAAACAUUAGUGCUCCUGCUGUGACCGUGUCUAACCCUGCUUCCUGAAAGCAUCUCCACUAAAUAACCUAUAAAAAAAAGGUCUAGGAUCGCUUACAUUUCAGCCGCUCUCACUGGGAAUUAUUAAAGUAGCAAUCCUUUUAUCUCCUGGGUCUCCAUGGACAACUGUGUACAAGUAAAAAAUCUCAACAUGGUGUCAAAUGCAUCAGGUUAAACAAAGGGAUCAUGUUCACUAUCCAAGACCCCCCCCCCCAAAAAAAAGGCCUUUUCAAGUGAAAUCACAAAAAGAGAGACAAGUGACCAACAUCUAUUGCACUUGUUUAAGUUUCAAAGCAUGUUAGCACUUGUAAAUGCUAGUCCCUAAAAUCUCUUUACAUACUUGUAUUAUAAAGAAAUCAAACUCAAGUUCUAGAGUGUAUAUAGAACAGUUAUAUUUUGCUUUGGUACCAGUUCAAAAAAAACCAAAAAAAAAAAACAACAGUCAUCCAGAUUUACAAUAAAACCUGUGAAUCUGUAGCUCUAGCUUAUUGUGGAGAGUGUCUGAAACAGCUUGCUGAGGUUCACUUCAGAGUAUCCACUCCCUGAAAGUACGUUGUCUACUGUGCCUUUUAAUUCCUUGUACAACAUUUCAGCAUCGUGAAAGUGUUUCUUGAAGACAUAGACCGAGAGGUCUUGUUGCAGCACUGGAAACUUUCCCCCGUACUCGGGUGGAGCUCCCAGGUCUCUGUCCGUAGUCAGCCUACACCUGUUCUGUGGGACCUUUGGGGUUGCGUGUAGGUUGCUGGCUUUGUGUAAGAGAUCCUACAGUCCGAGGUUCCCGGUAUUGGGCCCACAGUUCCAUGACCGCGAGGUUCGGUGAGUGGUGUGUGGCCCAGCGUCACUCUGGGGGGUGCCCAUUGAUAUGUCUGUGGAGGAGUUUGGGCCCCCUUUACUGGAGGGCAUCGUGCCGUCCUCGGCUGCUUGGGUUGAGCCUCUCGGCUGCUGCGUAUGCAGGGGGUUUGUGGCUCGGGUCGUGAGGUGCGCCUUUUUCUGCCCCUUUUGUAAGUGGGAGUCUCCUGUGUUUCUCCAGAUUGUCUCUCCGGUUUAGGUGGUCGUUUGGGUGUUCUUGUCGGUUGUUGUGUCCAGCUUAGCACUGGCUUGCACAGUCUGUGUGCCGCAUGUCCUCGGCCUGAGGCCUUGACGGGGACUCGCGCCUUCUUGCCGCAGGUCCCGACUUGGGGGUCCUGGUCCCAGGGGUGUUCCGGUGUUCGGUUUCUACCCUGGGUGUGUGGCUGGCGGAGGAGGGGUACCUCCAGGUGAGUACCCGGCCCAGAAGAGGUCAGUGCGGUUGAGGCCGCGGCGUGGGCCAUGUGUGUGGCUGGGUUUGUCGGCUCGCUAAAGCUGUUUUUUGGUAAUGUUGCCGGCUGGAGCUUUAAAGUCUGGGUUGUGGGUGGCUGCGCCUGCUGAGUACGGGCUUCAAUCCGGUGCCAGAACGCUGCGCACACCCUGUCGAAUUUGGCAUUGAAGCUGGUCUCCCAGUCUGUUGCAGUGCAUUUCUCCGUCGUGGUGGCCAUUUUGGUUGCGGCUCCGGUAUGGGGAGACGUUAUUUACUGUUAAGGUGUACUUAGCUGUCUGUCUUCUAAUUGGUACCGGGAUGACCCCCACCGGUCCAAAAGGGGGGGGUAAGCAGGUCUGCUGCGGUAGUCUGGUAGCCCCAAGUUGGAGGAUCGGCCGCUUUCUUCCCUCGUGGGAUCUGCCAGGUAAGUAGGCCGCAGAGUCUGGUUCUGGCUUUAGAGUGCGGGGUGAGUCUCCAGUUUCGCUUGAGAGGGUUCCCGGUCGGUAGUUUAUAGUGCGUAGUCUCUUUGGUUUUGACUUUAGGGGUUAUACCUCUAUUUAAACCAUGGGUGCCUCAUUUUGUGUGAGGAGCUCAUCUCACACACGUCUGUCGGCCAUGCUGGUUAGGCCCCGCCCCCCUAGGAAUACAUUUUGUGUUCCUGGCCCUAUAGUGUUUUGUUGCUACUAUUGUCCCUCUCUCCUCUUGCAUGGAGUUUCAUAAUGCAUGUACAUUAUUAUUAUAAUUUCUUUUUACAUUUAUUUACAAAGCCCCAAUAAAUUACACAGUAUUAGAUACAUUAAGGAGAUGGCAUUUUAUGAUUUAAUUAGACUCGAUUAAUGCCUCGAUUAUUCUACUCAAAAUAUUAUAAUAUCCAAAAAUAAAUAAUAAAUAUAUAUUAAUAUAUCAUAUUGUAUAUUAAAAUAUUUUUUAAAAUGUAUGCAAAAAUAUUAAAACAUUUGAAAAUAUUAUCUAAAAAUAUUAAAUCGAAGACCUAAAUUGGUACAGUAGAUUUUGAAAGGGCCAAGUCUACAUACAACCUUGCAAUCUAACAGAUUAUCUGCUCAGUACAUAUCAUGCCAUUAUUUCAAUAAUUCGGCACGUUUGUAAGUAAUGUUACAUAGAUGCUUGCCAAGUGUUUGGUACUAAGGUAGGAUGGCAGCGUUUAUUAUUAUUAUUUUAUUAUUUAUAUAGCGCCAUCCUUUUCCGUAGCACUGUACAAUGGGUUAUAAAAUUCAAUCCAAAAAUGCAAUUGUUUCUUUCUGUUUUAUCUAAAUCAUCCACUCACAUAUUAUUACUUAUGUAUAAUAGCAUGCAUGUUGUGUAUAAGCAGUGUAUUAAUAGGCAUAGUUCUUCCUGUAAAAAUUAUAGAUAUGAUCCGCAAAACCGUCCAAAGUGUAUAAUUUUGGGAUUCUUGCAUUUACCUGUAGAGUAGACAGUACUGUUGCCACCUUGUGGUAAAAUGUGUGCUUACAGAGAAAUUUUUAGAGUCCAGUAUCAUUUCAGUAAAAUAUUAUUAUUGUGGAGAACUGAAAAGGUAAUUGCAUUGUGUUUUGUCAAAAUCUCCAAGCUUUAACAAUGGGUGAAUUGGAGAAGGUUAAGAGCUUUAUCCAAAUCUUAAUUCAUAUUUUGCAGUUAAAUCCAAAACACUUGUGACUUUAAAUUAUAAUUUUCUUUAAUAAUUUCUAUUUCUUAAGACUUUAAUUUACAAACUUCAAUGAGUUAAGGGACACUCCUCUGCUUAAAUACAAAAUAAAUGUAAAAAUCACUGUUUAGUAGAUAUACCCAAUUUAAGACAUGCAUUAAUUUAAUUAUGUAUUUUUUCAUUGGGAUUAUAUCUAAAACAGCUUGCAAAUCGUGCAUUUCUCUUUUCUACAGCCUUUGCAAACCUUCCUCUUCUAACCCUGCCCAACUUUCUUUGGCUGUUUAAUCACAGACUUCCCAAUGCAGAUCCAUGAGAAGUCUUUGCACAGCAGGUGCUCUGGGCAAGAGCCUGUCUCUUGCGUUUAGCUCCACUGAGCUAACAAAACCAGGAAGAUACACAGCCUGUAGUCUGGUUGACAGCCAGGAGGGUGUAACCAGUUUAGUUCACUGAAGUGCAAAUUUCUAUUGAAAUCAGAACUUUGUGCAAAAAGAAAAAACCUUUUACAGCAAGCUAAAGUGUUUUAAGGUCUGAAGUGUCCCUUUACUCCCAUCACACUUGAUUAUGUGUGAUUUUUAACACCAUAACUAACUGCAGCACUCAUUUCUUUCAUUUUAAUCAUGAAGCAUAUGAUUUAUUUAAAAUAACACUAUAGGGUCAGGAACAGAAACAUGACCCUACAAUGCUAAAACCACUAUCUGGCUCCCCUUGUCUCCCUAAAUAUAGUAAAAUAUGUCUUGUCUUCAAGUCUGCAUCUGCUGCCCCUGACCUGCCUGCAUUCCUGACAUCAUCAGAAGUGAUUCUGUGAGCCAAUAACAAUGCUUUACCAUUGGAUUAACUGAGCCUGACAAGGAGGCAGUCCUACAUACAAGAAUGUUUUAAUGACAAAAACUUGCCAAACGUGUUGAAAUACAUCAUCUGAACAAUGUUUCGAGGUGUGGUAACUGUAGUUUAAGUGGAAUAAUUGACUCCAGGCCGUUGAAUUAUUAGAAAAAAAUAAUGCACACCCGAGGUGUAACGGCCAAUCCGCUUUGCGUCAUGACCGCAUUACCACCUCGGGCGUCCAUUAUUUUUCUAAUAAUUCAACGGCCUGGAGUCAAUUAUUCCUUACAUAAACUGGCUUUAUAAGUUCAAUUCAUUUCUAUAGCAGUUUUUGCUACUCAUUCAGAGGGGUUCUUUCACUGGUGAAGUGGAUGAGAAAUGCAUACUGUUAAACACCACCUUUGCUCCAGUAAUGAUUUUUUUUAACUGAACAUGGCGAGCUUCAGUUAAUAGUUUUUAGUAUCUAUCACACCAGCCUCUCUUUACACUGUAAGCAUGCAGCAACAUCAGUCCUGCAGCACCUCUCUCUAUAGUUCAGUUCAUGCUGUGUUCUAUUUCUUAAAUUGUUUCCCAUGUAUCCACUUACUUGUAAUAUAUGACAAAGAGCUAUUCUAUUUUACAGUGCUGAGGAACUUCAUAGAAAUAAGCAAUAUGUUCUAUAUGAAUUGGUUUGAUUUAAUUAUGUUUUGGUAUAAAUAGACAUUAUGCUUUGUAAACCAUUUCUGCUUUAUAUUUUGUCUUUCAGGUUUGGUAUAGAGAAGAUAUUUGCCAUGACAACCCAGAGGGAUCUUCCUGGACUGAAAUUGAUACCCCAAGUGAGGUUAUACAGAUUUGCUGUGGCCCCAAUGAUCUCCUUUGGGCAUCACUCUGGGAAGGUCAAGCCAUAGUAAGGGGAGGCAUCUGCAGAAAUAACCCAAAAGGUAAACCCAUGACCCACCCUACAUCUACUGUAGUAAUGCAAUUAAGUUCUUACCCACAUAUCGCAAUAUGCUUACUUUUUUAGAUUCCAGAGUUAUUUGCUAAACCGUGAAUUAACAAGAAAAUUACAUAAUUGUAGGUUAAUAUAUAUCAGAACUUGACAAAUAGCUGUGUUGGAGAACGCUAAAGGGUUAAUACAAACACCACUUUAGUAUUUUCAAGUGAUCAAAGUGCUUUGAGUCUGUAUCUGAAACAUUUCGGAAACAAAACUGUACAUGCAGAGAAAUGUUGUUUUGCUGCCGGAGGUGUAAAACUAACCUCUAUUAUUAUUAUUAUUAUUGAUAAAGCGCCAACAAAUUCCACAGCACUGUACAAUGGGUGGCCUAACCGACACGUAAUUGUAACCAGACAAGUUGGACACACAGGAACAGAGGGGUUGAGGGCCCUGCUCAAUGAGCUUACAUGCCAGAGGAAGUGGGGUAUAGUGACACAAAAGGUAAGGGGUAAAAAAGUAGGUUGGUAGAAAAGUAUUCACUUAGGGCUUAGUGUUUUGUUUUUUUGUGUUGGCCGUUGCAGAAAGGAAUCUGGGUCUGGGGGGAGAGGUAUUAACCAUUUAAUUGAUACGCUAUUGAUACGCUUUCCUGAAGAAGGGAAUUUUCAAUGGUUUUUUGAAGGAGUGGAGACUGGGUGAAAGUCUAACAGAGAAGGGAAGGGAGUUCCACAGGAACGGUGCAGCCCUAGAGAAGUUUUGAAGGCGAUCUAUCAGCAUCAUUACCUGUCAGCAUUGUAUUUCUUUCUUUAAAUGCUGUAAUAAAGUUCCACUGAACUUAACACAGAUGAACCUAGUCUAUACUUACUCUUAUUGGACUAUUAACAGCCAGUAGGCACCUGCCCGAUAAGUGGGGAAGAUAUCAAGAACAUUCAAGGGAUCUGUGGACUGUGUACAUAAUUUGGGAACACUUUUAGAGACGUGUCUGUCCCUUUUUAAAGAUUUAUAGCUCUUGGAAGUGCCCUCAUGUCAUAUUUGCAGAACAGGUUUCCUUCACAUUUCGUAUGAUGCGAUCAAAGUAAUCUGAAGUGUUCUUUUCUGUCCCCAUUUUGUAGGUAAUCACCUUACUGAUUUUAUUUUUUAAUAUAUAUUUAACAUGGGUAUUGUGUGGAUGACUAUGGUAUCAAGUGAUUACGGCAAGUUAUGUGUGUUUUAACGGUUUCAUCUGGCAGGAGUUUCCUGGAAUACUGUGGAGGCACCAACUCCCGAGGAUGGCAUUAUGCACGUUUCCGUCGGUGUAAAUGUUGUGUGGGCAGUAACCAAGGAGCGAAAAGUAAGAAUUCAGACUUUAAUAAUUAGCUUUGGAAAAAAUGUCUAGACUUGAUAAAGGAUGAAUCUCCAAAAUUCUGUUAAUUUAGUAUAAAUGUCUGUGUAACUGGACUAAAUUUGACUACUAUUUCUACAUAUAUAGUCAUUAGAGAAUUCUGGGAAAAUAAUGUCAUCAAGGGGUUCUGAAGCCAUGACACAGAAUACGCGUCCACUAAAUAUCUUUAAUCUUACGUGAUAUUUUUAGGUACGGGUUAGCAGUGUAGAAUUAAUGAUUACUGUAGAGAAUUAGUUUCCUUAAUACACUCUCAGUUAGGCUUGGGAAAUAUGUCAGGUGUGUUUUAUCAUUACGAUGUGGAGCUUUUUUGUGCUUUUUAAAGGAACACAUAGUCAGUAGAAAAGUGAUAUGUAUGUAUUAAUAAUUGUUGAAACCCACACCCUCAUAGACGCAUGUAGAUUAUGUACAUUAUUUUGUUUUUUCACCACAUUUGAUUGAAAGCUAACUGUAUUCAUCUGGAAUACGUUCCAUAAAAAAAUACUUGUUUCAUAAAUCAUUGUAGAUUGACAUAUUGUGCUGUGAGUUCUUUAUAGACUUUAUGUUUUAAAUUUUUUAUGUUCAAUGUCUCCUACCAUUUGUGAUCUUUUCAAGCUAAUUCUUAUUAACAGAGUGCCGAUUACUGGUCUUACAACUAGUUAUGAUAUUGAUAGAAAGUAGGAAAAUAUAGAAAAGAAAUUGGCUGUGAGAACGUUGAUAAACAUUGAGUUGCCCUGUGCAUGGUAAAAUAAAGCAACAAUUUUAUCUUUUUCUGGGAGCUCAUUAAGCAAAGGUAGGAGCCUUGUGUCAAUAAUGUUUCAAUGUUAAAAUAACACAAUCCUGACUCAUUUUACGGUUUCUUACCAGAUAUGGUUUAGAAGAGGGGUGAACUCUCACAACCCAUGUGGCACAAGCUGGAUUGAGAUGGUGGGAGAAAUGGCCAUGCUAUCUGUGGGAUUAAAUGACCAGGUAAAAAAAUUUUUUUUGUUUUGUUUUGUUAUUUAUGAAGCAACAGACAGAUCGGUAUCACUGGAUACUUUUAUUGGAUGACAAAACAUUUCACUAUAAAUGCAUUAGCUCAGCCAUUGAGGGACCAGUGUGAGCUGAGUUGCUGUCAUGACUCGGACCCACAGCCAAUCCCUAUCGCCUUAUGUGCCUUAGUACAAGGAUGUAAUAUUAACUGUUAACAGUUCGGCUCCUGGUGAUCUCUCAAGUUGCUGCUAUUUUCCAAUCAGAGGUUUUGUGAAAAGUAAGUUCUGUGGCUAAGGGGGCAUAUCUUAGGGGCAGAAUUAUGUUCUAGAACUCGGCAAAACAUUAUUUUUAAUUUUUUAGCAAAACAAGAACUCUGUACGAGGAGAAAAUAAAGAAUGAACGAGAGGCCAAAAGUGUAUUCAGCAUGGCUACAUGAUUGUAAUUCCACCCCCCUCUUUCUAAUUAUUUUCAAUGAUCUAAAGUAAUUGCUUUAUUCUUGCUUUUUCCACUUCCUUUAAUAAGGACACUGUGUGAAAUUAAAAUGCCUGAGACUCAGGACUCCUUUCUCUUCAGAGCAGGGAGUGUGACAUUAACUUAAUUCUUUAAAUAUAACAGGGCAACACGUUUGCUCAUUUCAUGAGAAUGGGAAAGCACAAAGCGAUGACCCUGGGGUUUGACACUUCAUGUGCUUGUUUACGUUUCUAUCAUAGCUUAAGCUUGCACACCGAAGUCAGUGCCAAAUGCCCUCACACCAUUUACACAUAACUUGGACUUUAACAAUGCUAUCCAUCCAAACAUCCUAAGAGUUUGUAACGCAGUAGUCAAUAUUUGCAACAGAUCUGCAAACAGAUAGGAUUAAGGGAUUUCAAGAUUUACUAAUGUCCUGACACAGAUCUGACUUAUAUAGAUACGCCCAAAUUCACAAUUUUUUUGUAAUUCUUUAAAAGAGAAUUGUUGUUUGUUGAGUUUUGGAAAUCAGGUAGCUUAUUAAAAGUUAGUUAUGAUUUCUGAAUUAUUCUAUUUUUUUAUUUUUUAUUAUUGAACGCCUAACUGUUCUGGCACAGCCAGAGCAUAUCAUGUAAAAGAAUCAAAUCCCGGUGAUACCAUAUGUCCGGGCCUCAUGAGGAUGUGUACACAUGUACAGGACUUUGGAGGAAGUGCCAGAGCACAGCAUUUCUCAGAAGAUGUCUAGACGUCAUUGAGGGAUGGUGUUGCCUUGGCUACAGGAGAAGUGCUACGGAGAUAAGGAUGUUUUAUACUUGCCUCCUCUGUACUUCUCAAUCUAGUAAACACUUCAAUAGAUGUGGAAUGUGCAACGGUCAUCUUUAGAGAGAUGGUUGUUCUUUUGUAAGCCCUAAACAUAAUAUUUUACUAGACUUGACAACUCUUCAAUUAUAAUGGGAGAAAAUGAACAAAAAUAUGUUUUGCUGCAGCCAAAAAAGAUGAUGUUCUUAUUCAAGGCUCUAUGGGAGGUAGAAUUGGGGAAAUCGGUCUAUAUAGAAUUCCCUGUGAUAUUAAUUUUAGAUUUCUUUCCAAAGCUCUGCGAUUUGUGGAUGAAAGUUUCACUUUAAUACAGUUAUUAUGUGAAGAAGUUCUGGGGAGUUGGAUGGCUUGCAUAAUGUAUUUCUAUAUUCUAUUACUUUACCGGUUUUGUAAUGUUUGUAUUGACAAAAUGUUAUAAAGAUAAAACAAAAAUGGUUGCUGUUGUUUACAACAGUUGGUUGAAUGUUAUACUCCAUACUAAAAGGGAUACUAUAUGCAUAAAAACAACUUUAGCUUAAUUUAGCAGUUUUGGUGUAUAGAUCACACCACUGCAGUCUCACUGCUCAAUUCUCUACCAUUUACAGGGAGUGCAGAAUUAUUAGGCAAGUUGUAUUUUUGAGGAUUAAUUUUAUUAUUGAACAACAACCAUGUUCUCAAUGAACCCAAAAAACUCAUUAAUAUCAAAGCUGAAUAUUUUUGGAAGUAGUUUUUAGUUUGUUUUUAGUUUUAGCUAUGUUAGGGGGAUAUCUGUGUGUGCAGGUGACUAUUACUGUGCAUAAUUAUUAGGCAACUUAACAAAAAACAAAUAUAUACCCAUUUCAAUUAUUUAUUAUUACCAGUGAAACCAAUAUAACAUCUCAGCAUUCACAAAUAUACAUUUCUGACAUUCAAAAACAAAACAAAAACAAAUCAGUGACCAAUAUAGCCACCUUUCUUUGCAAGGACACUCAAAAGCCUGCCAUCCAUGAAUUCUGUCAGUGUUUUGAUCUGUUCACCAUCAACAUUGCGUGCAGCAGCAACCACAGCCUCCCAGACACUGUUCAGAGAGGUGUACUGUUUUCCCUCCUUGUAAAUCUCACAUUUGAUGAUGGACCACAGGUUCUCAAUGGGGUUCAGAUCAGGUGAACAAGGAGGCCAUGUCAUUAGAUUUUCUUCUUUUAUACCCUUUCUUGCCAGCCACGCUGUGGAGUACUUGGACGCGUGUGAUGGAGCAUUGUCCUGCAUGAAAAUCAUGUUUUUCUUGAAGGAUGCAGACUUCUUCCUGUACCACUGCUUGAAGAAGGUGUCUUCCAGGAACUGGCAGUAGGACUGGGAGUUGAGCUUGACUCCAUCCUCAACCCGAAAAGGCCCCACAAGCUCAUCUUUGAUGAUACCAGCCCAAACCAGUACUCCACCUCCACCUUGCUGGCGUCUGAGUCGGACUGGAGCUCUCUGCCCUUUACCAAUCCAGCCACGGGCCCAUCCAUCUGGCCCAUCAAGACUCACUUUCAUUUCAUCAGUCCAUAAAACCUUAGAAAAAUCAGUCUUGAGAUAUUUCUUGGCCCAGUCUUGACGUUUCAGCUUGUGUGUCUUGUUCAGUGGUAGUCGUCUUUCAGCCUUGCUUUCCUUGGCCAUGUCUCUGAGUAUUGCACACCUUGUGCUUUUGGGCACUCCAGUGAUGUUGCAGCUCUGAAAUAUGGCCAAACUGGUGGCAAGUGGCAUCGUGGCAGCUGCACGCUUGACUUUUCUCAGUUCAUGGGCAGUUAUUUUGCGCCUUGGUUUUUCCACACGCUUCUUGCGACCCUGUUGACUAUUUUGAAUGAAACGCUUGAUUGUUCGAUGAUCACGCUUCAGAAGCUUUGCAAUUUUAAGAGUGCUGCAUCCCUCUGCAAGAUAUCUCACUAUUUUUGACUUUUCUGAGCCUGUCAAGUCCUUCUUUUGACCCAUUUUGCCAAAGGAAAGGAAGUUGCCUAAUAAUUAUGCACACCUGAUAUAGGGUGUUGAUGUCAUUAGACCACACCCCUUCUCAUUACAGAGAUGCACAUCACCUAAUAUGCUUAAUUGGUAGUAGGCUUUCGAGCCUAUACAGCUUGGAGUAAGACAACAUGCAUAAAGAGGAUGAUGUGGUCAAAAUACUAAUUUGCCUAAUAAUUCUGCACUCCCUGUAGAAGUUAAAUCACUUUUGUUUUGGUUUAUGCAGCUCUAGUCACACCUCCCCAGGCUGUGACUUACACAGCCAACAUGAAAGAAAUGGUUUCAUUUACAAUCAGAUGUUACCUUGCUUUAGAAGUUUCUCUCUUUCUCUGUAAAUAGAAAUGAAAUGAAAAUUGUUUUGGUACCUAUAGUGUCCCUUUAAAUGUAAUACUACUAAAUAAAAAAUAAUGCAUAACUUUAAUUUUUUGAGUCUAAUAUAACUGUACUUUUAGUAACAGCAUAUCAUUAGGAGUGCAAAUGUGUAUUUCCAAAAAUAGAGUGCAUUAGUCACCUUUAGUUCAUUGGCCUCUGCCUGCAGACAGAGAAAAAAUAUUUUACGUACCGUUUCUCCCUCACAUCAUCGGUCUGUGGAGUUCUGCUCCUCCUCGUUGGUUGACUUUAUUGAGAUCAAUGUUCUCAGACAAUUCAGUGCUUUCCCAUAGGAAAGCUGUGGGAGACUAUUGCACAUGCGCGGCAAAACACUGUGCCAAUCAGAUGGUCUCUCUGAGAUCUUCUGAUUUAAAUAGGGUUAUUUUACUCCGCUAUUUUGCGGACACUCCUCUAGUUGCUUUUAUACUGACAGCACCUAGAGGCAGGUUAACACAGAAAUGAAAACAUUACCAUUCCUGCAGAACGGCAAUGUUUUCAGCUGGAGGGUUAAAAUGAGGGGACAUGGCACCAAAACCACUUCAUUGAAACGAAGUGGUCUGGAUGCCUAUAGAGUCCCUUUUGAAGAAGCAAACUGUUUUCCCUUAUAUAUUACUUUAUAUUUAGCUAAAAAACAUAAAUAGUAUCCAUGAGUGCAUUGGGCAUGAUUUUUUUUAUAUCCUCUGUAUUUUGGCCUGUGCAGGUCUGGGGUAUAGGAUAUGAGGACCGAGCAGUUUAUUUUCGUCAGGGUGUGACCCCAAAUGAACUUAGUGGAAAAACAUGGAAAGCAAUUGUGGUACCCAUAAAAAAUGAAAGGUCAAACUCUGGAAGCGCUUCCAGUCUUCUCAGGUAAUUAUGAACUUUGUUAUCAAUCACAUUAACCAGAGGGCUACACAAGGCAAAGUGUAUGUAAGUAAGCAAAAAUCAAAAAUCGUAACCACUUGUCCUUCGGUUAGUCCCCACGCAGAUCUCAAACAAGUUUUUGCUAACAUAUGUAAAGCCUCUUUAAUAUCACACUGAUCCCAUCCACAAGGGCGAUUUAGACGUGAAAUGCUGUUAAGUACCCCCUGCAUUAGAGAUACAGCAACCCCAGAUAAUCAUUUCAGUCAUUGUCUUGGAAAUAAAGUAUUUUGUGCAUCACAUCAAUUUAAAAGUGAAAUAAAUUGGUGAAGCUAAGUAUUAGAUUUCAAGAUGAGCUAAUUUUUAAAGAAGAGCCAAGACUGGAUAAUUAUUAGGCCCCCCUCCAUGGAAUUAUAAACGUAAUUUAACAAAUCGGAUUACUAUUACAUAGUUAUUUAUGACUGGAAGGGAAAGUAUUUGAGCAUCAAAUUUGAUCUUUUACAAAUCUGUUUCUGCUGCUAAUUUAAUAAAGGCAAAAAAAAGAAAUGAUUCCAUGUAAAGGUCCCCAGAGAUCCCAGUUGGACUUCAGGACUUCAGGGUCUCCUGAUAGCAGUGAGUAAGCAUAUCCUAGAGGGGGUAUUCAGUCUGACCACAGGUGCUCCAUUACAGUAAAUAUAUACUUUUCUUUGCUGAAGACUGAAUUUCUUUGAGUAUAAUUGAACGGUCUCUUGUCCUUUGAGAAGUACAGUUAACGAAAAGGUUACGCGGGCUGAAAAGAACAAAAAUUGAAUGAUAGUUGUACACCCAAUAUACAGUAGAUCUUCUAAAAUAACGUUAUUCAACUAUACAUUCAUUAGACAUUAAUCCCGGGCCUAGAAACAUGUAAAAGUGUAUUUACAAGUCAGGCUAGGGUAGCUACUUGUAUUGAACAAUAUAAUGUUUCACCUCCUGGUAGUAUACUAAGAUGACAAUAUAUCCUUAUAGCUUAUGCUUCAGAACAAUGAAUUGCUGUAUCAAUGCAGGUCAUGUCUCCUAGUAAUUGACAGAAAUACUAAGAUGGGGAGUUCAUCCCCCAUGCUGUCCUCACAGCUUGCAUAUAGGGUGCAAGGCCAGAAAGCUCUUUAUAUAUGUGCACAAUGUUACAAUAUUCCCUUUGAGACACUUUUUAUAAAAUAAAAUAAAAAAAAUUCUAUAAAAUAAUGUUUAGAGCAGAGGUGGACAAAAGACAGAUCCCCAGAUUUUUAGAGCUGCAAAUUACCAUAAUGCUUUGCCACUCUAAGAGCUGGCAAAACGUCAAAGCCAGCUCCUAGAUAGAACAUCUGUGAGUUUAUCCCAGAGCUUCAAAGUCCUGAAACUAGUAACAGUCACAGUAACUUGUUGGUGAAGUGUAGAAGUGCGUUGCAGAGCUCAGUUGAAAUCUAAAUAUAAUAUUGACUUUUUUAUUUCUUUGUAUUUUAGUGCAGGUUGUUUUUUUGGUGAUGAAGUGAAGGAACAAUCCGAUUCACCAUUCCAUUCUGACAUAGACAGUUCAUCAGAGUCUGAACAUCCAUUCAUGAGAGAUGUCUCCAGUGCGUCUUCGUCAGUAAACGUUCUAGUGGGCGAGAACUCAGAGACUGAGACUGACAAACCAAAUGUAACACUGGACCUCCCAGAACAAGCCAUCCCCGACCCUGGGCAGGCUUCUUAUGAUCCAAAAACAUCCUCCAUAAACACACAGAAAAAAGGACCACAUUGGAGUAGUAUCGACUUGGUAGAGGCUGUUAAUCCAUUUCAAGCAUCUGAUGAAAUGCCACACCUCCCGCUACUUGGCCGUUUCACUGAAGGAGCAGAAGAAAUAUUUGGGAGCGAUGCAUAUGCUUUGUGGUCCUGGGUGUCUGGCAAUGGCUGUCUUGUUGACUCAUUUAGCCCCCUGAAAUGGUUCACUCGACAGACAGGUAUAUUUUAACAAAAAAAAUGUGAAGCCUUUAUUGAACGCAAUUAACAUAGCGAGAAUCAUAUUUUUGAGUUUAAAGGGACUCUCCAAAAAAUGCAGUGCGUGUAUGUACACAGUCAACUCGAACUGCCUUGGACUAGCUCUGUAUCUGUUUAAGCAGCGUUUUUAUUAAUAUUUAUCUGCUAAAUGGGACUGCUCCCAGAGCUGAGUUACCUUGUGAUCCACUCCUGGGCAUGAUAAUUAGAAAACCAAGAUUGUCUGAGAGAUUACACCCUUUUCCUACUUUGGGCACAGCUCCUGUGGAUUUGCAGCAGGCACAGACACUUUGAAGUCAAGUAUUUAUUUGAUAGACAUAUAAUGCAUUAAAAAUCUUGGUCAGCUCCAGCUUGGAGGAUUACUUUAAGUGGGCUCAUAUGUGUUUUCUGAACAGUAUAUGCUUUUAGAUGUAAAAUUUAAAAGGGAAUUACACUGAUCAUCCAUAACAUUAAAACCAUCACCUGCUGAAGUGAAUAAGAUUGAUUAUAUCAUUACAGUGGCACUUGUCAAUGGGUUGAAUAUAUUGGGCAGCAAGUGUACCUGCAGACUUGCCAGAGUACCCAUUAUGACCCCUGUCCACCAAUAAAAAAGCUUUCAAUUUGGACAUGAACAUUAGAACAGGACCAUGGAGUAAUGGAAGAAGGUGGCCUGGUCUGAUGAAUUACGUUUUCUUUUAGAUCAGGUGGAUGGCCAGGUGCAUGUGCGUUGUUUACCUCGGGAAGUGAUGGCAGAAGGAUGCACUAUUUUAAGAAGGCAGGCUGGCGGAGGCAGUGUUAUGCUCUGGCAAUGUUUUGCUGGGAAACCUUGGGUCCUGGCAUUAAUGUGGUGGUUACAUACCACCUACCUAGAGAUUGCUGAAGGUUACGUACACCACCCUAUGGCAAUGGUGUUCCCUGGCAGGGGCCUCUUUCAGCAGGAUAAUGCACACUGCAAAAAGUGUUCAGGAAUGGUUUGAGAAACAUGACAAAGAGUUUAAGGUGUUGCCUUGGCCUCUGAAUUGUCCAGAUCUUAAUCCAAUUGAGCAUCUGUGGGAUGUGCUAGUACGGCAAAUCUGAGGCUCCACCUCACAACUUGCAGGAACUGCUGCUUAUAUCUUGGUGCCAGAUACCAAAGGACAAAUUUAAAGGUCUUGUGGACAGGGCCAUCUUUAAUGUGGGGCAAAAGUGGUAGUUGCCAUACAAUUACUCAAAACUUUCACCAAUGGGAAUACAGAACAGGUCACAGAGAAAGAACUACAAUGCAACAAAGUGAUUCCUUACACUAGUUACCACCUCCCUCUGUGCCAACACACCCUGACAAUAAAAGGUUAUCUCGGUUGGACCCCCUGUCCCUUCAGAGCAAUCUCUGGUUAUAUCAACACAGCCCUUUGCUGUAGUAGAUAGACUUGUUGGCUCCCACAGCAGGUGGUCACACACCAGUGCAGUAUUUAACUUGAUUAACACACAGAAUACAUUUCACACCUAACUAUAGUUUAUAGAGCUGCUGCCCCCACCUCCCCCUGCUUGUCUAGUCCAUGCCUCAACACAUCAGAGCAUUUUUGGCACUAUUAGGGGGACUUGCAUGAUAUUAGGCAGGUGGUUUUAAUGUUGUGGCUACUCAGUAUAUAUUGCAUUGUAAAUAUUGUAAGUUAGUUUCAGCAGAACACAUCUAAACAGCAUAUAUUCUACCAAAGUAAUUUGGUAGCCUUAAAUUAACCUCCUGACUAUAUCGAAAGACCCUACCAGUGGUUCUUGCCGAAGUGCCCAUUUUUGUUACAAACUCUCUAUAGACGUGUGUUCAUGAUAAGUCUUUUUUUUCUCACUUUUCUGCUCUUCCUGUAGGUUUGCUAGCAUCAAUGCAAUCAAUGUCUUUAUCCAUUACUCCGGCUCACACAGCAGUCUGGCGGAAACAGAUAUAUGAACAACUCAGCGAACGCUCCAGACGUGAGCUUGAAAGCUUCCGGCACUAUGAACAAGCUGUAGAGCAGGUACGAGGAAAAAUUAUGUCCAGAUUUUUUCUUAAAAAUGUUACCAAAGUUGUAAGUGCACAUUAAACAUUUGGAAUUUCAUGCAAGGUAUUUGAGUUAAAUCUGCAUUAUCGCCAUUGUUUCUGGUUGUUUACAGUCUAAAAGAAAAAACAUAAUGUCUAACAACUAGUAAUUAGAAGCUGCUAAAACUUUUAAUGCUUCAAUUUAAUAAAGCCUGCUUUUUUAGGAGUACGUUUUGAAGUUGACAGUGUGUGUCAGUUCUGCUUUAACAAAAGAUUGAUAUAACAUGAUUGGGACACAGUAAUUCAGUUGCAAAAUUGUGACAUUCAUUUAAACAACACAAAAUCUGUUACUUGUUGGUCACAACAAAUCUUUCUUAGUUUAUUUUAUUCCUUAAAGGAACAGCCUGCAAUAGUGUUUAUGGUACCAAGAGUGCCCUGGCACCAUUACUCGGUAAGUAGUCAAACUGUUUUACUUUCUGGUCCACAGCCAUAGCUUUCACUCUUCUCUUUUAGGAGAAUCUAUCCAUCAAUCAUCCAUGCAGGACUGAGUUCAUUGGUUCGGAGUGCCAGCUAAGCUCUCUCAGCCAAUGAGCGGAUCGGCCAGACUUAACUAUGCAGUGACCGGAUGCGGAGAGGGAGAGCAGGACCAUUCUAAAACUGUUUGACUGCUUUCCAUGGGAUGGUACGAGGGCACUUCUGCCACCAUAACCACUACAGUGGACUACAGUUGUUAUGGUAUAUUGGGGGUGAAGUCCAACACCAAUUUACUAAGUGGAGUGCUAAAAAUGUAUUCUAGUUUGAGUAUUAAUUGGUAGCAUCAUCAACAUAGGGGGGAAAAAGAGGGGGGAAAAAAAACUAAUUGUGUAGUAUAAAACCACAAUUAAGUUGUAUAUAUAAAAAUAGACACACUCACAAAAAUAGAGCCACAAUGAAACUGGCACAGAUCACAUGCAUCUUGGUGUAUUAUGGUCACACAUUACGUCUUCUUUUUAUAUAUUCCUCUUGGAAAACUAAAAACUAAAACACAUAUAGAAUUCCCUAGUGUAAUAUGUACAUAAAAUAUUGUAGAAUAAGUGAGAUGAAACCUGCUCAGCAUAGAAAGAGCCAAUUGGACCUGGCUCUUGGAUAAAAGGCUGUUAACCAACUAAAGGGGAGGUAAUCCUUCUUUAUGAGGUAAAUGGAAGCACCACUCGCCCGUACGACUUGAAAAAUCCAGUAAGAUGAAUUUAUUAAAGGAACACUAUAGUCACCCAAAUUACUUUAGCUAAAUAAAGCAGUUUUAGUGUAUAGAUCAUUCUCCUGCAAUUUCUCUGCUCAAUUCACUGUCAUUUAGGAGUUAAUCACUUUGUUUCUGUUUGUGCAGCCCUAGCCACACCUCCCCUGGCUAUGAUUGACAGAGCCUGCAUGAAAAAAAAAAACUGGUUUCACUUUCAAACAUAUGUAAUUUACCUUAAAUAAUUGUAUCUCAAUCUCUAAAUUGAACUUUAAUCACAUACAGGAGGCUCUUGCAGGGUCUAGCAAGCUAUUAACAUAGCAGGGGAUAAGAAAAUCUUAAUUAAACAGAACUUGCAAUAAAGAAAGCCUAAAUAGGGCUCUCUUUACAGGAAGUGUUUAUGGAAGGCUGUGCAAGUCACAUGCAGGGAGGUGUGACUAGGGUUCAUAAACAAAGGGAUUUAACUCCUAAAUGGCAGAGGACUGAGCAGUGAGGCUGCAGGGGCAUGUUCUAUACACCAAAACUGCUUCAUUAAGCUAAAGUUGUUCAGGUGACUAUAGUGUCCCUUUAAUGCCAAAUAAAACAAAACAAAAAGUAAAUACUUAAAAAAUGUCCUUAGUCGCAUGACAAUCUGCUCCAAGACGCGUUUUGCCCUGUCCAUGGGCUUUUUCAAUCGGAGUUAUUGUUCCUCGUUCCAUUUCCUCUUUUAAAUCCAGUUCGCUCUUAUAAUUGUUUCCACCGUCCAUGCUACAGCCAGUCACGCCAGUGUUCCUUCUGAAGCUCACCAAGUCAGUGCAGAGUAGUUCAGUCGUUUCCUUUCAUCAGGUGGCCAUUUUCCAUAAGGGAAUCCACCCAUCUUACCCUUACAUGGGUUAAGUUCAAUUGUCGCCUCCAUAGGAUACCGAAAGUUCUUUUGCCGCCAUGUUAUGUGAGGGAGAAAACUGAGAAUUUGCGCUGACAAGCAGUAUGCAUUCUCUGUGUAUAUGUUGAAAGACACAAUUAAAUAGACAAAAAUCAGUAUUUUGAAUUUUGGAUUAUCAUAAAUAGAGGAAAAGAGUGAUCAUCUGAGCUCUAUAUACAACUGAACAUAUAUAAAAUUGAUAAAUUACAUCAUCUUAAAUAAGAUUUAAAAAAAUUACACUAUAGAUCUUAAAGAGCUCUGAUUCUUCACCAUCUCCUUGCAACAUCAAUAUACAAAAAUUAAAAGAAGGGGGAUCAAGAAAUGUCCAUACAGAAUAAAAUGAAGAAAUAUACUUCAUUAACAAAGGAAUUAAAAAUAUUUAUAAAAUUCAUAAAAAGUGAAAAACCUCAAAAUCACUAAGACCAUAAGUUAAAAGAGAGUUUAAAUUAAAAAAAUCCACCUUAUUUCCGCUUUGACCAUUGCAUUAAAGGACCACUCUAGGCACCCAGACCACUUCAGCUUAAUGAAGUGGUCUGGGUGCCAGGUCCUUCUAGUGUUAACCCAUUUUUUUUUUUUUAUAAACAUAGCAGUUUCAGAGAAACUGCUAUGUUUAUCAAUGGGUUAAGCCUUCCCCCAAAGCCUCUAGCGGCUGUCUCAUUGACAGCCGUUAGAGGCGCUUUGCUUCUCACUGUGAUUUUCACAGUGAGAGCACGCCAGUCCAUAGGAAAGCAUUGUAAAUGCUUUCCUAUGUGACGCUGAAUGCACGCUGCAAUGCGCAUUCAGCCCAGGAGGGGAGGAGGAGGAGGAGAGCUUCCCGCCCAGCGCUGGAAAAAGGUAAGUUUUACCCCUUUCCCCCUUCCAGAGCCGGGCGGGAGGGGGACCCUGAGGGUGGGGGCACCCUCAGGGCACUAUAGUGCCAGGAAAACGAGUAUGUUUUCCUGGCACUAUAGUGGUCCUUUAAUUAGAUCCUCUCCUCUCCAAUUAAUUUCUAUUUUUUUGUAUACCUUGGAAUGUGAGUUGACUUGGAUUUUAUUAUGUUUUACAUUAAAGUGUUGUGACAGACUAUUUUUCUCGAACCCGUUUCAAGACGUGAUCAUGUAAAUCACCUUUUUUGUUUAACACGUGAUUAAUUGUUUGAUGGGAAAGGUCUCUUUAUCAUCUCGUGGGUGUUUAAAUUCCUUAAUAUAUCUCUUUUUAUUUUUGGUAUUCGUACAUGCACUGCAUGUGCCACAUCCAUAGAAUCCCGCUUUUCCCCCAAAUAAACUCUCCAUAGAUGAUGUUAGGUUUGUCUGGGAGUAUGGAAUUUAAAAUUUGGUCCCUCUUUAAAAUGGGCCAAUAUCUGUUAAAAAUCUUCCUUAUGUCAUGACCUCUACAGUUAAAAUCGCAAUGCUAAAAUAAAGUUGAUUAUCCUUUAUUUGAUAAUGUCGUUGUUUAGGGACAAAUAAUUGAUCUCUGUCUUUUAGAGUGGCUUCAUUAUAUGCUUUCUGUAAUAGUCUUUCUUUCUAACCUUUCUCUCUAAAAUCCUUUAAAAAAAAUUUGUGACUGUUGCUGAACCAUUUUGUCCUCUGUACAAUUACGUUUUAUUCUCAGUAAUUGGGAUUUGGGUACUUUCAAUAGCCAUGGGGAAAAGUGUCAACUCCCCUCUUCCACAUAGCUAUUGACAUCAACUAGCUAGUUUUUUUCAAUCUUUCUUCCAUAUAAUAUUAAGGUCCAGAAAAUUAAUGUUGGUCCUGCUGAAUUCACUAGUUAAAAUUAUUCCCCAGUCAUUAUUGUUUAAAAAUUGCACAAGGGAAGAUUCAUUUCCUCUCCAGAUAAAAAAAUACAUCAUCCAUGUAACGGCGAUAGAGCACCAGGUUUGCAUCCCAUUCACGCCUAUCAUGGAUAAAAUUCUGUUCCCAUAAAGACAUGAAUAAAUCUGCAUAACUAGAAGCGAACCUGGUGCCCAUCGCUGUACCACACGUCUGGAGAUAAGUCAUUCUCAAACCAGAAAUAGUUGUUGGUAAGAAUCCAAUUGAUCCCCUCUAGAAUAAAAUUGAUUUGAGGUUGUGAUAUUAAUAUUAUAUUAUGUUAUUAUUUAUAUAGCGCCAUCAAAUUCUACAGCGCUUUACAAUGGGUGGUUGAACGGAUAUGUAGUUGUAACCAGACAAGCUGGACACACAGGAACAGAGGGGUUGAUGGCCCUGCUCAAUGAGCUUACAUGCUAGAGGGAGUGGGGUGAUGAUGGUAUAUGGCGAGCUUACAUCCGCUGUCACAAGAUAUAGAUCUUCUUCCUAUGGUUGAUCUUUCAAUAAAGUCAAAGACUCAGAGUCCCUUGAAUGACUUGGGCAUCUUUGUACAGUGGACUGCAAGCAUCGAUCAUAUACUGGGAAAGUGUGCUGGAAAUAGACCCUAUCCCUGAGACUAUUGGGCGGCCCGUGGGUCUUUCUUUAUUUUUUUGGAACUUUGGAAGAUAGUAAAACACCGGAAUUCUAAGAUUUAAAAAAUGUAAUUUUUUUUAAUUUAAAAUUCCCUAUGAUUCCUGUCUAGAUUAAUUCUGUGUAGCUUUUCUUCAUUUCUGUAAUAGGGUCUUUUGGUAAUAUCUUAUAUGUAUUCCUAUCCCCUAAUAGUCUCAAAUACUCUUCUAUAUAGUCCUUCUUCUUUAAUACUACAAUCCCCCCUUAUCUGCGGUCUUAAUGACUAAAGUGUAAUUUUUAAAAAAAAAAUCUUUUAGAGCUAUUCUUUUCUCGUGGUUUAAAUUAUAUUCCUGUUUUUUAUUUUUUGCAAAUCAAGCAUAACCAUUUUCUCAAAUGUAAUUUCCUCUGAAACUUCUCCUAUUGGAAAAAAAUUAGAGGGGUCUUUCAGAUCUGUGUGUUUAAAUUCAGUGCAUUCUCUAUGGGGAUUUAACUCAUUGGUAUCAUGUUUGCUGAAGUAUUUCUUUAGACACAUAUGUUGUUUACCUUUAUUUAAGUCCACAUAGAAAUUUAAUUUGUCAUGUGACUUUGUUGGGGCACAUUUUAGGACUCUUUUUUAACAGUGUUUGUGGUUUUGUCAAAAUUCUAUUUGUUGAGUUGAAAUUGUCACUCUGUUUUGUUGCCUGUCGUCCCUCCUUUCUUUUCUGUAUAUUAUUUCCUCCUCUACUUCCCCUACUUCUAUGCUCCUCCAUCUCUUCCCUGGGGAUUUGUACAUAUGUCCUGUCUUUUUAUUUUCCCCUGGUUUGUGUCUCCCAAGAAUCCUCAUCCUUAGGGGAUCUGUUUAAGGUUUCAAACCUAUUACUCGUGGGCAAUUCACUUUUUCUUCUUGAUUUGUCACCAUCUCUAUUAUGAUUCCAAUAUUUUUCCCCUCCGCUUAAGAAAUUGGUGGUGGACUUGGCCCCCAAUAUAACUAUAUUUCUUUCUGAUCUAUAUGGUUGGAUUAGGAGAGAUUUCCACAACAGUGUGGUAGCUGCUGUUAAUAUCACAUUUCUGUUAUUGACUUAAGCACCUUAAUAUAUAUUUUAUGCAGAUGUUAUGGUGCUUGGAUUGCUCCUGUAAGUUUACUAUAGGCUGGCAAUCCACAUAUUGAAAAAUAAAAAAGAAUAACCGUAAAAGGAAAUCAUGACUUAUGUAUGCUGGUGCAGUUGUUUCUAGAACAAUUUGGUAUCUCCUUAAUUGAUGUUAACCUGUGUCUUCUUCUACUUUACCUUUGCAGUCUGUAUGGGUUAAAACAGGAACCUUGCAAUGGUGGAGGGACUGGAAGCCACACAAGUGGAUUGAUGUCCGUGUGGCGCUUGAACAGUGUACCGGGACUGAUGGUUCCACGGACAGCAUACUCUUUAUUUACUACACACACUACGAAGAGAAGAAGGUACAAUAUGAUAAGGAGUAUUAUAAAUGCAUGCUAACAGGGGAUGUAUGCAUCUCUUCACUUUUGUAACCGGGGUAAGUCUGUAAAAUUCUGAAAGUAAACCAGGCAACAUAGCAUAGUAAGAGGAGGGGAGGGAAUGUAUUGCAAUCACAAUGGAAGACAAUGUGUCAUGGUUAAAUAGAGUGCUUUGUUGAUUAAGAUGGAUUUGUGGAACCAAUGAAUAUACUACAUUCCUAUAGCCAGUUACGGAUUCUUGCAUUUUUAUUCCUAGCACAAAAAUGAAAUCAUAUUUGUUGUGAACAGAGAUGCAAUUUUAGCAAACAUUUUAAAUUAUAAUUUAUCAAUCUGAAUGUCUGAAUGGGAUGCCAUUGUAUAGCUACUUAAGAUCUUUAUAGGAGAUAAGUUGUGUUUCUGUGGCUUAUUUGGUUAUUUCAAAUAAUUCGUGACACAUCCCAGCACAUUUGGAUCAGAAUAGUUUGACAUCUGUCAUUUAAAUCCUGUACUUCAUUUUGCACUUGCUAGAGGAAUAAGACAGUAGUUACAGCCUAUGUUGCAGUCAUAUGACUUUAAAGGGGCACUCCAUACACCAAAACCGCUUAAUUUAAAUAAAGUUCUUAUGGUGCUAAGAGAAAUAUUACCUUAAGGGGUUAAACCGUUCUGGAACUCAAAGUCUUUUAGGGGUCUGGAGUUUCCCUUUAAGUGUAUUGUGUGUUAGCAUGUUAAUGUUUCUGAGAUACAUUACACAAGCACACUUUUUAUAUACUGGUUUUGCAUAUCGCUGUUUAUGUCCACACUGUAACUACUACUGUCAAUUGUUUAUUUACUAAUCUCAUUCUAUUCCAGUACAUUCACGUAUUUCUUAAUGAAGUUAUGAUUUUGGUGCCUGUACUAAGUGACAAUAAACACUCCUUUGGCAUCUAUACCCCCGAGAGGAUAAAGCAAAGAUGGCCUGUUAGACUGGCAGCUUCCACCGAAGAAGAAAUGAAUGACUGGGUAAGUAAAUAAAUAAGAUGGUUGCUGCCCACAGCUCUGGAUAUGUACUUUUAAAACACGCUCUAGAUGACCCGUUAGAGGUAACAGAAAGAACAUAGAUAUGAAUAUUGAUGAUGUAAAGAUAACUUGUAUUAACUAUUGUACUAACUCAAUGUGGUUCAUAACCCCUGGAUUGGGACACAAAAUUGGGUACCUUAAGAUUGUAACAAACACAUCAGUAUUGUCUGCCUAGACAACUGUUCAAAAUAAAUAAUUUACUGUAACAGUACCACUUUCCACAGUGCACUGGAGUCUCACUGGGAAGAGAGUAAUGAAGGAUUUUUUAGAAUUAAUUUGUAUGACAGUUGAUGACCGGGCCACUUAACUUGUUCAAAAUUUAAGAAUUAGUCUUCCAACUAAUCUAAAUAAAUAUGGUCCCUGUCAAAAAAGCUUAAGAGCCACUGUACUAACUGAUAACUUGGUCCAAGUAUCAAAAUAGAUGUAUUAAAUGUGUUCGGUAUCAACACCAUUAGAUUUGGCAUAUGUACUAAUGACUGUAGCACCUAAUUAAAUCUUUCUACAUUUUCUGUUUGCAGCUUGUCCUUUUAAGUAUGUCCUGCUGCGAGAGUAGAAAAAUACAGGGCUCCCCAAGUGCACAGGCAAUUUGGUCUGUUACUUGCAAAGGGGAUAUAUUUGUGAGUGAGCCAACUGCAGAAUUGGAAUCUCCAACUAACCAUAGGUCAUGUGACCAAAUGUAAGUCCAUUUGUUGAAUGAUGUCUUCUGUGUUAUACAAAUGUUUCCUUAGGGAUGACCUUUAAACACCUUUGCAUAGAUGUGCUAAAUGUCCCUUUCUAUGCUUCCAUUCCCUUCCUCUUGCAUGCUGGUCUUCACCGGCAGGAGAAAGUUACUGAUUACAAGGCAGGGGUAUUAUAUAUAUGUAUAUGAGAGUAAACACCAAGGGUACACUUUUAACAUUAUGGAUAAAUAUAAUUAUUCAUAAUGUUAGAAUUUUCCUUUUUAAUUUUCGAUUUAAGCCCCCCUUUUGGGAAUCUAAAUAAGAAGUAAAAUUCAUUUUAAAUCCAGCAUCAUGCUUGCUGUGGCCACUCCGCCUGAUCGCUAGUGAUGAUGAUCACAGGCCAAUCAAAUUUUUUUCAUGGAGAGGCUUUGGGACCCUAUGACACAUGCACGGCUUCCCCAAUCGGACUCUUCUCAUAUAAAAGCGUUAUCCCAAUGCUUCUCUUUGAGAAGAACUAUCAGCAUUCGGUGUCAUCAUGCCCAGUGAAUGUUAAGGGCUUUGAAUACGGAAGUCUGUCAAGGGAAAGUGCAUCUGGUAGCUGUAUAAGCAUGCAGACUGACAAACGUAAACAUUGCUGUUUCUUGAAAACAGCAAAGCUUACAUUUGUCAAACUGCAGGGGAAGGGCAUAUGAAUCAAAACCAUUUCAUUAACAUGUAAUGGUUUAGUGCUUAGAGUGACCAUUUAAAUUAUUUUGCAUACAAUUAUGCAAAUUAUAAUUCACUUCAGCUGUUAUCUUGUCCAAGUUCUUUUACAAUGUUAUCAAAUUAAACACCGUCAUAGUUACAUAGUUACAUAGCUGAAAAGAGACUUGCGUCCAUCAAGUUCAGCCUUCUUCACAUUUGUUUUUUGCUGUUGAUCCAAAAGAAGGCAAAAAAAUAAAUAAAACAGUUUGAAGCACUUCCAAUUUUGCAACAAACUAGGAAAAAAAUUCCUUCUUGAACCCAGAAUGGCAGAUUGGAUCAAGCAGUUAUUACCCUACAUUGAAAGAUUAUAUCCUUGAAUAUUCUGUUUUUGCAAGUAUGCAUCUAGCAGGUAUUUGAACAUCUGUAUGGACUCUGAUAAAACCACUUCUCCAGGCAGAGAAUUCCACAUCCUUAUUGUUCUUACAGUAAAAAAAACCUUUCCUUUGCCUUAGACAAAAUCUUCUUUCUUCCAGUCUAAAGCAUGGCAUUGUGUCCUAUGUAAAAUCCAGUUUGUGAAACUACAUAACUCUUAUAACCCUGUGAACAGUUUCGGUAAUUAGGACCUGUCAUUCAGGGAGAAAUACUGUAUGCAGAACUGUGCCAGUUUUGGGCAUGCGCUACCAAUGGAUCAUCCUUAGAAGGUAGUUUCCUGAUUCAACCAAUGAGCCAAGAGCAUAUGAACCUACAAAAUAACAUGUGUGCCUACACUGCAGAACUAAGUGAGGGCCUCUAUCUUAUACAUAUGUUUUCACUACAUUAUCCACACAUUUGCUCUAUGGGGAAAAAAAACCUUACCAGUUGUUGGUGACCAGUUCAUGUUAACGAAAUUUGUGUUAAAUUCGUGUUAAACCAUAACCCUGAUUUAGGCCACUCAGAUGCAAAGAAAGAUCUUAGCAGUGUACGAAGUGCUAUUGAUAUUAAGAACAAUAUUUAGAGGAUAUAAUGACAAUAUUGAGAGAUUAUUUUGGAUCCUAGGUUUUGGUGUCAGAUCGGAGGACAUCUCAGAAUGGUGGAAAGUAGCAGCAGUGGAGUAGUUUGGGGCAUUGGCCACGAUUACACUGCAUGGGUUUAUACUGGAGGAUACGGCGGAGGAUUCCAACAAGGUAAUAUAAUUAAAGUGGUAAAAAUCAGCUUACAUUGACACAGAACUUGCAUCACCAAGGGUAAUGGGUAGAGAUGUCGCGAACUUCCCGCGAACAGCUCGCCACGAACCGUUCGUGGCGAACUCCGGUCAGCUGACACAUCCCGGACAAUCUCCAGCAGACCCUCCCUCCCAGACCCUCCCACCUCCUGGACAGCAUCCAUGUUGAAGCUGCCUUCAACAUUUUUUGUUUUUUGUUUUUCUUAAACACCUUAGCCACACCCAGGUAAUGUCUGAACCCUGGACUGUAAGGUGUACCUUGCGGAGAGGGUUGAGGAACGCUGCACUGGAGUAUGGAGAGUUUUACUACGUGCGGGAAUAGAUCUUGACUUUAUUAGAUUAAUUUAUUCCUCCUACAUAAAAAUUCACCAUCACGGGUGGAUGAUGAUCUGGCAGUAAUGGACGCUAAGCUAGAACAGCUUUUGUUGUAAGUGUGACACUUGGGUGAUUUUAGCUGUAGUGGCUUGUAUUUGAAAUUUACGCCAAUUAUUUAUCAAUUUUGGCCAAUUCUUUAUUUCGCCAAUUUAAUUAUCCCUUAAUUAUUUGUUGUGGAAUAGUUUAUUACUGCCAUAAAUUGCGGAUUUCCCAUUACACCUGGUUCUAUAUCUUUUAUUGAAAUAAUAUCAUGGGUGUAGCACUAAUUUCAAUUCAUCCUUGUAGAAUAUAAUAAAAGACCAACUUAAAGGGUUAUUCCAAGCACCAUGACCACUUCAGUGCACAUAGAGAGAUUAACCCCUGUUCUGCCAAAAGUGUAACUUUACCUGUGGCAGCGUUAUAGGUUCAUCAUUAGCCAGUUUCUCAUAUACACAGUAAAACUUUUUUAUAUAAUUGCUUUACAGGAAUCCUGGUUAAUGUGUUUAAAAAAAUAAAUAAAAAAUAUAUAUAUAUAUAUAUAUAUAUACCAAGCAAAAGAAAAAUCAGCACUCCCAGGAUUUGUAAAUAAGCCAAAAAAAUACUUUACUCCACAGGUCAACGUUUCAGCUCCUCUUGGGAGCUUUCAUCAGGACAGCAUACAAAGCAUAAAUGAAAAACAACACAGCUUAAAUAGGGACAUAAAUCCAAUUAAAACUCACAAUCCAGGUGUGCUGAUGGAGAACCUCCUCUCCUCUCGAGCGUCCGCUCAAACGCUAUCAAUUCCCGGCAUUUCCCCACUUCCUACUCACGCCGUCACGUGAUAUACGUGACAUCACCACGUUCGUUACGUGAUGUCACGUAUAUCACGUGACGGCGUGAGUAGGAAGUGGGGAAAUGCCGGGAAUUGAUAGCGUUUGAGCGGACGCUCGAGAGGAGAGGAGGUUCUCCAUCAGCACACCUGGAUUGUGAGUUUUAAUUGGAUUUAUGUCCCUAUUUAAGCUGUGUUGUUUUUCAUUUAUGCUUUGUAUGCUGUCCUGAUGAAAGCUCCCAAGAGGAGCUGAAACGUUGACCUGUGGAGUAAAGUAUUUUUUUUGGCUUAUUUACAAAUCCUGGGAGUGCUGAUUUUUCUUUUGCUUGGUAUUUAUUGUGCAAUCGAGCACCGGGUUCUAUUUAAAGUUUGGUAGGAGUGCAAGGCUUGUUUUGUUUUAUAUAUAUAUAUAUAUAUAUAUAUAUAUAUAUAUAAAAUCCAAAAUCCUGUUGUCUUCCUUGCACACACACUUCAAUAAUUUUAUGCCCGGUGCUGUCAAGCCAAUGCCAAAGAUAUACAAAAAUAUAGGGAACAGAAGGCAAGCACUCACGGUCUUUUCUGGUCUCUUUAAAAGGAAUUUCUUUAUUUCAUAGGUUAAAACUUGAUUUGAUCUUGAUUUGAUCAAAUCAAGUUUUAACCUAUGAAAUAAAGAAAUUCCUUUUAAAGAGACCAGAAAAGACCGUGAGUGCUUGCCUUCUGUUCCCUAUAUUUUUGUAUAUAUAUAUAUGUGUAUAUAUAUAUAUAUAUAUAUAUUUAUUUUAUUUUUUUUUUAUUUUUUUUAACUUUUGUAAUUAUAACAACCGAUGAUCAAUAUUAUUAUUAUUUAUAUAGGGCCAACAAAUUCCACAGUGCUGUACAAUAAUCAAAUGUUUGUCUGCUCCUCAGACCAAGAGUGAGAGAGAGAGAGAGAGAGAGAGAGAGAGAGAGAGUGUGUGUGUGUGUGUUUUUUGAUCAUUAUUAAGAUGUUUUGAUGUUUUUGCUCCAGGAAUAUCCAGCAGCACAGAAAACAUAUUUCCUCAGACUGAUACAAAAUGUGUCUAUAUCUAUGAAAAUCAGAGAUGGAAUCCCAUCAGCGGAUACAGCAGUAUGUGAGUAUAUACACUGUAUUACUCUGCAAAUGUGUGAAUAUCGCCUAGCAUACAUUUUCAGUACCCCAACAAUUAAAAAAAUAAACAAAAAUGGGAUAGUCUAAGCAAGUUUAUACCGAAAUCAUGGGAUAUGAUACAAUGGUUGAGAGAAAAAAACAUAUUGGGCUCUUUCAGCAAAAUGAUUACACAAAACACAUGUGAAAUAGGGUCAGUUUUCUGUUUUAAUCAUACAAAGACAAAACCAGCAGAGGGGGCACAAGAGCAGCAGAGACUGAAAUAAAUUAAAAAGAGCACGUAUAAAAAAAAGAAAAUUAUUGCAUUAGGAGUGAAAAACUAAACAAAUAUAUAUUUGUUAAUAAAAAAUUAAAAUAAAAAAUGAAAAACAUUGCCUAAAAAAUGUACAUGAAAAUAAAAUGAAUCAAAAAAAAAGAAAGAAAAAAUCACAGGUGGUGUAGAAAAAAUUGCAUAUACCAAAACAUGUGAAAUUAGAUCCUGGGGAGAAGGAGGUGCAAUGGCCUGGCUGAAAUAAAGGACAAAAUGAAGAAUCGGAUCAGCAGGAGGCAUCAUGGAAAUAGCAAUAUGGUGUGUCUCCAUCUGUCACUGUGUAUCACUAUGUCCUCCAGUAAUAAUGGUGCAUCUUGCAAUGUAGGGGUGUACUUUUUAUUACUAGAAGACCUCAUCAUAAUUAGUGAAAGUCAGGACGCAAACUUAGAUUUUGAGUGGGUGGGAUAGGGGCAGCGAGUGGGCAAGACUGUGUUGCAGUUAGCCCACUGAGCCCACUAAUACAGGGAAUGGCACUGUACAGUGACUGUUUCAACAGCUGUCACAAAGGGCUUCAUAUAUUCCUUGUGUUUUAUAAGUGUUGGUGCACAAGUGUAAUAAUAACAUCAAAUUAAAUAUGCUAUGAAAGUAACCAUAUUUGCUGCAUGUAUUACUAUGGUGCUUUGUGUGUAUCAAUCCACUUGCUCUGAAAGGGUUGGCAGAUCUAAUGUAAAUUGAUCGUUUACAGAUACUGUUUUCAUUUUGCAGAGAAACCUAGACCGGGGUAGAGAACCCACAAGGCCGAGGUUGAUCUUUUGAGUUUUAGUGUGAUAAGAGAGGUCGAGGGUGGCAUGUUGAUUGCCUGGAUAUGAUCAUUUAGUUUAUCAGCUCUAACUUAGUAAGGAAUAGAUAUUAAUGACUGUUAGUGCAUAUUACUAAACGUACCCUUUUUUUGUCCAGAUUUUUUUGUCACACGGUAUAUAUAUCUGAUCAUGGUUUUUAUUGCAGUGGACUGUUAACAGACAGAUAUAUGUGGAGUGAUGCAACUGGAUUACAAGAGUGUACAAAAGUCGGCACGAAGCCACCGUCCCCACAGUGGUCAUGGGUAAGACACCAUUUUGAAUCAUCUCCAUGUCUGUGAGAGCUGUAAACUAUACAGUUGCAUUGUGGUAUGUCUCAAAAUUAGUGGAACACAAUUAGCACCGAACCAUUGUAGCUUAUUUUAAUCAUGUGAGUAGUUUUAUUAUUUGUGAAAAGGUAAAACUACAUCCAAAUGCUCUCUACACCAAAACCACUGCUAUAAGCUUUAGUGUUCAUAGUGUUUAGCAAAAGCAAAAAAAGAACUACUAGGUAUUGUUAGAAGUUUAUUUGUAAAGCAAUAUUGUCUUGGAGUGCGCAUUUUAUUGUUUAUGUGCUGUUUAUUUUUAUUGGUUAGCCUACGUCACUUGCUUAACACUGAAAUGGAGCGAGGACAGCAGUAUGUGCUAAGCUCUGAUACUGCAGUGCACAGUCACCAUUACUCCACCAAGGGAAUAAUAUGGUUUGUGGGUUAUCAGAGAGACAAUUUAUGGGGUAAAUGACAUGGAUGCUAUUGUGAAAUAUUGAGUUAUGGGAUGAAAAUGAUCUGAACUGAGAUGUUUAUAUGUAUGGGUAUGUGUUUUUUGAAUAUCUGUAUUUGUGUGUGUGCUUGUGUCUGUAUUUGCAUGUGUGUAUGUGUAAAAGAAUGUAUGUGCCUGUUUGUAUGCAUUGUGGCAUUGACUAGUUGUAUAUGGAUGUAUAUGAGUAUUAGUGAUUUGACUAAUGGUAUGUAUGUAAUAUAUAUAAAUUUGUGCAUGACUAGUUUUGUUAAUUUCUAUAUACAGAAGCUCAAUAAAGGGAUACUCUAAACACCAAUACAACUUUAGCUUUAUUAAGAUGUUUUUGUUUAUAGGUCAUGCCCCCAGCAGCACAGCUCAAUUCCCUGCCAUUUAGGAGUUAAAUCACUUGUGUUUCUGUUUAGGCAGCCCUACCGACACAGAUUUACACAGCCUACAUGAAAAAAAUGGUAAAUCUUCAAUCAGAUCUUACAGCACAGUUUGUUUACUUUACAAGUUUAUUUAGCUCCUGUUCUGUCACUUGAACUUUAAUCACACACAAGAAGAUCCUGUAGAUAUUAAAUUCUAAAUUAAACAAACUUUGCAAUAAAGGUUUUAGUUUAAACAUGAUAUCUCUCUUUAUAAGAGAUGUGUAGGCCACAUGCAGAAGGAUGUGUUUCAAUCCAAGCUAAAUUUUCCAAAAUAAAAGGCUGCUUCCCCAACAAAAUUAAAAUAAACUCAAAUAUACAUUUAAAAAAAAAAAAUCCAACAAACAAAACUCACUUGCAGGUGACUGUUUUGCUUAGGGUUGUUCGGUGCUGGUAAUGGUAUUCCACAAGGCGCUUGAUACAAGCGAAAGAUAACACACAAAAAAAACAAAAUGAAUGGGAACAAUUUCUUACUAUGCUCAUUUAGUAUGUAGAAGAAUUGAUACAGAAUGCAGUGUGUGCUAAUAAACAUGUACAGAUAUAAGAUCUGAACAUUAAAAAACAAACAAACAAAAGCCUGAACGCUUUUUACACCUACUAUCCAACGUUUCUUCAGCACUUGAUCUUGUUUGUGGGAAUCUUCAUGAGUGAGGUACCUUUUGUUUGUAUCAAGUGCAGAUGAUGUGUGCCUAAGACUGCAUAAAAUAUUGAUUUAAUUUAUAAAUGGCAGAGGAAUGUGCAGUAAGACUGCAGCGGCUUUAUCUGUAUACCAAAACCACUACAUUACAGGGACACUAUAGUCACCAGAACAACUGCAGCUUAAUGUAGUUGUUGUGGCAAGUAUUGCCUCUCCCUGCUGACCUUUUCAUGUAAACACUGCCUUUUCAGAGAAAAUUCAGUGCUUACAUUGCUGCCUAGCAACACCUCUGGAUGCAGUCACUCAAACGGACAUUACAGGUGCUUCAUAUUUCCAUGCUGCAUUGUGUGCAGCACUUGCGUUCUGUGUCUCCAUGAUCUGCAUGGGGACACUGAACUUUCCCCAUAGAGAUGCAUUGAUUCAAUGCAUCUCUAUGGGGAGAUGCUGAUUGGCCAGCACAACCUUUUAUUUUACACGUUUGUGUUCAUGACCCUACAGUGUUCCUUUAAAGGACCACUAUAGUGCCAGGAAAACAUACUUGUUUACUGGCACUAUAGUGCCCUGAGGGUGCCCCCACCCUCAGGGACCCCCUCUCGCCCGGCUCUGGAAAGGGGGCUGGGCGGAGAGCUCUCCUUCUCUCCUCCUCCGUUCCGCCCCGUCGGCUGAAUACGCACGCGUGGCAAGAGCUGCGCGCGCAUUCAGCCGGUCGCAUAGGAAAGCAUUUACAAUGCUUUCCUAUGGACGCUGGCGUGCUCUCACUGUGAAAAUCACAGUGAGAAGCACGCAAGCGCCUCUAGUGGCUGUCAAUGAGACAGCCACUAGAGGCUUUGGGGGAAGGCUUAACCCAUUAAUAAACUGCUAUGUUAAAAAAUGGGUUAACCCUAGCUGGACCUGGCACCCAGACCACUUCAUUAAGCUGAAGUGGUCUGGGUGCCUAGAGUGAUCCUUUAAAGUGACACUGUAGGCACCCAGACCACUUCAGCUAGUUGAAGAGGUCUGGGUGCUGUGUCCCUAUUGCAAUUAGUGCUGCAAUGUAAAACAAUGUAAUUGCCUAACAGACAGCCCCUGGGGGCACUUCCGGAUUGGUAACAGACUUUUGGUCCGUUAUCUGACACUGGACAUCCUCACGGACCUCCAGCGUCAGAUUUCCCCCAUGGGAUUGAAUAAUGAUUUCCUAUGGAGAGGUCUCCCCCGUCGACGUCAGCCGGAGCAUGGGCAGAGCCUGAUCCAGCGCCGAAGGACAUCAGCUCUGGAUUCAGGCAAGUAGCUGAAGGGGUUUUGGAGACUAUAAUUGGCUGAGAGUGUCAUCUGACUGCUUUCAGCCUAUCACAGUACCCAUUGCUGGUAUGGAUAGGUAUUGCUAAAAGGAAGUGUGCAAUCCAUGCCUUGGUUGGAGAAGGGGGAAGGCUGUGGGUGGCCAAGGACCUCAUUCUGUUUGAAACUGCUUAAUACUGGUUUAACAUUGAAUGGAGGGACUGUGCCAGGGGUCUCCAAUCACUAUAACCAAUUUAAUGUCCCUAAAACAUUUAAAGAUAUAAAAAAAAUAUAUCUCUUACAUUCCAGCUUUGCAGUGAGCUAAGGGGUAUUAUUUUAUUUUCUUGUAAAAUUUGCUCUUGAAGUAACCCGUGGGGCAAAAAGGUGGAUCCCCAAAUGUUUUAAAACUACAGUUUCCAUGAUGCUUUGCGUUCUAAAAGCACUCGAAAACCAUGCAAAACAUUAUGGAAGUUGUAGUUCAACAACAUCUGGGGAUCACUGUAGACCCCGUAGGUGUAGAAGUUCAAUGGAGUAUAAAGUGAAAUUACCUCCCCCUUCGUUUACAAAACACAGUAUAAUUUCAAAUCUGCGAGAGAAAAGCUGUAACCUGACCUUUUAUAAUCACUUAUACAAACAAGGUUAUGUUAACAAUUAUGCAAGGCUUCCUCUGUCUGUUUAAUCUAAACUUUGGAAAAUUAACAAGCACUACACUGUAGGAUUGCUGCUUUUAACCAUUAGGUAUAGAGCAAAGGUCUAACAAGCAGUAUCAAAAUGUAUCAAUUUUCCAAGUUUAUUUGCAGUAUUCUUUUAAUGUCUUGUCUUGGAAGUUUGAGCACAAUACUUGUUUUUGUGUAUUUGUAUUUACUUUUUUAUCGCAUUGUCAUGGUACAAUGCUGCCGACCAGCCCAUGUGUUCCCUAUUAAGGGUUAAUAAGUAUGUAGGGGUUUAGAAAAAUACCCCUCUCUGUCUCAUUAGAGAUUUUGUUUGCCUGAAGCUGAAGGAAGCAAGGUGAAUUGUUAGUUUAGGACCCACCUGAGCGGUUUAUUUUGACGUGGCAGAUGGGCCAUUGGGGCAACUAAAUAACCUCCAUUUGUCUAAAUAUGUAUAGGGAUUUGAGAUAAUGUGCAGGUAACUUGUUUCUUAGUGCGCAGGUAACUCUUUUCUUUGGUUUUAUUGUAUGUUUCGGGGUAGUGCACAGGUAACUUGUUUCUUUGUUUUUUAUUGUAUGUUUUGGGGUAGUGCGCAGGUAACUCUUUUCUUUGUUUUUUAUUGUAUGUUUUGGGGUAGUGCGCAGGUAACUCUUUUCUUUGUUUUUUAUUGUAUGUUUUGGGGUAGGGCGCAGGUAACUCUUUUCUUUGUUUUUUAUUGUAUGUUUUGGGGUAGGGCGCAGGUAACUCUUUUCUUUGUUUUUUAUUGUAUGUUUUGGGGUAGGGCGCAGGUAACUCUUUUUUCUUUGAUUUUUAUUGUAUGUUUUGGGGUAGUGCGCAGGUAACUCUUUUCUUUGGUUUUAUUGUAUGUUUCGGGGUAAUGCACAGGUAACUCUUUUCUUUGUUUUUUAAUAUUAAUAUGUAUGUAUGUUUAUUUUAUAAUUUUUUUUAUUUUGUUUAUAUGCCGUCUGUAGUAAAAUGAAUCAGCACAGAAAUCACCAAAAUAAUUCACCUUAUGAUAUUUACAUGUUGUAAACCUCCUUAUGUGAGAACUUUUUCGUUUGAAACAGCUGUCCGUGCUGUGAUAAACAUGUCAGUAAGACUAGAAGUAGUAUGCAGGUCAUUUAUGGUUCUUAAAGAAAAUGUCUUUUGUUGAGGUGAAUUAGUUCAAAACAUUUUGUUUAUUUAAAGCAUCCAUACAGAUAUUGAAAUGCAAACAAUAUAGGAGAUGGUAUGAGAGUAUAUAACAGCGACAGUACUCCAACCAAAUAUAAAAUGUUUUUUAUAAACUUUGUUUGUUUUACUUUUGUGAGAAAGUAAUCAUGGGAUAACACCACGGUAGCCUUGGCAUACACAGCUGUCAGAAGCAGACCUAUCGAGAGUAUUCUUAAAAAGAUUGUGUAAUGUACGGAAAUUAUUUCAUUUAUGUAAAAGUUUGUAAACUCGAGUGGUUUUUUUUUGUUGUUGUUUUUUUUUUUUUUUUUUUUUACCUUUAGCAUUUAAUCCCUUAAUGAUGGAUGACGGACCAGGUCUGUCAUGCUGGGGAAGCACUUAACGCCGGAUGUUGGACCCGGUCCGUCAUGUGCUAAAGUUAACCCCAGAUCGCCGCGGUGCGGUGGAUCGCAGGGCUAAUGCUGUUGCUGGGUGCCGAGUCAGGGGCAGACCAGCAACAGCAAAUCGCGAUGUCUCAGCCCCACAUGAUUGCUGUGACAGCCAGUCACAGCGUUCACAAUGCUGCUGGGAUAUUAGAUCCGCCUCCCUCCACCUCCUUGAAGGUUUUUGAAGUGGAGAGAGACUGAUCGUUGUUACAUUGUGUCCUUGAAGUGAAUAAAUUAUCUAAGAUGUUCCAAAUCCCCUUUACCUUGUUCUUUUAAAACGAAAAAUAACCCUUUCCCUGCUGAUUGAUCACUGCCAGUACUGUGAUCUAGUUUUUUUUUUUUUUUUUACCCUCAGGGUUUACAUUUGUAUUUUUAGUAACCUUAAGGGGUUAAAUUUUAAUAUUUUAUUUUAUUAAUUUGUGAUUUAGUUAGUUGUGGUGGGUGGAAUUUAGUGGGAAAUGGGGAAUUUAGUGAUAAGCUAGUUAGGAAAAAAAACAUUUAAAAAAAAUUAAAGUUUAGUUAUUUAGUUACAGUUUAUUACUGUAGUACACAAUGCUUAGGAAGUAUAGUGCAGAGGAAGCUUAUGCCCUGUUAGCGGCCGACUCAGAGGCGACCGACACUUCCUCAGAGAGUGACGCAGGGGACAGGGACUAUGUGCCAGAUACUGCUGGACCAUCAGGAGAAAUUGCUGAUUCCCCUGAUGCUGAACAUGGUGUAGAUGACUGGGUACCCCUUAAUAAUUUUUCACCUGACAUCCCAGAGUUCACUGCCAAUCCUGGCAAACAGGCUGACCUGUCUGGCUUUAAUGCGCUGGAUUGUAUGCAGCUGUUCUUGGGGGAUGAUAGUUUUGGGGAGAUAGUCACCCAGACUAAUCUGUACGCUUAGCAGUAUCUGGCACACAAUCAAGAGCCUCUUAUCGCCAGGAAAGAGAGAUGGAAGCCAACCAGUGUGCCAGAAUUGAAACAAUUCUGGGCACUGCCAAUACUAAUGGGGAUAAUUAAAAAGCCCACCAUUAGAAUGUAUUGUUCUAAAAACCCCAUUUGCAAUACCCCCAUUUUUAGGGACAGAUAUGAAGACAUUUAUGCAUUUAUGCGAUUUAUGCACUUUAGUGACAAUACAAAGUGCCCCCCAAAUGGUCAUCCGUAGUAUGAUCUUCUAUAUAAAAUACGCCCUCUAAUUGCCCACUUUAACUAAAAAUAUGCCACUAUUUACACCCCUCAUAAACAUAUUUCUAUUGACGAAUCUCUCAUGAAGUUUAAGGGAAGACUUACAGUACAUCCCAUACAAAUUUUAUAAAUUGUGUGAAAGUGGCAGUGGCUACGUGUAUACGAAGGAAAGGAUAGCCAAUUUGAUCCCCCAGGCUGCCCAGAUACAGUAGGGACAAGUGGGGGAAUUGUUUGGGACCUAAUCAUGCCGUUACUAAACAAGGGAUAUCACUUAUAUUGAUAAUUUUUACAACAGUAUCCCACUUCUAAAAAUGCUGUACUGCUUUGAGACCCUGGCCUGUGGCACUAUUCGGAAGAGUCGCAAAGGUUUCCUAAAGGCUCUAGCAGAAAAAAAUAAAUAAAAAGGGGGGAAACAGCAGCUCUCUGCCAGAAUGAACUGGCAGUAAAGUACCGCGAUAAAAAGGAGGUGUUCAUCCUAACCACCAUCCAUGGUGAACGCACUCGCAAGGUCGCCAGCCUUCAUAACACAUUACAAUAUGGGGCAUAUGGGGGGAGUUGACCUGUCUGAUCAACUGAUGCAGCCAUACUUGAUCAUGCUAAAGACCAGGGCAUGGUAUAAAAAAGUGGGCCUAUAUAUAAUGCAGACGGCAAUCCACAAUGCCUUUUGUAAUUUUUAAAAAGGCAAAUACUGAGCUGAAAUGCACGUUGCAUCAUUUCAGUUUCAGGUUAUUUCUGGGCUGCUUGAGUGCCACAGAGGGGGACCAUCAGUGGAGCCUAGCAGAAGAAUGGAGGAUUCCAUCAACUUCCAAAAAGAUAAACCCCCAGAAAAGGUUCAGGGUGUGUUACAAGAGGGGCGUAAGAGCUGAGACCAGUUAUUACUGCCCUGAUGUGCCCCUCUCAGCCCCGCCUAUGCAUUGGUCACUGUUUUAAAAUUUCCAAACCCAGACCGAAUAAGUAGACUGGUUUUGGGGUGGGAUUUUAGUCAUCGGUCUGAUUGUUUAGUCACCGAAUCUUGGCUUUGUCUCCCGUUUAUCCUGUGUUCUCUGAUCCUUGAACUCAGUUUGUCCUAUCGUUGUUCCAUUUCUCUUUACUCCUUGUAACUUGACUAUUCUCUGCUUGUAAAGCCCGGCCAUUCUAAGGACCGGUAUCACAAGUUUCUCUCUCUGUGUUCUCUCUCUUUGUGGUCUGUAUGUGUUUUGGUUCCGGAAUCCGUGACGCAGAUGACUGAGUACUACCCCCUGAUAAGUUUACACCAAAUAUUCCCCCUUUCACAGCAAAUAGUAUGCAUUUGUUCAUAAUUUGAAAUGGAUGACCUGCUUAUAUUUAAAAAUAAAUGUGGCAUUUGAGCUGCUAAAAUGAGACCUAGGCCCAUCAUCCACUUUUGAAAAAUAUGAAAUUGAUGUGUCUCAAAUGUGCCCCUUCAACAUCCACAUAUCCCUGAAAAAGGUACAUAUGGGGGUAUUGUUGUACUAAGACGACAUAGCUGAGCAACAUAUUAGGUGUUAUACUGCCGUAGCACACAUAAGAAUUGCAAAAUAUACAGUAACAUCUCCGAGUGUGUGUCAAAAAGGCAGAAAAAAUGCUAAUUGCUACUAGACUUGGUACAAACCAUUAAAAAAAUGAUCCUACGCUAGGGUUUAAAAUAUGCCAUUUGAAAUACCCUGGGGUGUCUGCUUUAAGAAAUGGUAGGCCUUUGUGGGGUUUUUUUUAACAGUCAUACUGCUAUAACGCCCCAAAUUGAAAGAUGGGCCCAUCAAAUCCGUCUCUCAAAAUUCUACUGUAAAUACUGAAAUGGACAGGUCUCCUAUAUGGCACUAUAGCUUCACGAAAUAGCGCCAAAGGCAUUCAUUGGGGGUAUCAUUUUACUCAAGACUUUGCUGAGCAUAAUGUUGGGACUUUGAUCUUAGUGGCACAUAUCAAAUAUACAAAAUGCCCAGCAAAAAUGUAAUCCAUAUGUAAAAAAAAUGCCAAAAAUUAUUUUUUACCACAUACUUUGACAUAUAUUGGUGACAAAUAGGGGGCAUGUUAAUGCACAAUAUGCACCAUCUGAGAUACCCUGGAGUGUCUAAUUUUACAAAUGGUUUUUGAACAGUCAAACUGCUAUAAUACCCCAAAUUGAAACAUAGGCCCAUCAAAUCAGUCUCUAAAAAUGCUAUAGUAAAUAUAUAUAAUAUAUGGCACUGUAGCUUCACGAAAUAGUGCCAAAGACAUAUAAUGGGGGGAUCGUUGUACUCAAAAGAUGUAGCUGAACACAAAAUAAGGUUUUGUACAGGAAUAGCACACACCAACUUUACGAAAUACACAUGAGAAGAUCUUUGUUAUAAGUUUGUGUGUCAAAAACCAAAAAAAAACACAAUUUUACUCCAAUAUUUAGCAGAGAUUGGCAGGGAAAUGGCUACAUAAAAAGUGUCAAAAUAACCUUAGGUAAAUAGCCUGUGAUGUCUACUUUAUAUAAAUAUAUACUUUUGUGUGGCAAUUUUGUUUUCUUUUAUGGCUAUUAAAGGGACACUAUAGUCACCUGAACAACUUUAGCUUAAUGAAGCAGUUUUGGUGUAUAGAACAUGCCCCUGCAGCCUCACUGCUCAAUCCUCUGCCAUUUAGGAGUUAAAUCCCUUUGUUUAUGAACCCUAGUCACACCUCCCUGCAUGUGACUUGCACAGCCUUCCAUAAACACUUCCUGUAAAGAGAGCCCUAUUUAGGCUUUCUUUAUUGCAAGUUCUGUUUAAUUAAGAUUUUCUUAUCCCCUGCUAUGUUAAUAGCUUGCUAGACCCUGCAAGAGCCUCCUGUAUGUGAUUAAAGUUCAAUUUAGAGAUUGAGAUACAAUUAUUUAAGGUAAAUUACAUAUGUUUGAAAGUGAAACCAGUUUUUUUUUCAUGCAGGCUCUGUCAAUCAUAGCCAGGGGAGGUGUGGCUAGGGCUGCAUAAACAGAAACAAAGUGAUUUAACUCCUAAAUGACAGUGAAUUGAUCAGUGAAAUUGCAGGGGAAUGAUCUAUACACUAAGACUGCUUUAUUUAGCUAAAGUAAUUUAGGUGACUAUCGUGUUCCUUUAAGGUACAAAACAAACAUACCAAAUUCUAAAAAUGCUCCACAUUAAAAGUUUAUUUUACUCCUUGUGUUUUAUGUCCUGUAACUACCAAAAAAAAACUUAAAAUCCUAGACACAUUAUGUAUUCUGUAAAUCAGAACAACUAAAUUAAUGUAUUUUUAAUUACUUUCCUUAACCUGCACUAAUUAUGCACACAUUAUUAUUGCAAAAACUGUAAAAGAAACAAUAUUUUUCCUUUUUUUAUAUAUAUAUAAUAAAUUAGCAUUUAUAUAUGUAUAUGUUACAUCAAAUUAAAGCCCUUUUUGUCCUUUUAAAAAAACGGUAUAUAAUAUGUGUUGGUGCAAUAAAUUCGUAAAAUGCAAAUUGCAGUUGAAAGCAAACCGCAAAAAAAUGUAAAAAUUGCUUGUGUCCUUAAGUGCAAUCUUUUGAAGCUGUGUCCUUAAGGGGUUAAAGUGCUAAUUUUAGGAGUCAUCUUUUUAUAUGUUUACCGUCAGCUGACGUUUCCUAGUAUUUUUUUUCCCAGCCAGCCACUGAUGUAGAUAUUUUUUUUUUUUUUUUUUUUUUUGUUUGUUUGUUUUUUUAAAUGUAAUACAAUAGGGGGUUGUUUGGUGCCAGAUAUACUUUAUACUUAUACUUUAUGUCUUGAGUUAUCUGUAAGAUCAGGACAUCUGAGCUUACAUGUAAUAUUUUUGCCAUUGGUUUUUGUCCUAUGUUGUCGACUAAAAUUAAGAGUUUGCGUUCCAAUGUGAAUGCUUAUCAGCAGAACCAAUAUAAAAAUAUAUUUAAUUAUUUUUUGUGGGAGUGUACAACUAUUUAAAAUCAAGGGAAUAUUCUGUAAUUAAGCAGUUAUGGUAAACUGACUUUAAAAAUUAGUCAAAGUACCGAAGCUCGAAAAGGAAAUCUAAAUCUGGCUCCAUCCAAUUUGAGAAUUCAUUUUGUCCUAAACCUUAGAACUGAUCAUGUAACUGAAAGAGGUUUACAUUGCAAAGUCUAAAUGUGUCCCUUUUUUUGCAUAAUGUAUAUUAAACAGUGCAUUUCUGUUUGAUUUUAGGUCUCAGACUGGUAUAUAGAUUUUAAUAUUGCCAAUGGAACAGAUCGAGAAGGGUGGCAAUAUGCAGCAGACUUCCCAGCGUAAGACAACUCUCAUCUGUUUAAAUGUUUUGUAAUAUAUUUUGUAUGUUAUCCACAGUGUAAUUUUUUAAAUAGAUCUUUACGUGAAGAAAGGGUGAUAUGAAAGGAAUCUUAUGUUUCCAAAUAGCUUAGCUACAGUAAUGUCUGGUCAGCCAUUUCUCUAAUAGACAGGUGAUACAGUUGCAAGAAAAAGUAUGUGAACCCUUUGGAAUGAUAUGGAUUUCUGCACAAAUUGGUCAUAAAAUGUGAUCUGAUCAUCAUCUAAGUCACAACAAUAGACAAUCACAGUCUGCUUAAACUAAUAACACACAAAGAAUGAAAUGUUGCCAUGUUUUUAUUGAACACACCAUGUAAACAUUCACAGUGCAGAUGGAAAAAGUAUGUGAACCCUUGGAUUUAAUAACUGGUUGAACCUCCUUUGGCAGCAAUAACUUCAACCAAACGUUUCCUGUAGUUGCAGAUCAGACUUGCACAACGGUCAGGAGUAAUUCUUGACCAUUCCUCUUUACAGAACUGUUUCAGUUCAGCAAUAUUCUUGGGAUGUCUGGUGUGAAUCGCUUUCUUGAGGUCAUGCCACAGCAUCUCAAUCGGGUUGAGGUCAGGACUCUGACUGGGCCACUUCAGAAGGCGUAUUUUCUUCUGUUUAAGCCAUUCUGUUGUUGAUUUACUUCUAUGCUUUGGGUCAUUGUCCUGUUGCAACACCCAUCUUCUGUUGAGCUUCAGCUGGUAGACAGAUGGCCUUAAGUUCUCCUGCAAAAUGUCUUGAUAAACUUGGGAAUUAAUUUUUCCUUCGAUGAUAGCAAUCCGUCCAGGCCCUGACGCAGCAAAGCAGCCCCAAACCAUACUUCACAGUUGGGAUGAUGUUUUGAUGUUGGUUUGCUGUGCCUUUUUUUCGUCACACAUAGUGUUGUGUGUUUCUUCCAAACAACUCUACUUUGGUUUCAUCUGUCCACAGAAUAUUUUGCCAGUACUGCUGUGUAACAUCCAGGUGCUCUUGUGCAAACUGUAAACGUGCAGCAAUGUUUUGUUUGGACAGCAGUGGCUUCCUCUGUGGGAUCCUCCCAUGAAAUCCAUUCUUGUUUAGUGUUUUACGUAUUGUAGAUUCGCUAACAGGGAUGUUAGCAUUUGCCAGUGACUUUUGUAAGUCUUUAGCUGACACUCUAGGAUUCUUCUUCACCUCAUUGAGCAGUCUGUGCUGUGCUCUUGCAGUCAUCUUUACAGGACAGCCACUCCUAGGGAGAGUAGCAGCAGUGCUGAACUUUCUCCAUUUAUAAACAAUUUGUCUUACCGUGGACUGAUGAACAGCAAGGCUUUUGGAGAUACUUUUAUAACCCUUUCCAGCUUUAUGCAAGUCAACAAUUCUUAAUCGUAGGUCUUCUGAGAGCUCUUUUGUGCGAGGCAUCAUUCACAUCAGGCAAUGCUUCUUGUAAAAAGCAAACCUAGAACUGGUGUGUGUUUUUUAUAGGGCAGUGUAGCUGUAACCAACACCUCCAAUCUCAUCUCAUUGAUUGGACUCCAGUUGGCUGACAUCUCACUCCAAUUAGCUCUUGGAGAUGUUAUUAGUCUAUGGGUUCACAUACCUUUUCCACCUGCACUGUGAAUGUUGACAUGGUGUGUUCAAUAAAAACAUGGCAACAUUUCAUUCUUUGUGUUAUUAGUUUAAGCAGACUGUGAUUGUCUAUUGUUGUGACUUAGAUGAUGAUCAGAUCACAUUUUAUGACCAAUUUGUGCAGAAAUCCAUAUCAUUCCAAAGGGUUCACAUACUUUUUCUUGCAACUGUAUUUCUAGAUUCUCUGACGUUGCUCUUAAAAAAUGCUGCCCGUCGGUAUAUAGAAUGUGUAAGCUGCCAGAGUAAAUUUGAUGAAUUAAGUAGUUGCUAACAUAGAAACCACCCAGAGUUUAUUCUGAGAGCAUAUACAUUCUAAUUAGUCAGCACUUGUCAUGUACCAGAAAUGUUAUGGUAUUCAUUUAAUGAUUUAUUUUUGAGUUGGAGCCAUACGGUUGGCAAUCUACUUGGAGUGUUUUUUGUUUUUGUUUUGUCAAUGUAUCUAGUUAUUUUAUCAAUUAAAUGUUUGGAAUAAGAGUAACUAUUAUGCCACUCCAAUGAGCCGCAUACAGUAUAUCACAGACGUGAGUACACCCCUCACAUUUUUGUAAAUAUUUUAUUAAAUCUUUUCAUGUGACAACACUGAAGAAAUGACUUUCUGCUACAAUGUCAAGUAGUAAGUGUACAGCCUGUAUAACAGUGUAAAUUAGCUGUCCCCUCAAAAUAACUCAACCCACAGCCGUUAAUGUCUAAACCGUUGGCCACAAACGUGAGUACAUUGUAUCAAUGGGGGAACUGUUUCUGGUUAAAACGUUAUACUUUAUAUGGGUUCAUGGUACAUUCCAUAAAGAUUAAAGCCACAGUAACUCUACUGGUAACAUUCUCCAAAUCAGCCAUGUUUGCAGCUCAGUCCGUGAUUUAUUGAGUAAAUGAAUGCUCACACAGCAGCUCUCUACAGCAGGUGAUUACCUGCCUUAGAUUUGCAGCAGCAGAAACUGAAAAUAUGAGUAUAUUCUUAUUUUCAUAUUUUUAAUACAUUAAAAGAAAAAAGAACAUUAUGGGUCACUUCCUCUGGAGUGUAACUUUAAUACACAUUCACUAGGUCUCUGGUUUUAGAAGAAAUACUCAGUAAAACCAUUUAACAAUUGACUUAGUACAUCAAUUUGCAGCGUCCCUAACUUAAAAACCGCCCGUAACUUGUGUCAGUAGGUUUAAAGGUUCUUGAUAAAAAUGCAAAUAAAAACUUCCAAUGAUACGAUAACAUAAGGGACACUCUACUACCCGAAUACUAAUCAAAAUAAAAAUGUUAAACUCACUUAUUAGUAGAUAUACCCCAAUAAAAAUGCAUGCAUUUAAUUAUAUAUGUGUUCUUUGGGAUUAUAUCUGAAAGCAGCUUGCAAAACUGCAGAUCUCUUGUCUGCAGCCUUUGAACACCAUACAUUUCUUCCUCAGCCCAGACUUUCUGUGGCUGUCCAAUCACUGAUUUUCCAAAUGAGCUCAAUGAGAAGUCUUUGCAAGGCUUUGUGUAGUUACCUGCUUCUUGAGUUUAGCUCAUCUGAGCUAAACAAACCAGGAAGUAAUAGAACCUGUUGUCUGAUUGACAGCCAGGGGCUAUAACCAGGUUAAUUUGUAAACAUGCCCGUUUCUAUUGAAAUGUACACUUUUUGUGAAAUGAAAAAAGACGACACACUGAGCAAUGCUUUAGGAGUCUGGAGUGUCAUUUAAACAUUAAAGUCAGUGUGACAAGCCUAGCCACUUGUAAUAUUCAGGACUGUGCACAUAAAAAGGUUGCCUGUAGUAUUCCUGUAAUGUCUUGUAUAACCUGGCUGUACAAUGUAUGUUAAUGUAUGUGUACUUUGAAUUCGUAUGCUGGCUGCCGAAAGCCGCUAGCAUUCAUGUGCUUCGUUUCACGAACAGCAACUUUACCGGCUGUUCGUGAACCGAAUGAGCUACCCCCUAAAAGCCCACACACUGUAAUUAGAGGCUUUCCUAGGUGGCCGUCGUUCGGCUACCGACCACCCAGCGGGCGGCCAUCUUGGAUCCUUUGUCUCCCCAGCGGUGUUUGGUCGUCGAGCGUGUGGAACUGAAAACGGCUACUCGAUGGCGCAAACACCGCUGGACUUCCAGGCCGUUCGGGAGCUCCGGUCUUUCGCUAUUAGGGUUCCCCCAUCGGUGUUCGGUAUUUUGGGGCGAACUCUAUGGCAAAGUGUAUUUCGUGCGGCAUUCGGUUGUUUUAGCUGGGAUCUGAGCGGUAUUCUCACGAACUGUGCACUCAGACCCCAGCUAUCUACCGAACGUCCAUUCGUUUAAAUAAACUAAAUAUUGUUAAAGUUAUAGAUUUAAAUGUAAAAUGCCGGUUCUGCUGCACGGAGGGAUAAUCCACUUAACGGUAUAUUCCAGUGGGAGUAUCCCUCUCGUCCAGUAGUGCCUGAUGGAAGAAAUGCCCAGAAUGUUAAGUCCCCCAUGUAGUCCCCUACUGUAUUACCCCUGCAAUGUCAGUAGGGAAACCCCUUGCAUGGGGACUUGCAUAAAUACUGGAUGCUGUGAAUAAAAACCUCAGUUGACUCCCAGAACUGUGUUUCAUCCGGUUACUGGGGGAUUUGGGAUAUUGCCUUACUUUUCAGCGCUGACUGUGGAUUACCUUCUUUACCAGCAGAGAUCGUGGGAUUUAAUAUUGCCGCUUGUUACGACCCGUACCGUCGGGUAGAUGAAGCCGCCGUUUAGUCAAUAAUCCCCUUCUCCAGAAAUGCAGUUUAAAUCCAGCCGACCGCCAAACUCCCGAACGAAGUCCACGAAUACGGCAACUCCCGAUCAGCAAAACAGUCGAACGCCUUCCACAGCUAAAAAUAACGAAAGCGCUGUCCCAGUAAUAAUUCCCCCACAAACGAGACCAAGCUCCGUCUUGAGGGUCAAAUGAAGAUCUGUUUAAUGGGGGCUACCUGCCCGGUAUUUAUGCAGGUCUCCACAAGGUGGACACUCCCCGAGGGGACCUUGUGGAAGACUGUAAAACAUAUUGGACAGUAGCCAAUCGCAGUGGCUUCAAUAAUAGCCCUUCCCAUCUUGCCCAUAAUUCCGUCUUCUCUACCCCGGAGAUAAUUAGGAAGAAACCUAAUUAUCUCCCAAGGUAGAGACAAUCGCCAUUUUAACUUACAGUAAUAAAAAUACAUUAAAAUACAUAAUUGCAGAAAUACCGAAUACAUAUAGUUCGUGUAACGUAUCCCCAGACAGCCUGGAUCUGAGUGCAUGUUUUCACCGAAUAGCGCUCAGAUCUGAUGUAUCUAGUCGAAUCGCCAUGGAGUCAAAGUCUUUCACCAGUCCUUCGGUAUACGAAUGACUCCAUGGGAUGGCUGUCUGGGUGAAAGUCCAUAUGAAUGAAUAAAAACUCCCGAACGACCGACGUUCGCAUGCCUUGUCGAAAUGGAAGGUAGGUAGCAGCUUCCAGCGGUGUUCGGUAGUUUAAGUGUCCGUUUUUAGUUCCAUACAGUUUGUACCGAACACCGCUAUGCGUUCGUAUGUCCCAAAAUGGCCGCUGCCUCGUGGUCGACAUGCGAACGACGACCACCCGUACGAAUGGAAUGGAGAGGUGUCUGCGGUUAACCACAACGUUCUAAUUGGGGCCAACAGGUUAACCAGCAGCACACUCCUCUCCUGGGUGGUCGUUCAUUCGGUAGUUUCAAUCGGUAGUUUGCAAAUUAUAUGAACAGGCAAUUUAGCGAACAAAGGGAAACAGACGAACCAGCAAUACAGAUGAAUCUGUCACACGGCUCCCCCCUUGUGGGACACUCCGGCAGACCCAGCUUGACCCUUUAGCAGGUCAACGUGGGGAUGACCGGACUAAGAUGGGGUGAGGAUGUCGGUUUGCCUGGACAAUCCAUCUGCAUUCCCAUUCUGCUUACCGGGUCGAUAAGUGAUGGUGAAGUUAUAUGGCUGUAGUGCUAAACUCCACCUCAGCAGUCUGCCAUUGUCUCCUGAGACCCGGUUAAGCCAGACAAGGGGAUUGUGGUCCGUCACCAGGGAAAAUUCCUGUCCAUAUAAAUACGGGCUUAACUUUUUCAAUGCCCACACCAGGGCCAAACACUCCUUCUCCACUGCCGCAUAACUCACUUCUCUGGGUAACAGCUUCCUACUGAGAUAUGCGACAGGGUGCUCUCCUCCAUCUUCCCCGACCUGGCUCAGCACAGCCCCCAGUCCAUACAUGGAAGCAUCUGUAUGGACGAGAAAACGUUUGUUAGGGACUGGGGCAGCCAGGACAGGGGCAUUAACAAGAGAUUGUUUGAGGGCUUGGAACGCAGCUUCACAAGCUGGAGACCACAGGACCUGCUUAGGGAGAUUUUUCUUUGUCAGGUCAGUCAGGGGUUUAGCAAUAGUGCUGUAGUCGGGGACAAAGCGUCUAUAGUACCCUGCUGUCCCUAGGAAGGCUAACACCUGGGUCUUGGUGAUAGGUGUGGGCCAGUUAGCUACUGCCUCUAUCUUGGCUGGCUCUGGCCUCUGGCUCCCACACCCUACUCUGUGACCCAGGUACUGCACUUCAGCCAUGCCUAAAUGGCACUUCUCUGGCUUCAAUGUCAGGCCAGCGGCCCGAAUCUUGUCCAGUACUACCCCUACAUGUACUAGGUGUUCUUCCCAGGACUCACUGUAGAUCGCAAUGUCGUCCAGGUAUGCACAAGCAAAUUCCUGGAAUCCAUCAAGAAGUCUAUCCACCAUACGCUGGAAGGUAGCCGGUGCAUUCUUCAUCCCAAAUGGCAUGACCUUAAAUUGGUACAGGCCAAAUGGGGUGACGAAGGCCGACUUGGGGAUAGCAUCCUCGGCCAGGGGAAUCUGCCAGUAGCCUUUGCACAGGUCUAUGGUGGUCAGAUAGCGUCCCCUGGCAAUGCGAUCUAACAAUUCAUCUACCCGGGGCAUCGGGUAGGCGUCAGUGGUGGUCCGCUCAUUGAGACGCCUGUAGUCCACACAGAACCGGGUGGUCCCAUCCUUCUUGGGCACCAGGACUACAGGCGAGGCCCAAGGGCUAUCGGAGUGUUCGAUGACCCCCAGCUGGGUCAUCUCCUGUAUCUCCUUCCGCAUUCCUUCCCGGACUGCUUCAGGGAUACGGUAAGGGGGUUGUCGCAGAGGGUUCUGUCCAGGGGUUUCUACCUUGUGUACAGCUAGGGUAGUGUAACCAGGUUCUUGGGAGGUCGCCUGCUUUUCCCACAGGAGCUGUCUUGUCUGGCCCUUCUCGGUGGAGCUCAGUCUGUCCCCUAGCUGUACCAGGCUAGUAAGAUCCGUCUGGGGGUCCCUCUCUAACAGAUCUGGCAAGGGUAAACUUUCUGUAUCAUCUGCAGCAGGGGCACAUACUGCAGCGACAUUCUCUGGUCUCUCUUGAUACUCCUUUAGCAUGUUCACAUGGAAGGAUCGCUGGAUCCUUUCAUCUGAACAGCUGGCUAUAAGGUAGGUAGUAUCACAUAUCUGCGCUAACACCUUAUACGGGCCCUGCCAAGAUGCCUGCAUCUUGUUCGCCUUCACAGGUUUGAGUACUAACACUUUCUGCCCAACCUGGAAGACUCGCUGUCGGGCACCCUGAUCGUACCACCUCUUCUGUCUCCCCUGAGCCACCUGGAGAUUCUCCCUUACCAUUAGGGACAGUUUCUCCAUGCGGUCCCGGAGUUCCAGAACAUACGGUACUAUGGGGGUCACUUCCUGCUCUGUCUCCCCCUCCCAGUGGCCUCUAAUGAGAUCUAGGGGUCCGCGGACCCUUCUCCCAUAUAGCAACUCAAAGGGGGAGAACCCAGUAGAUUCCUGAGGCACCUCUCUGUAGGCAAACAACAGAUGAGGCAGGAAUCGCUCCCAGUCUCUGCAAGUGUCAGAAAAGGUCCUCAGCAUCUGUUUGAGGGUACCGUUAAAUCGCUCGCAGAGACCGUUAGUCUGUGGAUGGUAAGGUGAGCUAAGCAGCGGUUUAAUACCGCACACCUUCCACAGUUGCUGGGUGAGCACAGCGGUGAAUUGGGUUCCCUGGUCAGAGAGAAUCUCUUGAGGGAACCCGACUCUGGUAAAAAUCCUAACCAGGGCAUCAGCAACUGUCUCUGCCUCUAUAUUAGACAGCGCUACUGCCUCUGGAUAGCGAGUGGCAUAAUCCACCACGGUGAGAAUAUAUUUCUUACCGGAUGGACUAGCCCUGGCCAGUGGACCCACAAUGUCAACGGCUAUGCGGGCAAAGGGCUCCCCAAUGAUAGGCAUAGACAUAAGCCUAGCUCUUGGGUGGUCCCCCCGCUUUCCUAUCCGUUGACAUGUGUCACACGUACUGCAGUAUGUCCGAACAGCCUGAUUAAAGUUUGGCCAAAAGAAGUUCUGCAUGAUCCUAUAGGCUGUGCGGCGGGAACCUAGAUGUCCAGCUAGGGGAACAUCAUGCCCUAUCCGCAGAAUCUCCUGCCGGUAUUUUGCGGGCACCACCAGCUGUCGAUUCGGCGGAGGGGCAACACUUUUCGGGGAAAGCUUGGGGAUUCUAUACAACCUGUCCCCCACCCACUCAUACCGUUCCCCAUCUAAUCCUUCCUCUCCAGUAUCUGCUCUGUCCCUAUACUUCUGGAGGGUCGAAUCUGUCUGAGUUUCCCUCCCAAACUCCUCUGGGGAAUCCCAGCUAAUAAAAGUCUGUUCUAGGGUACCAGUCGGGGACACGGUUCUUACCUGGGUCUCAGCAGCAGGUGGGCUGGUUCCAGCAGCACGGGUCUGGGCACGGGUAGUCACUGGGUUGAUAUCGGCAGGUCCCAUUGGAGCAUAAGCGAACACCAAAGGGGCCAAGUCAUUCCCAAGCAAAACAUCAGCCGGUAAGUCUUUCAUGACCCCCACAUUCACGUGUCCAGAGCCCACCCCCCAAUCCAAGUGAACCCGGGCAACUGGUAAACGGAACACUGCACCUCCCGCCACCCUCACUGCCACAGUAUUUCCAGUGUGCUGGUUUUCGGAAACAAGGUUCUUUUGGAGCAAAGUCAUAGUGGCUCCGGUGUCUCUCAGACCCGUCACUGCUUUGCCAUUCAGUUUAACGGUCUGUCUAUGCUGUUGACGGUUAUCCUGCUGCGCUGCUUGAGCCGGAUCCGCCUCAUGUAGUAUACCCCAAAAUUCCUCCUGCUCAAGACAGUGAGCGGAAGGUUGGGGUGGUUGCUGAUUCCCGCCGGCUGGUCUUCUCCACGACUGGGCUUGGCUGGAAUUGUUUAAUGGGCACUCGGGUCGCUUGUGCCCCAACUGCUUACACCCAUAGCAACGGAUAGGCUGUGAGUAAUCCCGGGCGUUGAACCGGGCUGGCUGAACAUAAUUGUUCGCUGUUGGCAUGGUGGGGGUGCGUUGUGCUGGGUGUUGAUACACUGCAGUGGCUGGAGGGGCUGCUGGUUUGUACUCCACUCGGGUAGGGACCUUGGCUGCUGUCUGGUCCAGUUUCCUGGCAUCAGUGUACUCAUCAGCCAGACGAGCAGCUUUGGGUAAGGUAGCGGGUUUGCGGUCCCUAACCCACUCUCUGACUCCUGCAGGUAAGCGGUCAAAACAGUGCUCCAACAAAAAUACUUGCAGCACUUCUUCCCCAGUUACCGCUUGGCACCCUGCCAUCCAGUGGGCGGCGGUGCGGUGUACUCGGCAUGCCCACUCAACAUAAGAAUCGCCAGCCUGUUUGUUAGUGUCCCGGAAUCGCCGCCGGUAUGCCUCAGGGGUCACAGCGUAUCUGGCCAAAAGGGCAUCUUUCACUGCCCUGUAGCUGGUAAGUUCCUCCUCUGGGAUGGCCCGAAACGCCUCACUGGCCCGGCCGGAUAACUUCCCAGAGAGGAUGGUGACCCAUUCUCCUGCGGGUACCUGGUGUAAGGCACAUUGCCUUUCAAAAUCAGCCAGGAACCCAUCAAUUUCUCCUUCGGCUUCUACAAAAUUCCGAAAUGCAGCAAAAGGUACUUUUCUCCUUCCAUUAUUAUUGUACAGUACCUCAGCUGCUGCAGCGCCUCUUCCUUGAAGCGCCUGUUGUGCUGCUACUGCUGCUUGCACUUGAACCACAAUGUCUGCUGCAGGGUUGGGGCCAAAAUGUGCCAGCCUGAUCUGAACUGCCCGGUUAAAUUGUAUCUCCUCGGGUGUUAACUCCAGUAUGCCAGGCACAUCAGCUCUUCCCGUUCCCUGUGCUGCAUCCAUUUCCAAUAGUAUAGCAAUAAUCUCUCUUUUCUUGAGAUUACUCGCUGAUCGUCCUCUGCGUUCUAAUAUAUCUUUAAGGGUAGCACGCCUUAACUCUUCAUACUGCAUUUCCAACCUGGGAUGUGUAGCUGGCCUUCUGGGCGGUAGGAUUCAUCCCGUCGCUUGCCACCAAUUGUUACGACACGUACCGUCGGGUAGAUGAAGCCGCCGUUUAGUCAAUAAUCCCCUUCUCCAGAAAUGCAGUUUAAAUCCAGCCGACCGCCAAACUCCCGAACGAAGUCCACGAAUACGGCAACUCCCGAUCAGCAAAACAGUCGAACGCCUUCCACAGCUAAAAAUAACGAAAGCGCUGUCCCAGUAAUAAUUCCCCCACAAACGAGACCAAGCUCCGUCUUGAGGGUCAAAUGAAGAUCUGUUUAAUGGGGGCUACCUGCCCGGUAUUUAUGCAGGUCUCCACAAGGUGGACACUCCCCGAGGGGACCUUGUGGAAGACUGUAAAACAUAUUGGACAGUAGCCAAUCGCAGUGGCUUCAAUAAUAGCCCUUCCCAUCUUGCCCAUAAUUCCAUCUUCUCUACCCUGGAGAUAAUUAGGAAGAAACCUAAUUAUCUCCCAAGGUAGAGACAAUCGCCAUUUUAACUUACAGUAAUAAAAAUACAUUAAAAUACAUAAUUGCAGAAAUACCGAAUACAUAUAGUUCGUGUAACGUAUCCCCAGACAGCCUGGAUCUGAGUGCAUGUUUUCACCGAAUAGCGCUCAGAUCCGAUGUAUCUAGUCGAAUCGCCAUGGAGUCAAAGUCUUUCACCAGUCCUUCGGUAUACGAAUGACUCCAUGGGAUGGCUGUCUGGGUGAAAGUCCAUAUGAAUGAAUAAAAACUCCCGAACGACCGACGUUCGCAUGCCUUGUCGAAAUGGAAGGUAGGCAGCAGCUUCCAGCGGUGUUCGGUAGUUUAAGUGUCCGUUUUUAGUUCCAUACAGUUUGUACCGAACACCGCUAUGCGUUCGUAUGUCCCAAAAUGGCCGCUGCCUCGUGGUCGACAUGCGAACGACGACCACCCGUACGAAUGGAAUGGAGAGGUGUCUGCGGUUAACCACAACGUUCUAAUUGGGGCCAAGAGGUUAACCAGCAGCACACUCCUCUCCUGGGUGGUCGUUCAUUCGGUAGUUUCAAUCGGUAGUUUGCAAAUUAUACGAAUACGGGUAUAUGAACAGGCAAUUUAGCGAACAAAGGGAAACAGACGAACCAGCAAUACAGAUGAAUCUGUCACACCGCUCCGCUACAGUCAGUCAUGUCCUAGAUGCAGAGAGAUCAUGCUGAUUUCAUUUGUCGUAGUCCAGAAGAACAUUUCUGUGAAAGUGUUUUUAGAAUUUUAUCCAAAAAGGAACUACUUGGGAGUAAAACCAAUAUAGUGAUACAUCGUUACAUAGCUGAAAAGAGACUUGCGUCCAUCAAGUUCAGCCUUCCUCACAAUAUGAAUUUUGAUAUAGUGAAUGGACGCCAAUAUAAGCCUACAUAAGGUCACCAGCCACACUUAUCAAAUCUUGUUUGCUAGUUAUCCCACUUGCAGUAGAGGAGUUUUAUCAAAGUUUAAAUCUCAUAAAUGUGAAUGUCAUUGGAGAGUACAAGGCGUUUGUUGAAAUUGGCAUAAGAAAGAUUAAAGAAACAAUAAGUCGGUCAACACAAGUAACACAAUAAUGGCGAGGUCAGCGUGAAAAACAGACUGCCUGUGUUCUUUUCUUUUCAGGUCCUAUCACGGGUACAAGACCAUGAAGGAUUUUGUUCGACGAAGACGGUGGGCAAGGUAAAAGAUUGAUUCAAGUGUGAUAAUUUUAAUUUAUAGAAGGCAAAAGUACCUAACAUUUGACAAGUAUCAGCAUCAACUGUUCAAAUCCUUCUGCCAUGUUCCACCUGCCAUCCCUUUCAGUGCAGGGUUGAUUCUAGACAGGGUCACUGGUGCAUAUAUUUAUAGGGGAAUACAAAAUAUGAUUAAGAUAAUAUAUUGAUUAUCUAGCUAUUAUUUUCACGGGCUGUUGGUAUAUUAAAUUCCUGCACUGCAGUUUAUUAUCAAACAAUACGUUUAGAUUAAAAAAACAGCACAAUCCCCAGUUUAUAUGGCACUGUGCAGUGCGGGGCAAUUUCCAGCCUGGCCAAGAUUAGUGGGAGUUAUACUAAUUCCUGGAGUGUAACUCUCACCAGUUAUGGGCAGACAAGAACAUAUAAGGUAAAAAGAACCUUAUCCCUAGAAGAACCCAUUCAUACGCCACUUGAACUGUGACAUUGUUGUUUAUCUGUUAAGAUUACACCAGGAGCUUUUGAUAAUAUUCCCCACUAAUAUUUGCUUCUCUCUCACGAUAAUAUUAAUUUUUAAACCACACAAUACUAAUGUUUUAAAUUUCGGAACAGUUCAGAGAUCAAUAUUUGGUGUAAUAACCCUGAUUUUCAAUCACUGCUUUAAUGCAUCUUGGCAAGCUCUCAAUCUGUUUUUCGCAUUGCUGUUGGGUGACAUAAUAUCAUUCCUGGCGCAAAAAGUCAUGCAGCUCAGCUUUGUUUGAUGGAUUGUGACCAACCUUCUUCCUCUUGAUUGCAUUCAAUAGGUUUUUCAAUGGGAUUCAGGUCUGGAGAUUGGGCUGGCCAUGACAGAUUCUUGACCUGGUGAUCCACCAACCACACCUUAAUUGACCUAGCUGUGUGGCAUGGAGCAUUGUCUUGCUUGAAAAAAACAAUUCUCAGAGUUGUAAAACAUUGUCAGAGCACAAGGAUACUGGUUUUCUUCCAACCUUGUACGUGGCUUGAUUCAUGCAUCCUUCAGAAAGAUGAAUCUUCCUAAUUCAAAUCUUGCUGAAGCACACUUAGAUCAUCCCAGACCAAAUUUCACAGUGGAUUCGAGACAUUUAGUAGACCUCUCCAUGUCUGUAUUCAGGCAUCUGAUGACUAGGUAUUGGGCAAAGCUGAAAAUUGGAUGAUCAGAGACAACUAACUGACUCCCAUCCUCUAUGGCCUAAUCCUUAUGGACUUUUGCAAACCUCAGCCUAGCUCAUCUUUGCUUUUCGUUGAUGAAUGGCUUUUUCUAGCUUUGCACAACUUCAGCCCUUCCCCUAGAAGCCUGUAUCGAACUGUCCUCACUGUGCAACUUACCCCAGCUGCCAUUUACAAUUUGUUUUGUAGGUCACUUGAUGUCAUCCACAGUUAUUGAGUGACAGUUGAAUCAGUUGAUGGUCAUUCCGAUCAAUUGGGAGUUGUAAUUGCUCUCUGCUUUUGUGUAGCUUUGUUGUCCCUUAUGUCUGCUGCUUAACCUUGGUCUUAUGAAUUGCCAUCUUUGAAAUUCUAAGGAUGGAACAACCUGACGGUCACUGUAUCGCUCUCCAAGUAAAUAGAAGAAACCCACAGCACACCAUUUCAUGGAAAAAAAUAUUUAUUCAAUUAGAUACAAUCAUGUCAUAAGUAUCCAUGUAUAUCAUGUCAUAAGUAUACAAUCAAAAGUGCAAUAAAGAUAAAGUGCAAAGUAUCUACACGUUAAUCCACAUAAAUAAUUGCAACAAGGUUACCUACAUUAACUGUAUACUGACCUAGGGCUGGAGACAAAAAUACCCCAACGUUUCGGCACUGCCUUGAUCACAGGAGUCUAGCUCUUCAAAUAAAGCCAGAAGUGAACGCUCUUCAGAAUUAAUAUUCUUUUCAACUCCAAUGACUUGGUCAAUAAUAAUUUUUUUUUUUUUUAUUCCAAUUACUUUUGAGGUACUAUUAGCACUGUUUUUGCCAUCCAGUUGGUCCUAUUAUAAGAGGAUAAUGCUUACUUUUUAUACUUCUAUUCAUUAAAUAAAAUUUGGUCCAGGUAAUAACAUGAUCAAUACCUCAUUCAGUAGAAUGUGAUGUGCAUGUAUUGGAAUUCAACAGCCACUAAAAUGGAAUGGCUGCCAUAUGCUGAUUAAAGAAAAAAAUUGGAGUGGUCUUAUACCACUGGUAGUCAACCUUUUUCUUCACUAAUGCAUCUUUCUUGAUGGAAAAAUUUCCUUACCGCCACCAGUUUUUGCGCAAGUGCAGAAUAUUUUUUAGAAAGGAGGGCAUUUAAAAAAAUAAAUAAAUGUACGUACAUUUAUCUUUUUAUUUCUACUUAAUGCAUGUUUAUAAUGUUUUUGACUUUAUAAAGUUUAAUGAGAAAACAAUAAAGCAAAUUGAAAUUACGUUUACUAGUGAUUAAUGAGAUCCUUGAGGUUGAUGCUGCGAGACUAAAUAUUUGAUAUCUGGUUCGAUUUUCAUAAGGAACAAACGAAGGUCUCCUCUUUCGGUGAUAUUCAGACGACUUCUCUGUUUGCGCAUAAUAUGAUUUCUCAUCUGUGCAUCAGCUCCUCUCUUCUCCCUCCUCAAUUCCCCUCCCCACCUUUUUUUUUUUCUUCCUUUUUUCUAUUUUUUAACCUUACUUAUAGCAGUGCCCAGUAGGAAGGCUGAGCUAGGUAGCCCACUAUAACAGACAGGCACACACACAUAGAAACAUACAAAGACACAUACAUACAAACAGACAGACACAUACAUACAGACACACAGACAGGCACACACACAGACACAAGACACACACAACACAUACAUACAAAGACAAGACACACACAACACAUACAUACAAAGACAAGACACACAUACAUACACACAAGGCACACAUACAAAGACAUACAUAAGACACACAUACAUAUAAAGACACAUACACACACAUACAGACACACACAAGACAUACAUACAAAGACACAUACACACAAACAAACACACACAUUAUAUUUAAGUCACCCUCCUGUUUCCUACCUUUAAGGUGCAGUAGGGUGACUUUCCCUGGGGUCCAGUGGUGGCUCCCGCGUGGCUCUCAGUGUUAGCUGGCGCUUUAACAGGGCGACCGGGCCCCCUCACAAUCCACAUCCAUCGGGUGGCCCUGACAGCAUGGGCCACCCGAUGGACCCCUUGGACGGCGGCCCCGGCGGUUUGCUGUCGGGCCGCAAAUGGUGAUGGCGGUAAACAGUCGCAGGGGUACCGCCGGCUCGCACACCCAAUCUCUCCAAAUUAGGAAAUCCCUGCCACCCACCUGGAAUCCUGAAAAGCCCACAAUGGGGCGGUAGGGACCAGGUUGACGACCCAUGUCUUAGACAAUAUGCUAAGUAAUGUAGCAAGUUUGUGCUUUUCACUAUAGCCAGUCACAAGAAAUAUACCAUAUAUGCAGUGAAAAGAGUUCCGACAUACCAAAAACAUGGUACUAGUUAUGAAACAGCUAGCAACAUAAAUGAAGGAGGUGCAAGAAUUUGAUAUACAAUAUUGUAAUAGAAGAAGACCCUCACCAUUCAUUGUUCCAAUUUGUCAAACCUGUUGAAUUUGCUUGUAUAUCAUGUGCGCCCAGUGUUUGUAUGUUAAUUCCACCUAUUAAAAUGAAACCUUGUUUGAUAAAUCAUAUGCUAAGUUACAUAUUCAGAGUUGCUUUGUGUCAAAUCCUAUUAGCUGGGACUCACAGCAAUAUAGAAUCUUCCAUUGUUAUUUUUUGGAAAUGCAUUUAUUGUUUGAUUAAAGCAUUUCUUGCUCUGUCUCACCAGAAAAUGCAAAAUUGUUACAACUGGACCUUGGUGUGAAGUUCCUCCCAUCUCCUUGUGGGAUGUCUCUAUAUUAUCAAGCAGAGGAACAGCUGAUGACGAAUCGAUAGCUCUGUGGGCAAUAAGCAAUAAGGGAGACGUUUUAUGCAGAGUUGGCGUCACAAAAAAGUGCCAUGAGGUAGGAAUAAUAUUCUUCAGCAGUCUAUAAUGAUUUACCAUUCAGAAUCACUUUAGGAUCACAUUUAUCUCCUCUCUGUCAAAAACGGUUAGAUCUCAGGUAUAUCUCUGCAUUCCCAGUUCACACAAUGUAUACUAAUGCCAUUGAAUGUAAUUAAGCUAUUGUCCUCUUAAUGCCUGAUACAAGAGGACCCAAUGUUCUUCUUUGAGUUGAUUGUAGGGUUCCACAGUCCUGUCUUGGCAUGUCUGAGUGAUUGGACUUGUAAUGUCUCUGCUCCCCACAAAUGUAAAACAUCUAAAAUGAACUGGUGUAUUUGGUGAUGUGUUAAAGGAGCACUAAACUAGACUAGAACACUAUCGCGUUAUAGUGUCCCUUUAAAAAACUCUACAGAAGUUUGUGUGUUAACAAACAUUGGAGGAACAGUGCCUUUUGUAUGCUGUUUAGUUAAGCGACUUAGGAGCGGUUCGGCAGAACAUUUAUUCCAUUGUAUAUUUGUUUUUCCUCUUCUAAUGAUGUGCGAGAUAGGAGAUAAUGCAUCACUCAUUGCUAACCUUGAGUUUAGUUCUGAAAUUAUGCCACCUUAAAGGGGGCUUCUCAUAAACCUAAAUUAAUAAAUGCUCGUUAUACUGUUUUUUUUUUGUUUUGGUUUUUUUUGUUUUUUUGUUUUUGCUACCGCUGUAAGGAUGAGUUUUAUUUCCACCAAUAUUUUUCUUUGAAUAACACUUGCACACUUCACAACAUCACCUGAACCUCCUGUCUUCAAUGGUAAAUAGAUACAGUAAUGGCUUUUGCCUUCUAAUGACACUGGGAUUUGUUAGAGUAUUUAAUUCUAACACAUGAUCACUAUCUUCACACUUCCUCUCUAUAUGUAUGUCUUCUUCUGAUUAAAGGUGACUGUGUGUUUUUCAUUUUGUUGUAGCCCUGAUGUGUAUGUUCAUUUGGAAAAAAAAACACUGUUUCAUGACAGUCAAUUAAUACUUUUGAAUCUGUGUUUUAACAGGGUUCCUCGUGGCUCCACGUUGGCACAGACCAACCAUUCAUUUCCAUUUCAAUAGGAGGGUGUCACCAGGUGUGGGCCAUAGCCAGGGAUGGAUCUGCAUUCUACCGGGGUUCUGUGUCCACCGAUCACCCUGCUGGUAAAGACUCGAUAUUUAUAUUUAUAUGGGGCAGUGCAUUAACCUAACUAUGUUACAGCUGGGCCCUGUAUGGUUACGUAAAAAAGGAGGCUUGCGUGUUGAAGGGACACUGUAGGCACUCUAACUGAUUAAUCUUAUUUAAAUGUUUAUAGUGUCUGGAGUUCAAUGGUGUUUUAAUACCUUACAAGAGCCCCCAGCAGUCCAUCCUCUCUGUGCUGCUUGGUCUAAUGAGGAAGCAUUAACCCGAGUAGCAGUGGUGGUGGUGAUUGGGUGAGAGUGUCAGCUGACUGCUUUCAGCCAAUGACCGCACCAGUAGCUGGUAUGAAUUGCUAUAGCUAGAAGAAGUAUGUAAUCUCUGACAUAUCUUAGCCAUACCUCCACUAGGGGCAGUGGGUGUCAGUUUACCCUUAUUUACUGUUAAACUGCUCCAUAAAUUAUUUAACACUUUAUGGAGGGACAGCACCAUGUGACCUCAAGCACUGUAACUUAUUCAUUGAGAUGAAAUGGUCAUAUUGCCCCUUCAAUCUGAGGUUCAACUUUCUGGCAUUUGUUCUUAGAACCCUAACAGUACUUCAGUGUUCUGUAGCAUGCAUCUGUGUGUAGUAUGUUAUGUAGAGGGUUAGCAAAUGAAACUUUCUCUAGAGCACAGCUUUUGCAGCAUUACAACUCCCAAAAUAAUCUGCCGACUUUAAGCAGAGAAUAAACUAGAAGUGGAGUUUGGAGAGACAAAUUAUUUUCGAUUGCAAUUCCUGAAUUAGUAUUCACAUUUGGAGCAGAGAGAGCUUGUGAUAGGGCUACAGGAAUACAGAGAAAAUAAAGCAAACCUGAGAAAAACCAUGUAAAAAGAUACAAAAGAGCAAAAUCAUACGUGAUGAAGAAAGUAGACCUAUAUGUGACAGAGAGAGUGCCACGUGCAUAAAAAUGCAAGGAACAAAACUCCAUACAGGGAAAGUGGGUCAAGGGAGGGAGCAAGCAGAAGGAAUAUAUGUAGAUUUAAUAAAAGGAAGUUACAUGGGUAGAGUUUGAGACAACACAUAACUCACACAGAGACAGGUGAGAAUCCUAACUAGGUAAGUGGAAAAAAAAAACCACAUAAAUUGGCAAAUUGAAAUUCACGGAAAUGUGACCAGAUGCGUGAGGAGGCAACGUCCUGGUUUAUUUUGCAAUAAAUAAUAAGGUCUAACAUCAAACACAAUGAUGGGGAACAUAAAUGUCACGCACAAAGUAAUGCCAACUUUAUUCUUUGCAUUGCGGAUGCCCUGGAGCGGUUUUGUCAUCAUGUGACCCAAUAUGUACGGUACAUUAUUAGGCAAUAAGCAAAUAGCAGCUGUAUAUCAGAGGUGACCUUCUCUCAGACUUAAUAGGAAGGUAAAUAUGUAUAUGUGACAAUGGUAAACAAUCAGAGAGGGAUAUUCUAGAAACACUUUGAAACUGAUAAUGUUGGUGUAAAAAUAAAACUAGAUAAAUGCUGUUUUUUCGUAUCUGAUUUGGCUUUGUUUGGGCGUUUUGAUCUUGUUUAUCUGCAGAAAAGUAUGACCACGUGCCUCUCACCAGUUGGAUUUCAACUCCUUUCACCCUCAGCUAGAUAAAAGUUAUCUCUUGGCAAAUAUUAAAACGUCUUAAUCAUUAACCCCAUAACUUCAUUAACAUAAAAAUAAUAAGAUUGAGUCGCCAAUGAUUAAAUCCUGGGAAACACUUUGCAAGAUACAUACUUUUUGCAUUCAACAUCUAAUUUAGAUAAGGGCAUUUGUUGACAGAGUGGGCACACACAUUUAAUCAAUCAAGGGAUACUAUCAAAAUGGGCUACUGACAAUUGGCUUCUUUCACUGUAAGAGAUUGGGGUAAUCUAUUUUGUAUUUAUGUGAAAACAAGGUUUUUCUUGUCACUGUGGAUCAGUCUGCGUGGUUCAGAUUGAUAGACAAAAUGACAUGCACCAUUUAGAACAUACUUUCCAUAAUAUUGGUGAUGCGUAAUGCUGUGUCUUGUUCAGAGCACACAAAAAAUGCUAAAAUCCCCAUAUUUAUAUUUUAGAUUGAAACAUGCAGGUUCUGACAGAAGGAAAAGAGCUUAAAAACUACAUGCCAGUUUUGAGAUUUUUAGAAUGGAAUGUAUGGUCUUCUGUAAAGUUGAUGAAUGAACACACAGUUUGAAUACAUCUUCACCAAAAUUGCACUUGAGAAUUGAAUUUAGAUCCUUCUGUAAAGUUGAUGAAUUAACACACAGUUUGAAUACAUCUUCAGCAAAAUUGCACUUGAGAAUUAAAUUUAGAUCCUUUUCGCUAGCUGCAUUAUGUAUUCUUCUGGUUUUUAUUAAACUUCACAUGCCAACAUACUGAUAAUCCCUAAUCUCAAUGAAGUGGUCUGGGUGCCACGUCCACUCUGUUUUAACCCUACAGCUGAAAAUAUUGCUGUUCUGCAGAAUUGCAAUGUUGUUCAAUGCAUGGUUGUCACUCAGACCGCCACUAGAAUUGCUUCUGAUAAAAUAGCAGAGUAAAACUGUGCUAUUACUCAUAGAGACCAUCUGAUUGGCAAAGCGCAGUAUUUUGACACACUUGCCCACUAGCCUCCCAAUGCUGUCCUAUGCAAAAGCAUUCUAUUGGUUGAGAUUACUGAUGUCGAUGAUUUCAGCCAAGGAAAUGGGGCUUCCCCACGGAGACCAGCACUGCGAGUGAGAAAAGGUAAGUAAAAUACCUUUUUUUUAGUCCUUGCAGCUAGGGGACGGGGACCUAAAUGGCCAACAGGGUCCUAUAGUGUAAUGAAUACACAUUUGUUUUCUGUUUUAACCAGGUAAAACUGUUACUGGCUUAGAGUUGUCAGUCUAUGAUCACUGUACCAAAGCCAUUCAGAUUUAGCCUGAGAAAAACACUGGAUAACUGGUGAGUAGCAUAUAGAUUGUGGUUGUCAAACUCUAACCCUGUUGCUUAGGUUGGAAUUUGACAUCCAAAAAGUGUCAGAGAUCUCUAGCCCAACUACGUCUUAAAAGAAUUCAGCUUAACAGCCUGGAGCAGUAUCUGUUCCUUGCGCAAGGUCAACAUGUUCUGUUCAUUUACAGUAAUGUUGGGUGAAAGCUUGUGUAUUUAAGGAGGGCUUAUUCUUAAGCGAUCCUACUGAAAUUAUCAUGUUUAUUCCUAAAACACGAGUUUGAGGCUAAAAUGGCUGAUCAGGAAACAUACUUCCGCUCUAGUCACAGCUUGGCUAUUUUGCAAUCCAUAUUUAAUGUAAUGGAAAAAUAAACUUUCCUUAAAUGCUCCCAUAUAAUGAAAUACAUCACAAAGGUACAUGAUGUAUUUAAUAUAAAAUAUAGAGAUUUACUCACCUCUCCUCUGUUCCAGGGGCACUUCUGGGCUGUCCUCCACUCCUCUGCUGAUGAAUCCCCAAGCAGGGCAAACCUACUCCGUAACGCUGGCACGCUAGCUUCGUUGCCAGUGUUCCGGUGUCUGAACGGAGUGACAUCAUUAUACUUCCUAGUCAGUGCUAGAUGAGUUUGCAGACCAUGCGCUGUGGCUGCUACACUUGAUAGAAGAGAAGGGCCUCCUGUGGGAGGUAUUUUCUACUCCUCCAUGUCAGUUUAUACCUUGGCAUUAGGUGUCUGCCAUGGCGUUGACUGAAAAUUAUUUUUUAACAGAUUUUUCUCCCAAUGUAUACAUUUAUGUGUUUUAUUCUGCUUGUCUGUAUGUGCUAGAGUAAACCAUGCUGUGUGUUUGUGUCUCGUAAUUAUUAUUAUUUUUUAUUUUAUAUUUAUGUAGGUGAUUGCUGGUACCAUAUUCCUUCACCCAAAAAACAGAAGCUACGGCAGGUCUCCGUAGGGCAAACAUCAGUGUUUGCUGUGGAUGAAAACAGUAAGUGUAGAAAUAAAAGUUCAAUUGCAUACAGAGGUUUAUGCGUGAUACGUUCUUUGUUAUCUCGAGUGGAACAGACUAUUGCUCUCCCAUGAAACUAAAUUACCUUUCAUAAAUUUAAAUAUGAAAUUAGCUAAAUCAGUGAUUCUCUAACAUAGAGUCUCAACAUUUAUGGAUUAACAUUCUGUUCCAAUUUGGUUACUGAUAAAUAGAAUGGAUGGAUCAUUGACAAACCAAAAUAAACGAGGCUUGUUAAUUGCUCAACUAGUCUAGCUUGUCCUUCGUUUCUCUUUUAUGCUUCCCCAUAAAAGCAUUAUACCCAGGGCCGGCCUUAGGUAAUCAGGCGCCCUGUGCGAACCCAACACGUGGUGCCCCCCCUGCAGCAAAACCCUUGCCCCUUCAACAAUAGCCCUGUUCCGCCUACUACAAAACCCUUCCACAAAACCCCUGCCCCCCUUUCUACAAAAACUCUGCCUCCCUUUAAUAAAACCCCUGCCCCUUCUACAAAACCCCUGCCCACCGUUCUACAAAAUUCCUUCUCCUCCUUUAACAAAACACAUGCUGUCAUUAUAUAUAUCUACUAUACAGUAAUGUACACAUAUCACUAAAAACCUUCCCCUCCACCAAAACCACUGCCACCCUCUACAAAAGCCCUGCACUCAUUCUACAUAAACCUCUGCUCUCCUUCUACAUAAACCUCUGCUCCCCUUAUACUAAACCCCUGCUCCCCUUCUACAUAAGCCUCUGCUCCCUUAUACUAAACCCCUGCUCCCCUUCUAUAUAAACCUCUGCUCCCCUUAUACUAAACCCCUGCUCCUUUAUACUAAACCCCUGCUCCCCUUAUACUAAACCCCUGCGCCCUUCUACAAAACCUCUGCUCCCCUUAUACUAAACCCCUGCCCCCCUUAUACUAAACUUCUGCCCACUUAUACUAAACUCCUGCCUCCCUUAUACUAAACUCCUGCCCCCUCUACAAACCCCCUGCCCCCUCUUGAACAAAACCCAUGCCCCCUCCACAAAAUCCUUUCCUCUGCCACUUCACCAGAAAUGCUUGCCCCCUCUUCUACAAAACCUCUCCCCUACACCAAACCCCUAACCCCUUCUAUAAAACCUCUGCUCCUCCCUAAACCAAAACCCCUGUCCCAAAAUCCCAGCUAGAAAACCUCUGCUCCCCCUUCUGCAAACCCCCCCACACACAAAAACACCUGCCACCCUUAAAAAAACAAAAAAAAAUCUAUUUAAUAAAAAAAUGCAAUAGUUAUAACAAGAAUGAGCAGACUCACAUUGAAGCUUGCUGCUCCCUGGACCCUCCUGACAGUGUCCCAGUUUGCCGACCUUGAUACCAAAGCACUGACCACCUCCCUCAAACUGACUGUGCGGAUCCUUCCGCGAAUGACUGUGGAGGCGGAGCACGCUCUUCCUCCGUGCUCCUGACCUACUUUCUCUCCCGGCCGCUCAUAAUUUGCAAGUCAAUUGCACAGCAUUAUGCACUUGACUUGCUCUGUACAUGACUCAGACUGAACUGUGAGUGACUGAGUGCGAGCUGUGUCAGCCGCCCGGCGCCCCUGUUGCCAUGGCGCUCUGUGCGGCCGCACAGCUCGCACACCCCUAAGGCCGGCCCUGAUUAUACCAUUAAUAUAGUACUAUCACCACUUCAUGACAAACGACUCACCAGACAGGCAUCUAUUAAGGGGGUCUGUUCUACUCUUGCCAUUAAUUAUUAAUUCAGUUUGUGGGUUAAACCGCCAUUGUAUUUUUACAUCUCCUAUUUGCUGCUGCAAACUAACACUAUUAUAAACUGUCCAAAAUGCCUCCAGUCAAACAUUAAAACCCUGCUAUGCAAAAGUAUCUGAAUUCUAGUAUACCAAUUACAUGCUUACUUGGACAUUAUUUUAAAUAGUUCAAACAUCUAUUUUUUAGAUAACUUAUGGUUUCGACAAGGGAUUACUCCAAGCUACCCUCAAGGAUCUUCCUGGGAGCAUGUCUCCAACAAUGUCCGUAAGGUGUCAGUAGGACCCCUUGAUCAGGUAGGCACUGUGUUUGGAUCAAUGAGCUUUUAAUGCAUAAGUUUAGUAAUGUCUGGGUCAUAUAGCUAGCAAGCUCACAAAUGGUGAAUGAAGAUGGAGAGUGUUUGUAUCUUCAUGUGUUUUUAAUGCCUCUUGUAUAUUUCAGGUUUGGGUAAUUGCUGACAAAGUUCAAGGCAGCCAUAGUCUGAGCUGUGGGACGGUCUGUCACCGCUUAGGGGUACAGCCAAUGGAACCAAGGGGACAUUCAUGGGACUAUGGCAUUGGGGUGAGUAGCAGGCAGUCAUCAGGUAGAAUUCAUCUUGCUUGUGCUAUCUAUCCGUCUAUAUUUCUAGGCAUUAUCCAUGUGGGUAACUCGUUUUUGUAGAAAUGAAAAUAUCUAUAGUAUGAAAUGUUGCGUGCUAUUUUAACACAUCUUAUUUCACAGUCUGGUUCUGAUUUCUUUUAAUUUUGCGACCAUUGUACUAUUUUUGUAUCCAGAGAGAUUUAUGAUUGAUUACCUUUAAUAACGUAUUCCUGAUCUUUUGUACUGCAUCAUUGCUUGUUAUUGUUGAAGAGGCAACAUAAACCAGCCAGGCGUGCCUAUGCAACCCUCUUUUUUUGACCUCCUGUUAGAAAGAGUGAUCUUUCCUAUUAAGGACAAAGAUUUCUGACUUUGGUCUCGCUCACUCAGCUUUUUGUAAAAUAGAGAAAAAGAGAUCUAUGCCUUUAAUGUCUUGCUCCUCCACUGAUCUUGUAUUCCACCUAGAUCAACGAUUAUCAGAGCCAUUUUUCUGCCUAAAUCUAUUAUGGCAGUGAUGGCUAACCUUGACACCAGAGUCUAAAAGCUAGCUGAGCAUCAUGGGAAAUGUAGUCCAGAAACAAUUUAUGGUGUCAAUUUAUGGUGACAUCACUGUCUUAUGGCAUCACCAAGGUCAGGUUCUUAGGUAUGUUAAAAGAUAAACAAAAAAGCAGAUAGAUCGUGAGGCCAGUUGCAGCUAGACCGACGCAUCGACGGAGAAAAGGCAAGGCAACUCGCCUUUUAACUCCUCAGAGAGGGGGGCUGGUCGCCUAAAUAUCUAUUCCAGCACUAUAGUGUUAAGAAUACAUGUCCGCCUAUUUAAACCCACUCCUUUAAGAAUUGCUAUCAUCUACCGCCCCCCUGGUUAUCCUAGACUAUUCAUUGAGCACUUUUCUUCCUGGCUUCCUCUCAUCUAGCACUCCUUCCCUUAUACUUGGGGAUUUCAAUAUCCCAAUCAAUAACCCAUACAGCGGGAAACACUCUUGAUCUUGCCUUCACCAACCUCUGUACUGCCUCUAAUCUCUCCAAUAUUCAUUUUCCUCUAUCUGACCACCAUCUGCCGACUUUUGACAUUGGCAUACCUAAGACCCAAUUGACACCACCGUCUGAACAUCACUCUCACAGAAACCUCCAAUGUCUUGACCUAGAGCAUUUCUCCACUAAUCUCCAAACUCUCCUUUUACCUAUCUCAAACCUCACCUGUCCUAGUUCUGCAACCUCUUUCUACAAUUCCACCCUCUCCUCUCAAUUAGACAUCAUGGCACCUUGUACAUUUAAACGCCGCAGGCCCCCCCAACAACAACCCUGGCACACCAAGCUCACUCGAUACCUCCAGAAAUGCUCCAGAACUGCUGAACGCUGUUGGAGAAAGUCUCACUGUGCAUCAGACUUUCUCCACUAUAAAUUUAUGCUGAGCUCAUACAGCUUGGCUCUUUCCUCUGCAAAAGUUAAUUACUUUAAUACCCUCAUAACCACACUCUCCCGCGAACCCAAACAACCUUUUUCACACAUUUAACUCUCUUCUUCGCCCUGCUGUUCCUCCUCCACCUACUAACUUGACCGCCUCAGACUUUGCAACUCACUUCACUGACAAGAUCUCUACAAUCAGAGAAGAGAUCUCUCAUCUUUCUUCUUCCCCUAACAUCACUCCCUCUGCUGUUCUACGUUCAUUCGCACCCGCUACAUUGGAAGAGGUUUUUGCUCUGCUCCAGUCCUCCCACCCCACCACCUGCUCCCUAGAUCCAAUUCCCUCGCAUCUCAUCCGUACGGUCUUCUUCUCUUUCUCCACCUCUCACUAAAAUUCUCAAUCUCUCUCUCUCCUCUGGUAUAUUUCCAUUGCCCUUCAAACAUGCAACUGUAACCCCAAUUCUAAAGAAGCCCAAUCUUGACCCUAACUCCCCAUCCAACUAUCGUCCUAUCUCGCUACUGCCUUUUGCAUCCAAGAUCCUUGAAAAAAAUUUGUGUAUGCGAGAUUGACAGACUUCCUCGAGUCCAACUCUCUGCUAGACCCGCUUCAGUCUGGUUUCCGCGCUAAGCACUCUGUGGAAACCGCACUGACCAAACUAUCCAAUGAUCUACUAGCUGCAAAAUCUCGUGGUCACUACUCUAUCCUAAUUCUCCUUGACCUGUCUGCGGCUUUUGACACUGUUGAUCAUCAACCGCUUCUUCUCAUCCUCCGCCAUAUCGGUCUACUAGAUAUUGCUCUCUCCUGGUGCUCCUCCUACCUCUCUCAGCGCUCUUUCAGUGUUUCUUUCUCUGGCUCUGCUUCUUCUCCCCAACUCCUCUCUGUUGGUGUCCCCCAAGGUUCAGUCCUUGGUCCCCUACUGUUCUCCAUCUAUACUGCCUCCCUUGGUAAACUCAUUAGCUCCUUUGGCUUCCAAUAUCAUUUCUAUGCAGAUGACAUGCAAAUCUACCUGUCCUCUCCUGAUCUCUCCCAGUCCCUCUUGACUAGUGUCUCUGACUGCCUCUCUGGUGUUUCUAACUGGAUGGCUGCCCACUUCCUUAAACUAAACUUGACCAAAACUGAAAUUCUGGUUCCUCCCUCAAGUGUUGUUACUCCUGUGUCUGUCUCCCUCCAAGUCAACUGUGCUACCAUCAGCUCCACCGCGCAGGCUCGCUGCCUAGGUGUUCUCUUUGACUCCGACCUCUCCUUCAAGCCUCAUGUUCAAUCUAUCGCCAAAUCCUGUCAUUUCCAUUUUAAAAACAUUGCGCGCAUCCGCCAGAUGCGACUAAGGUCCAUUCCACUGUCCUUUGACUACUGUAAUCCGCUUCUCAGUGGUCUUACGUGCUCCCAACUAGCGCCAUUACAGUCCAUAAUGAAUGCGGCGACGAGGCUCAUCUUCCUGUCCGCCCGCACCUCCCAUGCCUCACCCUUCUGUCAGUCCCUACAUUGGCUUCCUAUAAAAUAUAGAGCUUAAUUUAAAAUUCUGGUUCUUACUUUCAUAUCUCUACAUAAUGCUGCUCCCACCUAUCUAUCCUCCCUUAUACACAAGUAUGUCCCGUCUAGGCCCUUACGAUCUGCUGAAGACUUACGUCUAUCUUCUGUCAGUACUCCCACCUCUGAUGCUCGCCUUCAAGAUUUUGCGAGGGCUGCACCGUUCCUGUGGAACUCACUUCCCUCCUCCGUUAGAUUCUCACCCAGUCUCCACUCCUUCAAAAAAUCGUUAAAAACGCACUUCUUUAUAAAAGCGGGUCAAUUAAACUGUUAAUAGCUCCUGACUUAUUCCUCAUCUGCAACUGUCACUAGUCUAAUACUAUCCUUACAUUUUUGUGUCAUUUUACCCCACUCCCUCUAGCAUGUAAGCUCAUUGAGCAGGGCCCUCAACCCCUCUGUUCCUGUGUGUCCAACUUGUCUGGUUACAACUACAUGUCUGUUCGUCCACCCAUUGUAAAGCGCUGCGGAAUUUGACAGCGCUCUAUAAAUAUCAUAAUAAUAAUAAUAAUGUCUGUAUUGCUAACACUAUAGAGUUCCUUUAAGAUACAGUGAUCACAUGAAAAAAAACAAAAAAAAUGACAGGCUCGCUUAAAGCAACCUCAAUAUGUAAAAUGUCUCUGAUGAUGUCAUUAUUCUCUUUUCAGGGAGGCUGGGAACAUGUCAGCGUAAGAGGAAACAUGACUUGUAAUAGCACACAGCCUGAAAAACACACCACUCAAUCUGUGAAUCCAGUUGAAGAAAACCAUGAAGGAAGUCCCUUCAUGUCUGCAGCAACCUGCUAAAAAUUCGCCAUUUAGAUGUUUGGAUAUACAAUGGUGAGACAUUUGUAGUCCUUGGCUAGCAAUGGCAGACAUCUUCAUUAUUUUUUUUGACUACUGCAUCUACAAAAUCAGAACAGGUCUAUUUUGUAGUCUUUUAAAGUUGUAAACUGUGAAUUCCUAAUUUUUCUUUUACCGUAUGAAUUUUGAUAAAUUUUACCUCGUAUAAUUCCUGUUAGGCUUCUUUCUUAAAUCUGGAAACUUUUCUAGAGUGAAUGGGUUGCCAUAUUGUUUCCAGAUCAUUCAGGAGGCAGUAGAUACCACAUUUUCCUCCGAAACAGUUGUGUAAACACUUGGCCCUCUACAAGGUUUUCAUCUUUGGGUUCUUUUUCUGUACUCUUGUGCAGUGACAAAGGAGGAACACAUUUCUCUUCCAAAUGUCAUAAACUAGCUCUCUUUUCUAGCAUAACACUAUACAUCAAGUUUUCUUAAAUGCACCUUAUUCCGAUUUCCCACUCACCAGAGAAAGUAUUUUGAUGAUUUCAAAGCCAGAGGUGUAUCCUUGUAUAUAUGAGAGUAACGGCUGCAUUAUUACAUCAUUAAAUACCAGUAUAUUAAUGUACCCAUUGUAGUAUCCACUGGAGUUUGUUAGUACAUCAUUAUAAAAAUUAUGAUUACAAAUGUAAAUACUUGUAAGUUGGCCCCUGCAUGACCUACAAACAUUAUUUCAUGACCAUCCUGACAGAUCGUCUGAUGACAUAUUCCUUCUGAUUAAAAUGGCAACUUUUAAAUCUCUCUCAUCCAUUGCAUUUUCUUUCUGGUCCCUAUAAACCAAAUUACUUCACGAAUGGCUCAUCUUAUUAGUUCCCUAUAUAAAUGGGCUUCGUAUAGUUCUAUUCGCUUCGCAUGAUCUUGACCUGUAGUAAUUUAUAGGAAACUGUGCCCAGCUUGCACCGAAAUAAGUCGUUAUGAUGCUCAACCGAUAGCUAGUUUUUGCUUACGCUAUGAAAAUAAUGAGUAGAUGGAUUACAUUAGCAUGUCCUAUUUAGCAUGUAAAAAGCUUUUUCGUUACCCUCAUAGAACAGUAUGACGUAAUAAGGAUGUAGUACACUAUGUGUACAAAUAAUAUGUCAAGUAAUGCUCAUUAAUAAAACACACUUUUAGAGAGCCAAAUUAAUUGUAUCUUAAUUAUGAUAGAGAAGAUAGGAGUAUAUUUUAUGGUGCUUAUCUUUUUGUUAGAUUGAACACUGUGUUUUUUUUUUUUUUAAAGAGUUUGUUUUACAGGUGUGCAAUAUGAUGAGUUAUAAUAUAUGACUGAAUUGAUUAAUUUAUUUUAUGAAAUACAUUGGGAUCAUCAAAUUAUUUAUUUCAUAAAAUAUGCCAUUGAUGUGAAACGCGUUGAACUAACAACUUCACUGCAAAGAGUUCACUCCAUUCAAAAUGUACAUAAUUUUAAUAGUGAAUUCAUAUAUUUAUAUAUUUUACUUUUGAUGUUUUUUUUUUCCUGUUUAAUAUAUAAAAGUAAUGCGAUAUAGUUAGGUAAUACAACUGACAGUGUAUAGUGCAAAAUUAUAUUUUGUUUGUAAAAUUAUCUACAUAGUUUCUUGGUGUAUUCACUGCUUUGUAAAAGUCUACAAAACCAGAAUGAUGUUAUAUCUUAGAAGCAUCAAUUUAACCAUACCAAUAGAAAAUGGCUCAUUAACAUUAUCAUGCACUCAAAAUGUAGUUCCGAAGCACUAAAUAUUCAAACAUUUGAACAAAUUCACCUAAUAACCUUAAUACAGACCAAUAAAACAUUUAUGAUUAUUUUAUUAGAAAACUGUCGUAAGCGCCGUAUCAAAUUUGCAUUACUGCAAAGGUUAUGGUGCAGAAAGCACCCUGCCUCCCCAACUAGAGUAGUCUGUACAUUAAUUCCCAAAAGUUGACAGUCCUCAUAUAGCAGCUACCCCCUGGCAACUUCCAACCUCUGACCAACAUUUCUGUGUGGUUAUGUCAUCCUGUGGCCUCAGACAUGUGCUGUCAGUGUCUCAGAAGAUCCCUGCAAACCACCUGUUACAAAAACUGUGAAACUGGCUGUGAAUAAAUUGACGACACCAUCAUUCAGAAGGUACAAUCACCCUGUGUGAUGCGUUUGAUCUGUUACUGUGGAUUUUACUAUAUAUUCCAUAGACCCUGCAGUACAGGCAUCUAUGGGACAGGUUGACAGUCCAUCCAACAGAAUUAGAAGCUUCUGGUUAGUGAGCCUCUUCUUGAUAUGCCUAUGCAAUACUGCAAUCUUAGCAUUAAACAUCUGAUAAUCUUGUUUUCUUUGUAAGUAUUAUUGAAACAGUGAUUAGGUAAAAUGGAGAGUCCUCACUAUUAUAAUGUUUAUAAAUGUUGAGAUCAGAUUACUCUGCAUGGCAACCAUUAUAAAGUUAUCCAGUGUCAGAUAUUUGGGCUUGUGGACCAGUAAUUUCAGUUAGAAUCUUUGUUUUAGAUUUUGGCAUCUAAAGGGCUUUUUCACUAAAAGUUAAAUUACUCAAAUACAUAAGAACCAUUGAGAAUUGUUACGUAACAAUUGUAAUUUAUAAUGAGUCUUUAUUGUAUUCUGUUUCUUUUGAAUUUGGUGCCUAAACAUCUGGUCUAAGUGAAUAAACCACAAAUAAAAAAAAUGAGUUGGCAUCUGUUCACAUAUAUAUCUCUGGUAGUUUCCCACUGUGGCUACCAAGGUGCAGACCAGGAAUGGCUAGCUUUGAUGCUGCAAAUGUUUGCCUACACUUCCCAUAACACUCAGCCAGUAGAUGAGAUUCUCUAUGCAUCAUGGGAGAUGUACUUGAAGUGCCAAGCUUUGCAAUCAUUGUCAAAGAUUGCCAGGAAGAUUCUAUUCCGGGAUUCGAUUAGAACAAAAAGUACAUCUGCCAUAGUGUAUAUCCCAUAUUGUGUAGUAUAAGAUUCACACUCCAAUGAUCACUGCCCUCUUAGACAUGUUACACAUAAGCAGAACAGUGGUUAACUGAUGAGCUAAUGGGGCAUUUGUACCUUUCAGUUGAUUUCAAGGAGAAAAUAAGCAUGUAUUAAGACCACACGUUUAUUUGUCCUUGAUUAAUCGCUAGUUACUGCUCCCCUGGCUGCAAGGCUGCAUGUGCUUCACAUUUACCUUUACUACUGAAAUAAUCUUUUAACCCCGUAAGGACCAAACUUCUGGAAUAAAAAGGAAUCAUGACAUGUCACACGUUAUGUGUCCUUAAGGGGUUAAUUGAGUGCCUGCACUUGUGCAGUAAAUACAAAAUUAUAAUUUACAAAGCGGCAAUGAAUUUGGCAGGAGUUGAUAAAUAGAAACAAUAUUUGAGUAAAUGAAUAAGGUGAUGUGUGAUAAAUAUGUGCUUAAUAUAUGUACAGAAAAUGAACAAAGGCUGCCGCCACACUAAUGUAGGUUCUUCCCCAACUCUACAUACUAACCUGUUCAAAACUAAAGCAACUGGGUUGCAAACCAAGGCCAAUACCAGUGAUAUAGUGUGGCUCUAAAUGUAUAAACUUACUCCUAUAAGUGAUGAGGGUAUACGAUCCUAAAUGCUUAAAAAUUAAAACAUUAAAAUCUAGUGUAGUAUGUUGAUGGUAAUAAGGAGUUCAGAGAAAUAAAAAGGCAACACUCACACAGAACAGAGCCUCACAGGGAUAGCCUCAAAUCGCUCGGGUAGAUGUGUUCUAUGGUGACACUAUCCCUGUUCAAUCUACCAGCCAGAAAACAUGUAGUCUAAAUAGUGUAAUAAAUCUGAUAUUAAUUGACUUAGACCAGGAAACUAAAAAUGCUUACCUUAAAAAGAGUUUUCUACAACCUGGCUCUAGAUGCAAAAAUAUAUGCGUCUCUAAAAGUUUAUGUAAACCCUCCUUAAAUCCAGGACCACGGGAUCAAUACAGGAUGCCACAGGACCAAUUAUUGAAUUAUAAAAUUAUUAGUUAUGGUUCUUAAUUUGAGCUUCCAUAAGGGGUUAUAAAAGAGAUAGAAAAUAGUUAAAAGGCAUCAUUUUGGGUUUUUUGUUUGUUUGUUGUUUUUUAGAUCUCGUUUUUUCAUAGCACUUUUGAUCAAACAUGGUUUAUGGGUCUUUAUUUUAUUUAAAUAAACUUUUUUUAAAUGUGAGUUAAGUUUUAACACUGGUUAUAAUUAUUAUCUUUAUUGGUAAUCAUGCGUGUUGGUCUUAUGAGUUUUGUUUUGUUGUGUUUUAUUGAGUUUUGCAAGUUGCAUUUCACUCUUCUUCUCGUACCUCUGGGCAACUUUAAUUCUGUUACACAUUGUUGUGCAAAUGUAUGAUGCGAGCCCUUACUUUUCCAUUAAAAUUUGUAUGUUUACAUGUAUUAACAUUUGUGUUUUCACUGUUAAAUGUAAUUAAAAGCAACAUCUACAUUGCAAAAAUAAAGAGGAUACUCAUUG